This is a messenger RNA of Podarcis lilfordi (Lilford's wall lizard), 89208 nucleotides long. The record is from the annotation of a GenBank genome assembly. Lineage: Eukaryota; Metazoa; Chordata; Lepidosauria; Squamata; Lacertidae.
GUUGUUCCAACUCUGUUUUCUGGAGAGGGGCUGGCAGGGACUCGGCGGAGCAGCCUCUCCUUCUCCCCCGCCCUUCCCUCCAGUGCUUGGAGGAUUAUUGCUCAAAGCCGGCUGCUCCAGCGCAAGGGAGGGAUUUACCUGCUGCUGGAGCUGUUGUUGUUGUUAGCAGCGCCUCCCCGCCUCUCUCUCCAGAGGCAGCAGCGCAGCGGCGCCCAGAGGAUUGCGCGCGGCUCAGCCAACUCCCAGGGAACCCGCUCGGGGGAGCGUGUGCGCGUCGGGGGGAAGCGGGCGGUUCGCGCCUCGCCGAGGAGAAAACUUUCUGCUCUCCGGACAUGGGAGGCUCACUACUCUAGAUAAAGCACCACCGCCGAGCAAAACCACUGCCGAGGAGGCGCUCGAGGCCGCCCAGGUAUUCCUUCGCUCCUUUUAAUUCUUUAGUGUUAAUCUGGUGUGGCAGCGGCUCUCCCACCCACGUGUUUCUCCCGAGAGGAAUUUUCUUCUUCAGAGGACUGUCGCGUUUCUUCACUCCCGGACUGAGGGGUCGCGCCGGGCUGUUGGAUGCUUUGCUCCCAUGGGGAGUGGGUUGCGACCCCCGGGAAUGACGCCGUUUUGACCUCGAAUUACCACUGCGGCCUAGGCAGGAGCCGGGUGCUGCGCUUGCUUGCGUGCGGCGUUUUCUUGUGCCUCCCAGAGGUGAUGGGCCAGUUCAGGUUUCAGAGGAGGAGGAGGGGCGCGCCUAUUGCAAAGCUUGAAAAGGGAGGAAGAAAAGAAAAGAAAGCCUGGAGAGGGUUUGUGAGGUCUUCCCGCCUUUGUCGGGUUUCUCCCUCACCUCCUCCUCCCGUGCCUGAAAGUAUUUCUGAAACACUUGUUGCUUCUCGGAAAACGUUUGGAACCCGGGAGUUUUCUCUCCCUCCCUCCCCCACUUAAUUGUCAGCCUGCCUGGUUGCAAGAGGCGUCCGCACAAAGCAUUGCAAUUUGCAAAUGCAGGAGGGAGGGUUGGGUGCUGCUUGCCUCGGGUUUUGUAAGAACGCGAGCGGCAGAUGACUCAAAAGUCUUCUCUCUCUGUCAAACUCUGCCCAGACGAAACCGGUCUCUCUCUUGAGUUAACAAACUUAAUCCUCUCCCUGUUGGGGAAUGGAUGCUGCUGCUGUGGGAGGGGCGAACAGGGAAGCGACUUUCUUAGCUAGAGGAAGGUAGCGACACGUUACAGCAAACUUUGUUUACUUCACAUCGCUGCUAAUAAUUACAGUACUGUUCUGUUUUAAAAUUGAUUGGAUCGACCCUUUCCCAUUGCCCCCAGAAAAGGGUUAGGUUGUGGUUAUUGCCAUUCCAUCCCUAGAUGGCCUGCACUAAUAGUAACUGGCAAGCUGACAAAAUUAUAUAGGUCACUGGGAAAUAAUUCCAGCUUAAUCGCCUUUAUCUUUUUGGCUAAGAGGGAAAAGAGUUUCCGCUUACCAUAGAGAUGGCUGUUUUGAUCAAAGUAAGGCUCUUUUCAGAAAUGAUGCUUAGAGUGAUUUUUUUCUUUCUUUCCUCAUUUCUUGCACUUUUAUAUCAACUAUCUUUGUUUUGGCUUUUCCUGGAACUAGAUAUCUGAUGCACAUUUCCCAAACAUUUUAUGAGCAAGGAAUGAUCCCAUUUACACAAUUGUUUUCCUUCCUUGAAGCCAGUAUGAUUUACAGCAAAGUAAUAUGUGAUCUAGGAAUAAUUUAUAGUACCCGUAGUUUGUCAAAGAAUAUACAGGUUAGUUGUUUAAAAAUGCAUGCAUAUUUGUUUCAUCAGUUGCAUGCAGCAUGAACCUCUGCUAGCAGAUAUACUGGCUUAGAGAGCAGAGGAGAGCUGCAGAUAGUGGUGAGAGAUGCAGUGAGUCCAUGUAUGGAAGACUUUCCCAACCCAGGACACUAGGUUUGUGAAGGCUGAUGUGAAGUUUGCAUGUAUACAAGUGAACUAGUGCUCAGACCCCUGCAGUCCAAAUUAUUUUCUUAAGGUUUGAGUAUGAAACUUUGAUGUUUCUAGGGUUCUGUAGGAGACACUUAAAAGGGUUCUGUUAAACAUGUAAAUUCACUCAUAGCUCAACAGGUUGUGUGGCCCUGUCUCCCUUUCCCUCAGAAUGGGUACCUAAAAACUGAUUUCUGGCUGGCUUUCCGAAUCUUGAUCCUGGCCUCUAGGUGCGUAUAAGGUCAUCACAUGGAUACAUUUUAGUGAAGUUCUUCAUUACAACAUUUAAAAUAAGCUUGAAGUUUUACUUUCAGCAGUUUGAUGCCUAAUGAAUCUUAAGGCACAAGCUUAAGCAUCUUUACCAUCAAAUAAGUUUGGCUGGGUGAAAAGAAAGCUUGUGAGUGAGUGAAGGGUCCUUACAUGUUUAGGCUGUAACUUGAUUCAUAGCUAUCAAAGUAGGCCUUGGUUAUGAGUAAACAUGUACAUGACACUAUGAUUUAUUUUGAUAAAAUAGAUUGUUAAUUUCUUUCUUUGGGUAUAUUGUAUGACUGGAGAUUAGAGAUAAGGGGAACAUUAGUUAAAUAAGUUUUUUGGAAAUCAUGUGAGCGAAGUCAUUUUAUUAUUCUAGGCACAUAACUGGGGUGAAGAAGGCAUAGAAAAGCUGUUUCAGCAAAUGAGCAUCUAAAACCACAGUAUUCCUUUUAAAAAAUAUAUUGAUUAACAUAGAAUUGCUUAACUGCUUUCUUUAAUUUUGUGAAACUGGGGGGUGGAAGAGUUACCUAGAAUCAUAGAAUCAUAGAAUCAUAGAGUUGGAAGACACCACAAGGGCCAUCGAGUCCAACCCCCUGGCAAGCAGGAAACACCAUCAGAGCACUCCUGACAUAUGGUUGUCAAGCCUCUGCUUAAAGACCUCCAAAGAAGGAGACUACACCACACUCCUUGGCAGCAAAUUCCACUGUCGAACAGCUCUUACUGUCAGGAAGUUCUUCCUAAUGUUUAGGUGGAAUCUUCUUUCUUGUAGUUUGGAUCCAUUGCUCCGUGUCCGCUUCUCUGGAGCAGCAGAAAACAACCUUUCUCCCUCCUCUAUGUGACAUCCUUUUAUAUAUUUGAACAUGGCUAUCAUAUCACCCCUUAACCUCCUCUUCUCCAGGCUAAACAUGCCCAGCUCUCUUAGCCGUUCCUCAUAAGGCAUCGUUUCCAGGCCUUUGACCAUUUUGGUUGCCCUCCUCUGGACACGUUCCAGUUUGUCAAUGUCCUUCUUGAACUGUGGUGCCCAGAACUGGACACAGUACUCCAGGUGAGGUCUGACCAGAGCAGAAUACAGUGGCACUAUUACUUCCCUUGAUCUAGAUGCUAUACUCCUAUUGAUGCAGCCCAGAAUUGCAUUGGCUUUUUAGCUGCCGCGUCACACUGUUGGCUCAUGUCAAGUUUGUGGUCAGCCAAGACUCCUAGAUCCUUUUCACAUGUACUGCUCUCAAGCCAGGUGUCCCCAUCUUGUAUUUGUGCCUCUCAUUUUUUUGCCCAAGUGCAAUACUUUACAUUUCUCCCUGUUAAAAUUCAUCUUGUUUGUUUUGGCCCAGUUCUCUAUUCUGUCAAGGUCGUUUUGAAGUGUGAUCCUGUCCUCUGGGGUGUUAGCCACCCCUCCCAAUUUGGUGUCAUCUGCAAAUUUGAUCAGGAUGCCCUUGAGUCCAUCAUCCAAGUCGUUGAUAAAGAUGUUGAAUAAGACCGGGCCCAAGACAGAACCCUGUGGCACCCCACUAGUCACUCUUCUCCAGGAUGAAGAGGAACCAUUGAUGAGCACCCUUUGGGUUCGGUCAGUCAGCCAGUUACAAAUCCACUGCGUGGUAGCAUAGUCAAGACCACAUUUUACCAGCUUCUUUACAAGAAUAUCAUGAGGCACCUUGUCAAAUGCCUUGCUGAAAUCAAGGUAGGCUACAUCCACUGCGUUCCCUUCAUCUACCAGGCUUGUAAUUCUGUCAAAAAACGAGAUCCGGUUAGUCUGACAUGACUUAUUUUUCAGAAAUCCAUGCUGACUAUUGGUGAUCACAGCAUUCCUUUCUAGGUGCUCACAGACUGUUUGCUUAAUGAUCUGCUCCAGAAUCUUCCCUGGUAUUGAUGUCAGACUGACUGGGCGGUAAUUAUUUGGGUCCUCUCUUUUCCCUUUUUGAAAAUAGGGACAACGUUUGCCCUCCUCCAGUCUGCCGGGACUUCGCCUGUUCUCCAGGAAUUCUCAAAGAUGACUGCCAGUGGUUCUGAGAUCACAUCUGCCAGUUCUUUUAAUACUCUUGGAUACCUGUAGUCUGAUUUGACACAGACUGGCUGGCCUGUGUGAAGUCUGUGACCUAAGCAGUCAGCCAUGUAGGUUGGUUUAUCAGAGUCUUGACAAAACUCCUGUUUUUGCUGUCUAUUUGAAACUAUAGUACUGUACAGAAAGGCAAGUUGUGAAGCACUUGGCAGAUCACAAUACUUGGCUGGUAGAAUGUUGUUUGACUUGAAGUUGGUUACUGAUCACUUGUUUCCAGUUCCUUGGUGCAUGCAUGGAUUAAGGAAACUAGUAAUAAUGGCAUCCAUAAGUGAUGAUGUUCUCCACUAAUUGACACGUGAUUGUGUUUAGAUGUUGUUGUCUACUUUCUGUCUAAAAAUAUAUUUGCAAGAGCUUAGUAUUUGUAAACUUGAUCCUAAGCAGCAUUGCAUUUUAUUAAUAGGAAUAUUAAAGGUCACGAACCAGUUGCAUUGAAUAGCCACAGCUUUUAAAAUUGUGCCUUUACUCUGCCAUCUGGCUUUCAAAUAAUGAUAACUGAGCCUUUGAACGCAUUAUCGUUAUCUAGAUUUAAUGAUUUCCCAGGACAUUCUUGUGUUGUUAUCACAGUAAAUCUGAGAUCAUUACUUGAUGCAGAAAACCUUGUGACAAGGUUUCAGGACUUUCUAGUAUUUGACAUGUAGGCUGGUCUAAAGCAUGCUUGUUGAGGGAUGGGUGAGACUAUGAGCCUGAGGUUUCCUACAGCUCGUUCAUGUAGCACUAAGUCAUGGUUUAGUGCCGUGUCAAGCAAGGUCAAUCUAAGUUGUUGAAAGCACAAAUACCUACUGUGCUGUUCUGAUUGCCUUGCUUUCUCAUGCUACUAUAACGUCUUAGAUUCUGUCUUUCUUGCAAGCGCAGUUUGAUUAUGUGUUGCCGGUUCUUUGCAGUACUUCAUAUGGCUGGGGCUUCCAGUCUUAAGUGUCUUUUUUUUUUUCAAUAACAGGACUAUCUUGAAAAGUAAAAACUUUGCUAUUCUUGUGCAGAGGUAUUUAUAUUUCAGAGUUAUUUCUUCUGCGCCAGCCACUGUCCUUACCGUUUUCAUCACCCAUUGUCUUGCCUGUGCUUUCUGAGGACUUCCACUCCAAUCCUCAAUAUUUACUAUGUAGAAACCCUUAAGGCUUCCUCUUGGAACUUCCAGUUGUGAUCUGAAUUCCCUUGGAGGAGCAAUAUGCCAAAAAUGUCAGUUGGGUACAUUACUGCAGCUGGCUACCUGACAAAGCAAUCAUAUGACUGGUUCAGGAGGCAGCCAGCUUCACAUUCCACCCAUUCCACACUCCUUUUGGGGACCUUUGCGUUACUUUAAUGAUCACUGUCAGGCUCUUUCUGUACUAUAUAUUUCAAGCACUAUAUUAUUAUAAUUAUUUAUUAAAGUUGUAUAUGGCCCUUCAUCUGAAGAUUGCAGGGCGGUUUACAACAUAAUCCAUCCCCCAAAAAACUCCCACAAGAUGCAGAACAUAACAACAACAACAACAACAACAACAAAAACCAACCUACAAACACAUUUCCAAAGCCAUAUAUUGUUUAAUCCACCAAAGACCUGGUUGUAGAGGAUCAUUUUCACCUGGCGCCUAAAAAUAUGUAGUAAAAGUGCCAGGCGAGCCUCCCUGGGGAGAGCAGUCCACAAAUGGGGAGAUACCACAGAAAAGGCCCGUUCUUGUGUUGCCACCCUAUAUCACUAUAGCUGUCAUGGCUACCCCCCAAAGAAUCUUGGGGAGUGUAGUUUGUAAGACUUGUUAGGAGAUACCCAUAUUCAUGUUACAGAACUACAGUUCCCAGAGUUACACCAUUCUGGAACUGUGGCUCAGUGAGGAAAAUGGUUGUCUGUUGUCUAUGGGGUGUGUAACCUGCAUUUGAAAAGCCCUGAGUGCAGAGGCCUUGGACAAACUUACUUGUAAUGGCAACACACACCAUCUUGUGUAAAACAUUUACAAGGUGAAAUAUAAAGGAAAUAAAUGUAUAUUACUCAGCAACUGAACAUGGCCUUGCAGACAGACAGCAUUCCAGAUUUAUCAUUGUGAGCAACUUCGCUUGUUAAAUCUUAACCUGUCUGGUGUGAUUCAGUACGGGUCACAGUAAAGUUGGAUAAGUUGAAAAGGCCAAAGUUACUGUCCAGUUUAGGGAAAAGCAGUUUUCAUACAAUGUAAUUCUGGGUGUGUGUUUUUGGCAGUUCUCCUUUCCCUUCGCUUUAACUACUGAACUUUUGACUGUUCUCCUAAACUGCCUGCCAUGGCAUGUUAUCAGGAAUGUAAAGAAAGCUACAGAAAUUUCAAGCUUAAUUCCUUGAUCCUAAGAAUAGUGUAGGGAUGCGGGUGGUGCUGUGGGUUAAACCACAGAGCCUAGGACUUGCCGAUCAGAAGGUCGGUGGUUCGAAUCCCCGCGACGGGGUGAGCUCCCGUUGCUCGGUCCCUGCUCCUGCCAACCUAGCAUUUCGAAAGCACGUCAAAGUGCAAGUAGAUAAAUAGGUACUGCUCCGGUGGGAAGGUAAACGGCGUUCCUGGGUUCUGCUCUAGUUCGCCAGUAGUGGCUUAGUCAUGCUGGCUACAUGACCCGGAAGUUGUACGCUGGCUCCCUCGGCCAAUAAAGCAAGAUGAGCGCCGCAACCCCAGAGUCGGCCACGACUGGACCUAAUGGUCAGGGGUCCCUUUAAGAAUAGUGUAUUGAAAGUAAGCACCACUGAGUUAAAUGGAAUUUGCUGCUUUGUAUCACAGCCUAAUGGAGAAGGAACUGGCAACCCACUCCAGUAUUUUGCCAUGAACACUCCAUGGUCAAAAGAUGAAGCUUUGAGAAGACAUUCCAAGGCAUGCUCUGGUUCAUGGGUUCACGGAAAGUUGAGCAUGACUAAGACGACUGAACGACAACCAUGAUCACAACCUAAAUAAUAUGUUCUUGCUUCACAUGCCAUGAUACCUACCAGAAUAGGACUACUGUGCUAUUCCAACUGCUUAUGGAAAACCUCUUUAAUGUAGCUCCUGUUCCUUGAUGGAGUCUUCUUUUAGUCUGAAAUGAUUAAUGGUUCAAAGGAAAAUUUCCAGCUUGUUAUGUUACCUUUCUAUUGUGGCAAAUGUAGUGAGUAACUGUCACAGUUUGCCACCAUUCAUACUCAGUGCAGUAUUAUCUGAAGUUUGCUUAGUGGUAUUAUAAUUGUGUAGCAACAGCUGCAUAGGGAUAGCAUUUUCUCUACAAAGUUGUCUUUCAAAAUGGUUGGGAUGUGAAAAUAGAUUUGCCCAAAGCCAGGAUGCAAAUAACAUCCUCUAAAUCUGUGCUUCUGGAAUCUUGGAGUUGAAGCCAAUUAGUACCCAUCUGCUGAUGGAAGGCGCGUUUGAAUUUGAUAUCCCGCCUUUCACUCCGUUUAAGGAGUCUCAAAGCGGCUAACAUUCUCCUUUCCCUUCCUCCCCCACAACAAACACUCUGUGAGGUGAGUGGGGCUGAGAGACUUCAAAGAAGUGUGACUGGCCCACGGUCACCCAGCAGCUGCAUGUGGAGGAGCGGAGACGCGAACCCGGUUCCCCAGAUUACGAGACUACCGCUCUUAACCACUACACCACACUGGCGUUGAACAGCAGACUGUUCAACACUGAACCACACUGGUGUUCACUGCGUUGAACAGCAGAGCAUCCCAUCAGCUCUCCCGCUUUAUUAUUCAAGCUGCAAAGACUAGCUUUUUCUUACUUGGUUACCGAGAAGCAAUUCUUAUUUGAUACAGGCCCAGGGAUGGGGAACUUUUGGUCCCUCUGAUGUUGUUGGACUGCAAGUCUCAUCAGCCCCAGCCGGCAUGGAAAUGGUCAGGGAUGAUGGGACUUGUAGUCUAAGUACACAGUGCCUACUGGAUUAUCCUAAUCUGCACAUUGAUUAACACUCUCAAAGGACAGUGGUUCCCAAUUUCCCCCACCAUUGGGCCUUUUGAAAGUUGCUGAGGGUCUUGGUGGAACACUUAAUGGUUUUUCUGCCUAUUGUAGCAAUUAUAAUGUGCUGUGGUCAGUGUUAGAAAUUCACCAGGUGCAUUUUGCAACUUGUACUGGUCUAGUUGCAACAAUAUGGAGAUCUCUGGAUGCCAGUUUGACGACUGACAUUUCCAUGUGGCUGUUCCCUUCAGCUUUCUUAAACAGGUAAACAGAAGAAUUUAUUUAUUGCAUUUAUAUCUCACCUUUUUCCCCAAUGAGUGCAUAGUUCAUCCCUCCCCCCAUAGUUAAUCCCUACAGUGACCUUGUGAGGUAAGUUAAGAGGCUGUGAUUGGCCCAAGGUCACCCAAUGAGCUUCAUGACUUGUGUGGGGAUAUGAACCCUGGUCUCUCAGGUCCAGGUCUGAUACUCUUCACCACUAUACCACACUGGCUUCCUAGAGAACUUCUGCUAUGGGGCAGCUAUAUAAAUUAAGUAGGUAAAUAAAUGGGGAAAGCAAAAAAUGGGGAAAGCAAAAUUUUCCAGAAUUUGUUUUACAAUAUUCUGAAUUUUUUAUUUGAUGUUUUAAUGUGUUGUAAACUACUUCUACAAAUGGUAUAGAAAUGAAAUUAAUAAUAAUAAUAAUAAUAAUAAUAAAUGUUAUUGCAAAAAAACCUAAUGCCUAGGCAUUCCGUUGUAGUGACCAUAACCUAGGUUUAAGGUGCCGUUUGGUGAUUAGUUUAUAUAUCUGAGUUCCUAACAUCAAUGUGGAACAUAGGAAGCUACUUUAUGCAGAGUCAGGCUAUUGGUUUGACAGACUAGUUCAAUGUUCUAUACGCCGACUAGCAACAGCUUUCUAGGGUUUCAGGCAGUCUAUCCUAACCCUACCUGGAGAUGUGAGAAUUGUGCCCAGGACCUUCUGCAUGUAAAGCAGAUCCCCUUUAUCACUGAGUUUUGACCAUCCCCAAGGGUGUAAUAUAAGAGAAAAGCAGCCAUUUUGAGGGAAAGCCACCCAGAGUGGCUGGGGAAACCCAGCCAGAUGGACUAGGUAUAAAUAUACAGUGGUGCCUCACAAGACGAAAUUAAUCCGUUCCGCGAGAGUCUUCGUCUAGCGGUUUUUUCGUCUUGCGAAGCAACCCUAUUAGCGGCUUAACGGAUUAGCGCUAUUAGCGGUUUAGCGGCUAUUAAAGGCUUAAAGGCUUAGGGGAUUAGCUGCUAAAAGGCUAUUAAAGGCUUAGCAGAUUAGAUAAAGGGGGGGGAAAGCGAAAAAAAAAUCUCAAGACUUGCAAGACAUUUUCGUCUUGCGAAGCAAGCCCAUAGAGAAAUUCGUCCUGCGAAGCAACUCAAAAACGGAAAACCCUUUCGUCUAGCGGGUUUUCCGUCUUGCGAGGCAUUCGUCUUGCGGGGCACCACUGUAAUAUAAUAUAAUAUAAUAUAAUAUAAUAUAAUAUAAUAUAAUAAUUUGCUUUCAAUCUGUAAAUGGGAGAAAGCGCAUGAGGUAUUGUGUUUCAAUACAAGACAGUUGGCAUUUCCCCUUUCCUCCCCCCCCCCCCCCCGUGUUUCCUUGCCUUAAAUUAGAUUUGCAGGGGUGGGUGAAGAUCUCAUGAAACAAAAUGCUGGGUUUUAUAACUAGUUUGCUUUUAGUCAGUACAAAGUUCUUUCUCAUUUCAAAGCCCUUCGGGAAAUCACUCUGGGGAAUUUUUGCCAACAAGAUUGAUAGGAUUUACUCCAAACCAUUAAAAUAAUAAUAAUCCACAGAAAUAUAGAUUAAUAGUCUGCUAUGCUUUUUCAAAACUGUUGGGCAGUAUAAAGGUCAAAUAAUAGUUAAAUAUAAUGUGAGGAAUGAAUGAUAAAUAAUGCCACUAAUACCAUGAGACUUCUCUUUUUUGGGAUGCGGGGGCUUGGAUUCUGAUUUUGUGCAUGUUUAGGUAGAAGCGGGUCCUUAGGUAAGGACGCGGGUGGCGCUGUGGGUUAAACCACAGAGCCUAGGACUUGCCAAUGAGAAGGUCGGCGGUUCGAAUCCCCGCGAUGGGGUGAGCUCCCGUUGCUCGGUCCCUGCUCCUGCCAACCUAGCAGUUUGAAAGCACACAGUGCAAGUAGAUAAAUAGGUACCGCUCUGGCGGGAAGGUAAACGGCAUUUCCGUGUGCUGCUCUGGUUCGCCAGAAGCGGCUUAGUCAUGCUGGCCACAUGACUCGGAAGCUGUACGCCAGCUCCCUCGGCCAAUAAAGCGAGAUGAGUCAGAGAUGAGCGCUGCAACCCCAGAGUCAGCCACAACUGGACCUAAUGGUCAGGGGUCCCUUUACUUUUACUAGGUAGAAGCAGUUCUUAUUGACUUCAGUAGGAUUUACUCCAUAAUGUGUGUGUGUAUAAUUUUAUCCCAGUAGAGCAAUCUUAUGACCCUGCUAAGAUGCUUGGUCCUUUAGAAUGCGUUGUUGUUGUUGUUGUUGUUGUUGUUGUUGUUGUUGUUUGUUGUUAUAUUAUAUUUCCACAGUUUUAGGAGGCAUAAUAUUGACAUUAAUACAUUAUCAUUUAAAAUGGGGAAUUGCAAAGGAACUCUUACUGUCUGGAGUAAGACAGUCCUACCUUUCUCCAUCUGAUACAACUGGGGAAUUGCAUUGUCAUCUGCUAAAAUAUAGGUGAAUAAAGAUGACACAUACUUGAAUGUAGAAAGGUUUUCAGCUGAAUACAGUGGAAACCUGGUUCUCAAACGGCUUAGUUAUGAACAAAUCGGCUCCUGAACACCGCAAACCCGAAAGUAAGUGUUCCGGUUUUCAAACGUUUUUCAGAAGCCAAAUGUCCAACGCAGCUUCCACUUGAGUGCAGGAAGCUCCUGCAGCCAGUCGGAAGCCGCGCCUUGGUUUUCAAACAUUUCGGAAGUCUAACGGACUUCCGGAACGGAUUAUGUUCAAGAACCAAGGUACCACUGUACAUUUAAAAUAUGAAUCUCAGAAUUGUUCAGUAUACUGAUAUUAAUUAUACAUUCAACACUUUCCACCCAAGAUCUUUUAAAAUGCUGUCUUUAGUAGGUGCAAGAUGGAAGUUUUGUGAAGACUGUAUAUAUUUUUACACCACAGGGCAAAUGAAACACAGGAACAGCUUGAUUUCUGCCUUGUUAUGAAGAAUAAACAUGAGGGUAUAAGGUUGUUUAACCUCUGUUCUCACUUAAAUUUCUUGUAAUUACUUCAGGCCUAAUGGGAAUACUACCACAUGCAGUUACUGGACCUAAACAACAACCUCUCAUUAUACACAGCUAUCAAGUGUUGAUGAUAUUUGGCUGCUAAUAACAUUAAGGGUGGUUUGUGCCUUAACAGGGAUUUUUUUUUAAAAAAAGUGAAUUUACUUAAUGAAACAGAACUGAUAAUACACUUGGUCCAUAUAUGCACAAAUUGGCUCAUGAGAUAAAUAUAGUGGCAUACCUCACUUUAUUGUGCAUAGUUUUAUUGUGCAUCAUAGAUAGUGCUUUUUUUUUACAAAAGCACUGGAGGAGCUGCUGGUGCUGCUGGUGGAUUGGAGACAAGGCUGCAGGAGCCUGCCCCGCUGCUCCUUGUGAGGAUGCAGGUGCCUGAUCAGUCAGCAGCUACCAACAUCAAGGUAGUGCCCUCCAUCAGCCAGAAGAUUACGACUCGCUGAAGGCUUAGAUCAGGCACGCCCAACUCCCAAGAGACUGUGAUCUACUUUCAGUAUAAAAAACUGGCAGUGAUCUACCCAUUGCCAUUGGAGGCAGGGGGAACGUUCGUGGGGUAGGUGGAUUGCCCAAAGUUGUUGAGCUUCUUUUGCGGAGGAUUGCCCAGAGUUCUUCAGCUUUUAUUUGUUAACUUUGGGUAAACUUUAUUUAAUCCCACGAUCGAUAAGGGUCUCGCGAUCUACCAGGAUCAGCCAGGGAUCUACCGGUAGAUCGCGAUCUGGUUGGACAUGCCUGGCUAUUUCACACUUAAUAGACUACAGUGUAGUAUAAACAUAACUUUUAUAUGUACUGGGAAACCAGAAAAUGUGUUUGACUCGCAUUUGGCGACAUUGUGGUGGUCUGGAACUUGAACCCACAGUAUCUCCAAGAUUAUACCUGUUCUUCUGUUCUGUACACAGUUGAACACAUUUUAGCUCUCUCUGUGUAUGCUGUGAAACGUUUUACUUACCUUCUUUGUUUGGAGGCAGUUAGUUUCUGCUAUUGCACACAUCCUCCUGCCUAGCUUAAAAAUGUGGAGAAGUCUUUGAAAACCACAAGAAAAGUUCACUUGAGGUGUUGCUUAUUAAAUAUGAUUUAUAGAGAUUUCUCAGUUGUGUCUCCACGCUGCAGCUGGAAUACUAGACAAGCAUACCAUCUAAAUAGCCAGUUAUAUGUAUCCCACAUACAAGAGGGGACUGGACGAUUACUGACUCAUUUAAUGAAGAUAGAGACAUGCAGAAUUUCCAGCUAGCAAUAUUCUGAGUCAUUCCACCAAAUUUCAUUUUAGUACACAGCACACAGGGAAGGCACUUUAAAACACGCCUUCAUUAUUUGAGUUUGUGGUAUGUUAACUGUCAACUCAAAGUCUUAAGAUGCUUACGGAAGUGAUAAAUAUAUGUUCAGAGGUUUGGCUCUUUAAAAUAUGAAAUAUUUACAGUGCAUUCCUGUGUGUGUCAACGCAGACAGAAGCCCUAAGGGACUGACUGCCAAGUAAAUUUUUAUAUACUGUAUUUACAGGGUUGAAAUCCCUUUGUAACUAAACAAGGUAAAUUUUGGAUACUUCUAGAAAUUUAGAUAGUCAUUUGAAAGUUAUGAAGAAUAUUUGCAUGUUACCUACAGUAUAUAAAAAAAUAGUUUAUUGUUUUUGAUACAUUUAGAAAUAGUUUGGAACUUCGCUGGUUGAAUCCAUAGCCGUAAAAUUCAGCCUUUCCUCAAUUGAAAUUGUGAUUUCUUUGUAUCAAAUGGGUAUUGGGGGCAAGUGAUUAAAAUGUAAUUUAAUACUGUACAAGACUAGUGUAAUUAUAUUAUGUAUCCAUCACUUAUCAGUGCUUACAUAAACUUGUGAGAAUGUAGCCUAAUAUUCAUAACCAGUAAAUGGUUCUAAAAGGGUUUUUUUUUAAUGAGUUAACACUAAUCUAUUGAGUUAAAUAUAUGACAUCAUAGCGUAUGUCAGUUUGUGCACUGUUCACUUAGCACAAUAUCAUUUAUUAAAUUAGCACAAUGUUUUAUUAGAAAUAUGACAUUAAAGAAAUAGGACUUGCUAAUUUGUGAAUUUAUAUGGCUUAUGUCUCACAGGUCUGUAUUAAAGUACAAGUGGUGGCCAUUUUAGGUGUGUCCACCAUUGUGUGGGUCCUUUUGGACCUGGAAGAGGGAUGAAUGGGGGCGUAACCAGCUUUUGUGUGCUCUGCUGACGUCUAAAGGGGUGUAAUGCACACCGCUAAUGUGUGCGGGCUCCAGGAACAGACUCCCCGCACAAAAUGGUCACUGCCGCUAUAUAUUAAUAAGUGGUUAGGAUGUGCAAAAUAUUCUUCCCACUGAGCUGAUGGACAAAAACUGUAAAGUUACUCAUAUUAAGUCAAAUUUUAAUUUAUGAUAGGAGCAUAAUGAAGCUAAUACACAGUAAGGCAGCAUACUGGAUUUGAUUCAGUUGGUGACUUGGCAUCUCUCAUGACGAUUGUACAUAGAAAACAGCGGCUUUAUUCCAUUGGGCAAUAUCCAUCAUCACACUGGUGGAUGCUGUGAAAUUCGCUGCUUCUGUCCUUCCCCCCUUGCAACCUUGAGUUUCUCCUUCCAUUCUGCAAGCAGUGUGACAGCACUGGAAGUCACCCAAGUGUGUGCAACUUCAAAUAUACAGCACCUAAAGUUGUGAAGUCACGUACGCUUGGUUUUCUGGAGAAGGAUAAUGGUGAGGGAAUUGAUUAAUGCCUCUAGUUAUAAUAAUUGAGCUGCUUUUUUACAUACCUGUUAAAAUCCUUCAUUUGCAACAAUGUGGAAAGUGUCACCAGGCAAAGUGAACCAAAAAUGUUAUUUCAAAACUGUUAUCAAAGAUAAUGUGCAUUGUGUCAAAAAGCUGCUGCUCUGACAUUGGAUAAAAAAAAGCAGUGCUUCCCUAUAUGCUGCCAGGACAAGUGUGCAGCCAAGAGGGAAUAAGUACAUUCCUGACCUUUGGCUUGGAUCCAAUUUCAAGUUCCUCCUUUCUCACCUCUCUUGUCUCAUGAGACAUUUACAGUUGUUAAGUCAUUUGGCCUAAAGUCAGAAGCCUUUGAUUUUUCAGAAGGUCAUAGUGAAGUGCUUUUAGACUUGGGUUGCUAACACACUAAAUUAAAAUGACCAUGUGAUUCUGUGUAGAUUUAGCCUUUAUUUUUGAAUAACCUUUUUAUUGGGUUUUAUGAGCAAGGAUCAUAUGAGUAAUAAAUGAUGCAAAUAAACAGACCAAAUCUUCUCAUGUCGUUUGUAUAGCACAAAAAUAGCAUAAUAAAUUUGCAGUAAUAUCUACAACAAGAAUAUCAAACCUAUCCAUUCUUAAGGAAAUCAGCCCUGAGUGCUCACUGGAAGCACAGAUCGUGAAGCUGAGGCUCCAAGACUUUGGCCACCUCAUGAGAUGAGAAGACUCCCUGGAAAAGACCCUGAUGUUGGGAAAGAUGGAGGGCACAAGGAGAAGGGGACGACAGAGGACGAGAUGGUUGGACAGUGUUCUCGAAGCUAUCAGCAUGAGUUUGACCAAACUGCGGGAGGCAAUGGAAGACAGUAGUGCCUGGCGUGCUCUGGUCCAUGGGGUCACGAAGAGUCAGACACGACUAAACAAUAACAACAAUAUCUACAAUGUAUGGUUCAAAGUGAAGAUAAUAAUUUAAAUUUAAAUUUAGAUCAAUCAGAUUGAGCCAAAUGCUGAUGGGUGGGAUUGUUCCUUUUUUUGGAAUACUGGCAUAGGUUAUAAAAUUAAACCACACUUGAAUAAAGCCAUCUUUCUUGAUCCAUCCAUGUGUCCGCCAUAGUUUAUUUGUUGAUCUUUCAAGGAAUGCUGUUUCCUAAACUGUUUUGUACCAAUUGUUUAUUGUUGUGCCAGAAAGGGCUUUCCAGUGUCUGCUUAUGGUUUGUCACACUGCUAGUAAUAAAUGGCUUAUUAAUUCUACACUGUGUAAAUCUAGGUUGUUGUCUUGAAAUAUAUUUGAUAAAGCUAAUUAUGGUUUGACUUCCAGUUGUUUCAUUAUUUUAUUAAUUUCUUGGAAUUACGAAUUCCAGAAAGGCUGGAGUUUUGUACAUUCCUGCCACAUGUGGAGAUGUGUGCUGGGUCUGGAGCAGCCCCUUCAGCAAUGUGGUGAAGCACCAAGAUGGAUCAUGGCUAGCUUCCUAGGGAUAGCACCUAUAUAUGAGUGUUAGGGUUAAUUUUCUAUUGCUGAAGGGAUUUAUUUUGUCCAGAGUCUGUUCCAUUGAUCUGGGUCAUGUUCAUAGCCAAAACCUCAUUCCUGUUGAUGUAUAAUAGGGUUGAAUGAACUCUCUUAUGCACUGAGUAUAAUGUUAUAGAUUGCGAAUAUUAUACCGGGCCUUGGCCUUGGCCUUGUCCAUAUUACAGAUCUUUCAGAUGGGCUAGUAAUCUUGUGGCUGCCUUAUUGGUAAUUAGGUUAGCCAAAGAAAAAAGAAAAAAAAAGUGUGGAUUUGAUGGAGUAGCAGCCAAGAGAUUUGUAAGUUUCCUAGUUUAGUCCACAUUUCUUGGUCUAAUAGUGGUGUAUUUCUGUUAUAAAAGUAACAUAACUAGUAUAGAUCUUUUGCCUUCCAUCCAGCCACAUAAAUUUGUCAUAAAGUGUUGUUUGCUGAACAGCCUCAGCAAAGCCCCGCUGUGCCUCCGGCUUGUGAGGAGACCCUCCCCGGAGCUUGAAGAAGACUGCAGUCAAGCCUUUCUUUAAUAAAAGUGGUUUCUUGCUCAGGAGAAAUAAGGGAAGAUAUCAUCGUGCUUCUGUGGUUCAUCCAAGCAAAGGCAUACCAGCUUGUCUGUGAAGGGAACUGUGGACUAAAUUAAUAAUACGUGCAGGCACAAAUAUAUUUCAAGAAGUAUGACCUGCCGGUAGAAUCCUGCAAUAGAAUAACCAAUAGGGACAAUAAGGGAAGUGAAUAUCGGUUCCAGUCUAGUUUCAGUUUUUGCUUAGAAGGUUCAAGAAAAACCAGUUUUUCUGUUAUUCAGUGUACGUACAAUGCUGUGUGUGAAAUAAGAUUGCCUUCAGAAUGUGACCAAAGAGUUUAGGCAGAUUUUCAUUGUAAAUGUAUGACUACAUUUUUCUUUUAAAAAAUAAAAUAAAAUAAAUGGCUGCCUUGUUAUGAUCUGAAUUUGAUUUUCUAGAAUCUUUUCCGAGAGUUUCUAGAAACUGUUUUUGGUAUGUGUGGUUGGAAUGGCAACUUCAAUAUAUCUUGUAGAUGAAAAGUUAUAUUGGAACAUGACUUUUGCUGUAAAGCUCUUUUAAAAAUGAAACAGAGCAACACGUGCUUCAAAAAUUAUAAAUCUUUGGUAACCUGAAUCUGUGCACAUGGAGCCGUAUCUCUAGCUUUUCUGUGCAGUAACGAAAGCUGAUUUUCCACCCGCCAGAAGCUAGAGCAUAAGAUAAUUUUAGGACAAAACUAUGUUGUUGUUGUUGUUUAGUCGUUUAGUCGUGUCCGACUCUUCGUGACCCCAUGGACCAGAGCACGCCAGGCACUUCUGUCCUCCACUGCCUCCCGCAGUUUGAUCAAACUCAUGCUGGUAGCUUCAAGAACACCAUCCAACCAUCUCAUUUUCUGUCGUCCCCUUCUCCUUGUGCCCUCCAUCUUUCCCAACAUCAGGGUCUUUUCCAGGGAGUCUUCUCUUCUCAUGAGGUGGCCAAAGUAUUGGAGCCUCAGCUUCAGGAUCUGUCCUUCCAGUGAGCACUCAGGGCUGAUUUCCUUAAGAAUGGAUAGGUUUGAUCUUCUUGCAGUCCAUGGGACUCUCAAGAGUCUCCUCCAGCACCAUAAUUCAAAAGCAUCAAUUCUUCGGCGAUCAGCCUUUUUUAUGGUCCAGCUCUCACUUCCAUACAUCACUACUGGGAAAACCAUGGCUUUUACUAUACGGACCUUUGUUGGCAAGGUGAUGUCUCUGCUUUUAAGAUGUUGUCUAGGUUUGCCAUCGCCUUUCUCCCAAGGAGCAGGCGUCUUUUAAUUUCGUGACUGCUGUCACCAUCUGCAGUGAUCAUGGAGCCCAAGAAAGUAAAAUCUCUCACUGCCUCCAUUUCUUCCCCUUCUAUUUGCCAGGAGGUGAUGGGCCCAGUGGCCAUGAUCUUCGUUUUUUGAUGUUGAGCUUCAGACCAUAUUUUGCGCUCUCCUCUUUCACCCUCAUUAAAAGGUUCUUUAAUUCCUCUUCACUUUCUGCCAUCAAGGUUGUGUCAUCUGCAUAUCUGAGGUUGUUGAUAUUUCUUCCAGCAAUCUUAAUUCCGUCUUGGGAUUCAUCCAGCCCAGCCUUUCGCAUGAUGAAUUCUGCAUAUAAGUUAAAUAAGCAGGGAGACAAUAUACAGCCUUGCCGUACUCCUUUCCCAAUUUUGAACCAAUCAGUUGUUCCAUAUCCAGUUCUAACUGUAGCUUCUUGUCCCACGUAGAUAUUUCUCAGGAGACAGAUGAGGUGAUCAGGCACUCCCAUUUCUUUAAGAACUUGCCAUAGUUUGCUGUGGUCGACACAGUCAAAGGCUUUUGCAUAGUCAAUGAAGCAGAAGUAGAUGUCUUUCUGGAACUCUCUAGCUUUCUCCAUAAUCCAGCGCAUGUUUGCAAUUUGGUCUCUGGUUCCUCUGCCUCUUCUAAAUCCAGCUUGCACUUCUGGGAGUUCUCGGUCCACAUACUGCUUGAGCCUUCCUUGUAGAAUUUUAAGCAUAACCUUGCUAGCAUGUGAAAUGAGUGAAAUUGUGCGGUAGUUGGAGCAUUCUUUGGCACUGCCUUUCUUUGGGAUUGGGAUGUAGACUGAUCUUCUCCAAUCCUCUGGCCACUGCUGAGUUUUCCAAACUUGCUGGCAUAUUGAGUGUAGCACCUUAACAGCAUCAUCUUUUAAAAUUUUAAACAGUUCAGCUGGAAUACCAUCACUUCCACUGGCCUUGUUAUUUGCAGUGCUUUCUAAGGCCCAUUUGACUUCACUUUCCAGGAUGUCUGGCUCAAGGUCAGCAACCACACUACCUGGGGUGUACGAGACAUCCAUAUCUUUCUGGUAUAAUUCCUCUGUGUAUUCUUGCCACCUCUUCUUGAUGUCUUCUGCUUCAGUUAGGUCUUUACCACUUUUGUCCUUUAUUAUGGUAAUCUUUGUACGAAAUGUUCCUUUCAUAUUUCCGAUUUUCUUGAACAGAUCUCUAGUUCUUCCCAUUCUGUUGUUUUCCUCUAUUUCUUUGCAUUGCUCGUUUAAGAAGGCCUUCUUGUCUCUCCUUGCUAUUCUUUGGAAAUCUGCAUUCCAGUACCUGUAUCUUUCACGAUCCCUCGCAUGUUGCUUGCCUUCUCCCCCGCUAUUUGUAAGGCCUCGUUGGACAGCCACUUUGCUUUCUUGCAUUUCUUUUCCAUUGGGAUGGUUUUAGUUGCUGCCUCCUGUAUAAUGUUGCGAGGCUCCACCCAUAGUUCUUCAGGCACUCUGUCCACCAAAUCUAAAUCCUUAAACCUGUUCCUCACUUCCACUGUGUAUUCAUAAGGGAUUUGAUUUAGAUUGUAUCUUACCGGCCCAGUGGUUUUUCCUACUUUCUUCAGUUUAAGCUUGAAUUUUGCUAUAAGAAGCUGAUGAUCUGAGCCACAGUCAGCUCCAGGUCUUGUUUUUGCUGACUGUAUAGAGCUUCUCCAUCUUUGGCUGCAGAGAAUAUAAUCAAUCUGAUUUCGAUGUUGCCCAUCUGGUGAUGUCCAUGUGUAGAGUCGUCUCUUGUGUUGUUGGAAAAGCGUGUUUGUGAUGACCAGCUUGUUCUCUUGACAGAACUCUAUUAGCCUUUGCCCUGUUUCAUUUUGAUCUCCAAGGCCAAACUUGCCAGUUGUUCCUUUUAUCUCUUGAUUCCCUACUUUAGCAUUCCAAUCCCCUAUAAUGAGAAGAACAUCCUUCUUUGGUGUCACUUCUAUAAGGUCUUGUAAGUCUUCAUAGAAUUGGUCAAUUUCAGUUUCUUCAGCACCAGUAGUUGGUGCAUAAACUUGGAUUACUGUGAUGUUAAAAGGUCUGCCUUGGAUUCGUAUCGAGAUCAUUCUAUCAUUUUUGAGACUGCAUCCCAGUACAGCUUUUGCCACUCUUUUGUUGACUAUGAGGGCCACUCCAUUUCUUUUACGGCUUUCUUGCCCACAGUAGUAGAUGUGAUAGUCAUCCGAACUGAAUUCGCCCAUUCCCGUCCAUUUUAGCUCACUGAUGCCCAGGAUGUCAAUAUUUAUUCUCGCCAUCUCAUUUUUGACCACAUCCAACUUACCCAGGUUCAUGGUUCUUACAUUCCAGGUUCCUAUGCAAUAUUUUUCUUUACAGCAUUGGACUUUCCUUUCGCUUCCAUGCAUAUCCACAACUGAGCGUCCUUUCGGCUUUGGCCCAGCCACUUCAUCAGCUCUGGAUCUACUUGUACUUGUCCUCCGCUCUUCCCCAGUAGCAUGUUGGACACCUUCCGACCUGAGGGGCUCAUCUUCCAGCGUCAUAACUUUUAUAUGCCUGUUGUCUUUGUCCAUGGAGUUUUCUUGGCAGGGAUACUGGAGUGGCUUGCCGGUUCCUACUCCAGGUGGAUCAUGUUUGGUCAAAACUCUCCACUAUGACCUGUUCAUCUUGGGUGCCCUGCUCGGCAUAGUUCAUAGCUUCUCUGAGUUCUUCAAGCCCCUUCGCCACGGCAAGGCAGUGAUCCAUGAAGGGGACAAAACUAUAACUUACUAUAAUAGAUGUUGGUUAGCAUAUUUGUUUACAACAUUGUAGGUUGGUUCUUGAGACGGCCUCCAAAGAUAAUAGCCCUAACUUGAUGUCGGCUGUAAUGUUGUAAUCAUUCUUACUGAAUUAGAGUGAUUGCACUGAGUAAUCAAAUUAACCUCUAGCUGCUUUUGUAUAGGUUGAUUAAGACAUACGCUUCAUAAGCAUUUACCUCCUUUGAUGUUUGAUAGCUAUUGAACAGGUACCAUCUUACUGGAUGGAGACUGAAAGAUUAAAAUAAUUACAACAGAGUGCGUAAAAAAGGAAGUGUGGCCAGUACAGAGAAAGAAAUCUGAUUUUUGCAGCGAGUUGGCAAGGAGGUGUAAUGUAGGGACUUCAAGGGCAUGUUAUGGCUUUGAGGGACCUGAUGCUGUCUUAAUGACUAGAGUUGUCUAGGUGAUUCCUGCUGAACCUGGAGUUUCCCACCAUGCUGAAAAGCAGUGCCGGAUUUACGUAUAAGCUAAACAAGCUAUAGCUUAGGGCCCUGCUCUCUUGGCCCCCAGAAAAUUAAAGAAAAAACACACCUGGAUGUACAUUUCCAAAAUAUAAGAUAAAAAGCAAAAUAAAACCUAUAUACAGCAACAGUGUUUUGUGUUGAGUAGGCUCCCAUGAUGUAAGUAAUGGGCCCCGCCUGCUAGCCUGCUCCCUAAAAUAUCACUGCUUUGCUCAUUUCUAUAUACAGUGGUACCUUGGUUCUCAAUCUUAAUCUGUUCUGGAAGUCUGUUCCCAAACCAAAGCGUUCCUAAACAGUGACAAUUUGUUGUUGACAAAGGACAGCUGGACAUAUAAAGGGCCCCAUUACUUUAAGUAGCUUAGGGCCUCAUCAAACCUAAAUCCGGCUCUGCUGACAAGUUAGGAACAUGAACCAAUAUGAACAUGAAGAUGCUAAGAAACAUCCACAAAUCUUUGUUUGCUUUGCUCAGUGAGAGCUCAUUUGUGCUUCAGCAGAGUUUUUUUAAAAAAAAAAUCCCACCCACCUACGCAAUAGAAGAGGACAAAUCUGUCUAAUUAAAAUAUUGCCAUGCAAUUUGCUACUGAGCUCUAUAGGUGGGUUUUCGGGGGGGGGGAGAAUUGAAAUGUUUUGUGGAAAGUAUUACUAUUUAAAGUAGGUUAGUGUGGGUAGUGUAAUUUGGAAUGAAAAAUUACAGCUUUCGCUGGAAAAUUUUCUCAUGCCCUAGAGCAAUGGUUCCCAAACUUUCCUCUCCACAGGCCACUGGAAAAUUGCUAAGGAUUUUAGCAAACCACUAAAUGAAGGUAGCAAUUGUAUCACUCUGUGCUAGACGCUGUAUUAUUUUAGAUGUCUUUUUAUAGCUUCUUUUAUUUAUUUUAUGGUAUUACAAUUUGAAUUCUAAACUGCAGUACAAUAAAAUACAAUACAUAAUUUGAAUUCCACAAAACUCAAACGGUAUAAUACAAUAUAAGAAAUAAAAAACCAGUGAAAUACAAUAAGAUCAAUAUGAAUAUUAAAUGCAUUGGAUGCUCUGUCUCACAUUGUCAGCCACAAAUUCACAGACACACCAUGGACCACGUGAAUGAAGCUCAUGGAUCACAGUUUGGGAACCUCAUGUUAAUUUUUUGUCCCAGUACACUACAGAUAUUCAACCUGAAAUAUUUGAGUGAGGGAAAGUUAAAAACAUCCUUAAUGCGGUGUUAGGUAGAAUCUUUUUGCUAGAAGACUGCUUGUAAAUAUUUAAAGACAUUAGCGUUUACUUCCUUUACAUUGUUUACGUUGAAGAAGAAAAAAAACCUCAGCAACUGAAAACUGUUGAGAUACUAAUAAAUGUUUAGUAACCAAAGAACUGUGCAUGAUAUGCAACUCACAUACUGGUUAGGAUUAAUCACCUAAAAAAAUAUUAGUUACAACUUUGAAACUGCCAAGCUUGGCUAAUAUUGUAUUUGCAACUGACAUUCAUUUAGUCAUUGCUACUAAUGAAGGUAUGAAAAGAAAAUUCUGCAGCAGAAUAAAGCACUGGAGAUGAUAUGUUUUAGAAAUUUUUCAAUGGAAAAUUCUAUGCAUUACGUCACUGCUGUUUGUCUCUGAUAGCAAUUACUUCCCUGGUGAGCGAAGAAGUAGAAAACAGGUAUUCUGCUAGUGCAAGUAGCUAGAAUAUUUGUCCUGAGUGUGGAAAUUAAUGUUCAAAUUCCCACUUCCCCAAGAAGCUCAUUGUGUCUGUCGCCUUGGGCGUGUUGCUAUCUGUCAGCCUAAUGUACUUCAGAAAGUUGCUGUGAGAUAAAAUGGGAACCCCAUGUAUGGUGCCUUGACUUUCUUGUUAAGAAAGGACAAGAUAAACUAUCAUGGCCUCCUUUCCUAUCUGUCUUGUGCUGCCACAGCUAUUACAGGUACACAUCCUAUCUUUUUAAAGAUUGGACCGCCAGUGUAAGUUGUUCAGUGCUUCAGUUCCUGCUUGGAAAAGCCAUGCCACUAAAUUGCACAUGUGGCUUUUCCAUUUCCUGUUUGCUGAAAAUGGCAAGCAAAAGCAGGUUGAAUGCAAUGUGUUGUAUUUCUUUUAAUGGGGAGUAGCUCUUAGGAUACUGAGUUGUAGUCUGUUCUUCAUCUGUUCCUAUUAUUAUUAUUAUUACAGUGGUACCUCAGGUUACAUACGCUUCAGGUUACAUGCGCUUCAGGUUACACACUCUGCUAACCCAGAAAUAGUGCUUCAGGUUAAGAACUUUGCUUCAGGAUGAGAACAGAAAUCAUGCUCCAGCAGCGCGGCGGCAGUGGGAGGCCCCAUUAGCUAAAGUGGUGCUUCAGGUUAAGAACAGUUUCAGGUUAAGUACGGACCUCCGGAACGAAUUAAGUACUUAACCCGAGGUACCACUGUAUUUAUAUACUGCCCUUCAUUAUAAGAUUUCAGGGCAGUUCACAGAAAAAAUACAGGAUAAAAACAAAUAAAGAAUUAAAACAAAAUACGUAGCAAAACAAUGACCCCUCCCUUCCCACAGACACGUUUAAAAGGCUGUGGAAUAUUAAUUAGUCAAAGGCCUGAAGAGGAAGGUUGUCUCCUGGCGCCUAAAAAUAUAUAAUGAAGGCGUCUCUGUGUGUGUAUAUAACCAAAAGCAAGUCCUUCGAUGCCUUUCUGGCUGUUCUUGUGGGACAUCAGAGAACAAUGAAGCAGGGGUUUAACCAUAUUUUUCUGGUUUGGAUAUCAUGGAAAACUGGUUUAACAAGCCAGAAUAUCAACACCAAAGCUGAUUGUUUGAAGGAAGGAGUAUGCACAUGUUGAGACCUAUCUGUAUCUUUUCUGUCCAGUAAUGAAAGGUAAUUUUCAUUAUGCACGUACAGAACUAAAGAGAAUAUGACUCUUUCUGCCUACCUUCUGCUAAAAUGGGCAAGGAAAGAGAGGAGGAAAUGUGCAGACACACAGCUCCCCCCUCCCAAUAUUAUUAUUUUUACUUAUUAAUACAAAGAACAGCAAUUAACAUUCAACCAUUCCAUCACCACCAAGUAUCAAUUUAUUAUAGUAAACUUUUAAGUCCUUUCAGUAUUUAAACAAAGAUAUCAUUCACAAGUUUCUAUGUGCUGUUGGACUCUUGUAACCAUGUUCUAUCGAUGUUUUAUAUGUAGUAAAACUAUGCCACGUUUAUUUUAAAAAGUUGUGUCUUGUUUUUGACCCGAUAAAGCAAACCAAAGUUCUUUUAUUUCAUAGGACAUUCUUGUUUACAAAUAUUGACGAGGCGUACAUGAUUUCCCUUUCUAAAUUAAUAUAAAGAAAUAGGUAUUUGGUUGCAGGCAGAUUUAAGUGUUCCCGGAACAGUGUUGUUCAACUUUUUUAAAAAACCAGUGUGUUUAACUUGUUUUUAAUGCAAAUCAUUUUUUUCUCUACCUUGAUUUAGAUGUAAGGAUUGGUGGAGUAAAUAAAGAAAGCACAUAUGCAAGGUCGAAUGAGGGCUUCUAACCCAUGCGCAAAACCAAAUCCAGAUUUUGUUGCUUGGAUGAUCUUGGCAUGAGGCCACAUAAUGCUUUGUAUUAGAUUUCAGUUUAGUUAGGCCUGUUGGCAUAACACAAAGCUAUGUAGCUGCACCAUUAUUUUCUAGAGUUAGUGGCAUGGAAGGCAUUUGCCUUUUCAAUUGCUUACAAAUGUAAUGGGUGGAAUUUAUGUGAAAUUGCGAAGUUGCCAGAAUAGCCCAACAACCUAAUCAAUCAUGCUUCUCAUACAACUUCUAAAUCAGCCUUUCCCAACUUGGUACAUUCUAGCUGUUUUGGGCUGUUCUGCGCUGGCUGGGUCUGAUAGGAGUUAGUACCCUCCAUCUGUCUUAGACCAAAAGUUGGGCAAGAUUGUUCUAGACUCUAGCUAAUAUUUUUUUGGAAACUGAUACCUUCCCAGUUUUUAUGCAAAGCAUGUUGAUAAAAACCUGUACAUGGAAAUGUAUGUUCAUGAGAUAUGCCUUAUGUUUGUGACUCACACAUAGGAAAAAUUGAGAUGAAUGGGUAGACUUGUAGACUUGAUGUGUAGUUAAUUUGCUUCUUCCUUGCAUGCCAUUUUUAAAAUUAAUUUAUCUUCAGGCCUGGCAUAUUUUUGCUAUAUAUAUAUCUGUGGCAUCACAAUAAUGAUCAUUUUGUCUCAUUUCAAGUUGCUGGUAUAUAUUUUAUUUGGCUUACCUUGAAAAUGGAAAAGUGUGGAUUGUGUGUCUGUUUGAUUCUAAUGUUUUUGGCUCCUAUAAAGUUAUAUUUUUCAUGAUUAUACUAUAGCAAAUCUAUUUGCCGCAGGGAGCUACAGAUCUGGAAUUACAGAUUUCAUAGGCAGAUUUUUACCUUAAAAGAAACUUGAUUAAUGAGUGAUCGAUUUAGGCAUUGGGUCAGGUAGGAGGAUAUAUGGGCCAGAAAGCCUUUUCUUUCCUUUGUGUUUCUUAAGGUUAAAUUCUUUUAUAAAUUGAGUUGCAAAUGAAUGCUGUAUAUCUGGUAGAAAUGAAAGAUGAAUUGAUAUAAUUAAAGAAAGGCUGUUCUAAGAGCUUCUGCUAAAUGAAUUCUCAAAGAAGAGCUGCGGUUUCCUGAAGUGAAAAAUUAACAAGAGAGUGCUCUUUGCAUUUUAAUGGUGCAUAGUACGGUAGAAUAGUUAGCUGAAGCCAAAGGCAAGCACUGCAAUAUUUUGAAGGUGGGAAUGGAGGGUGCCUGUACUUUGGUUUUCAGUUCUGUCUGUUACAAGAUACUGAAACAGACAGAUAUUCUAGAUUGCAUGUAUUUUUGGAGCAUUCUGCAUGCUGGUGUUUCUAUGUUUCAGUAGUAUCCCUGCAUCUCUUCAAGUCCUCUGUUUUAUUCUGCAGAGAGAAAUGGUAUGGGAACUCUAACCAAUUAAUUUCUGAGCAAUAAGCAGUGCUUUGGAUCCUGACCUGAGAAUAGCAUUAAUGGGUCUUCUACUAUUUUCUGUGGAGAAAUACUGUCAAUUAACUAUCCAACAAAUAUGAUAUAUACGAUGGAUAAACAUGUCAUAUGUUUUUCUUUCACUGUUCUUAUGACUUGUUCCAUUUCUCUGAUUUGCAAGUUGGGUAUUGUUUAGGGGAGAAGAACCAACAUACUGUACAGACCCAGAAUUUUAAAGAAGAACCAAGGAAUAAACAGUUAGUGUUUGCAUAGCAAUUGGAAGGAGAAUGAUGUAAGGCAGAGGUAACUAAUGAUGAUUACUGUUUUCCCAAUCAAUCUCUUUUGGGCAUAUUGCUGUUAAUGGCUCACCAUCUGAAUCAUAAAUGUAUGUAUGCAAAUCCUUUAAGGCUCAUGGGUGAUGCUCAAGCUACUUACAAACACAGGACCAAUAUAGAAAAGGAUUAAAGAUUUAUCAUAUGUUGUUAUUGGCCUUUAUUGGCAUAAGUUUAAACAAUAAAAUCAUAGAAAGUCAUCCAAAUACAUUGAUAAUCCAAACACUAGAUAGCCACCAUUGAAUAAAUCAGGCAACUUUAGCUUUAGCUUUAAAUACCCUGAAACAAUCUUGGUAGUUUCAGGAGUAUCAUCCCUCAACAAAUAUUGGAUUACAGAUUCUUUGUGAAUCGAUAUUUUAAGCUGUAAAGGAGUCACUAGGAGAUUUCUGUGAAGGGUGUCGAGAAGAGGGCAAUCCAAAAUUAUGUGGUGUAUUGUAUCUGGUGUUUUCUUAUUACAGGAGCAGCAUCUGUUCUGGAAGGGGAUUUUUUUGAAAUCUUCUGAACAAAACAGAUGAAGGGAAUGCAUUUAGAUGAGAUAGCAUAAAGGCUCUGCGAUGCAAUGGAGUAUCUAAAUUGUAAAAGUAAUUACCGUAUAUACUUGUGCAUCAGCUGACUUUUUCAGCACAUUUUUUAUGCUGAAACCCCCCCCCCCCCUCGGCUUAUACUCGAGUGAGGGUCCCACUUACCCGGGGUCAGCAAACUUUUUUGGGUUGACCGUCCCCCAGACUGUGUGGCGGGCCGGACUGUGUGUGUGUGUGUUUGUGUGCGCGCGCACACACACACACACUGGAGGCAGAUUCUCUCUCCCCCCAGCCUACCUAUGGUGCGAGAGGCGGCGGCGACAGGACCAGUGGCAAGAAAGGGCUGGUUGGCUUCAGAGGGGUGCUGCCCACCGCUCUGCCAACUGCGGCUUGUGCCUGCUCUUGUGAGCGGCAGAGGUGAGCGGCGGAGGGAUGAGUGGCCCGAAAGCAGCCCUUUCUCACCGCUGGUCCCACCGGCGCCGCCCACCUCUCGCAAGGGCAGGCACAGGAGCUGCGGAUGGGAGAGGCGCUGCGCUGUGCCUCUCCCAAACACGGCUCCUAUGCCUGCUUUUGCGAGCAGCAGAGGUGGGCAGCUGCAGAGGAGAUGGGAUGAGCGGCCCGAAAGCGGUUCUUCUUUUCUCCUGCACCCUGGCCGCCUCUGUGUUGUCUGUGCCGUACUGGGUAAGAACCUGCCCGCUUCUGUGUGCUGGUACCUGGGGCACACCGCAUCCUUGUCAAAUGAAUGUCAGAUGCGGCCGCUCUUCUUCUCCUGUUCUCCAGGGCUGUGACCAAUGACGUAGACUUUACAGUCUUACCUGUGCUUGGUCACGCCCCCUUGCUCUGCCCAAGCAUUGCUGAAUACAAGUAUAUCUCUGGUCUUGGAUAUACAGUACGUUUAUUUACAGUACUCAGUCUGCUAUAUUUUAUUUUUUAUUUUCUUAUUAACCCCUAUCUAGACCCAGUGUUGACUAUGCUUGCAUAGAGCAGCCUGUGUUAGGGCUCUGGAAUUACAGUGGUACCUUGGUUCUCAAACAGCUUGGAACCCAAGCACCCCUCAAACCCAGAAGUAAGUGUUGUGGUUUGCUAGCUUUUUUUGGAACCCGAACAUGCUCUGUUUUGAGUGUUACGCUUCUGAUUUGAGUGCCACAUUUCCAUUUUGAGUGCCACUCUUCUGUUUUGAGUGUUACACUGAGGUCUCUGUUUUUGCAGUUUAUUUUGCGUUUUUGCUUCUGUGGUUUGUUUUGUUUUGUUUUUGUUACUGUGUGGAACCCAGUUCAGCUACUGAUUGGUUGAUUGUGUGACUACAGUACAUUGUUUAUUGCUUUCAUUUUAUGGAUCGAUUGUCUCAUUAGAUAGUAAAAUUCAUGUUAAAUUGCUGUUUUAGGGUUUUUUAAAAAAAGUUUGGAACAGAUUAAUCCAUUUUGCAUUACUUUCUAUGGGAAAGUGUGCCUUGGUUUUGGAACACUUUGGUUUUGGAACGGACUUCUGGAACGGAUUAAGUUUGAGAACCAAGGUACCACCGUACUUAUUGAAGGCUGCUUUAGAAAUUAAUUAAAUAAACAAAUAUAAAUUCUAAGAAUUAUUUCUAAAAAUGAAAUCCUCCCCCCCCCCCAACUAACAUUUAAGGCCUUUGCUGAGAUAUACAGAAUAAUUGUUGAAAUUUGGACCCUACUGUUUGCAUUCUACAGGCAGUCUCUCAGAGCUUGCUGCUAAAUGAUAUAGAUGACAACAAAAACUGGCUGUGGAACAGGGCUAUAAAAUUAUGCAUUGGAUAGUUCAGUAUGUGCUUCUGUUAUACUACUGGCACAGGACAAUAUAUUUUGUUUUCCAAAAGCAAAGCAGUUAGAUUGGUGAGAUUUAAACCAUCUGGACACUAGAUUAAAUUGUCCAAGGAUUAUGGGAAUAUUUGCAGACGUGCUGUAAAAGCUAUGAAGUAGAACAGAUUAUUCUGUACAUAGCAAAGAGAAAAAUCUAUUAUAUAAAGGAAUUUGGCUGUAAAGUCUUCUGAUGAAUUUGAUUUAGUGAGUCAGAUGUCCAUAUGCUUUUCCUGUCAGAGAGAAUUCUUGAUUGAAAUCUGUAGUAUGUGUUUUGUUUUUAGAAUACACAGAUCAGCAGUUUUCAAUUAUAAUCUGAUAUCUAGUUCAAUGGCUCAUGCUACUAUAUGCAGUAAUAUACAAUGAGGCUCUGUGCUCUCCUUUUGACAUUUAUGAAACAACCUGCUGCUGGCUGAAUGCUGCUUUGAUCUGUGCAUGAUAUCCUAGAUACGGAUGAUAAUGUUGUUUGGCUGGAUCAGAUGUUCUGCAUGGGAAAAUGAGAAGAGCAGAUGAAGAAGUGCUAGGCUGUUGAUAAUUUCCGUAUUCCAGAUUCACAAAAGUAUCAUCAGAUGAACUCCUACUUGGUGUUCUGUCUAUUCCUGCUCCUUAUGGAUGACAGCUGUUAAAAGAAAUUGAAACUGGAACUUUUCAAAAAUGUCACUGGUUAUGAAACUGAAUAUGCUUGUGCUGUAAGCAACAUUUCAUUUUAAAUGGUAAAAGUAUGCUGUCAGUAAAAAUAAUGUAGUCUUGAGAAACAUGUCCUUGUACGACUUCUAAGUAUUUAGUAAUCAGUCAGUUUGAAACUUAACGCUUCCUGCCUCUUCCAGAAAAUUCCUGUUCCUUGUAGAUCCAAGUGGUAUUUUGAUUCUGAUGUUGUUUAACAUUAAUUUAGACAGCAUGGAAGAGAUGUUGGCCCUGUUGAGAGAUGUUACAAUCCAGAAGCUCAUUCUGGAGCACUUACUGUAUAUUUUGAUCACAUAUUUUGUACUUGCAGUCAGGAUGGCUAAAGUGUAGUUGAAAGCUGUUGGCUCUCUUCCCAGUUCCUGACACUGAGUUUUCGUAUAUUCAACUUUUUGUUUUUGAGCACUCUUGUGAUCAAAUUUUCCAUGAAUUCUUCUGAAUUCUUAACAUGAAUCUCUACCUGCCUUGGCCAAAACUUUCUUAGCCACAUUGCACUGACUGUGAACCCAGCCAAGUUGUGUUGAUUGUGUGUAGUUAUUAAUUGUAAAGGUAAAGGGACCCCUGACCAUUAGGUCCAGUCGUGACUGACUCUGGGGUUGCGGCGCUCAUCUCGCUUUAUUGGCCGAGGGAGCCGGCAUACAGCUUCCGGGUCAUGUGGCCAGCAUGACUAAGCCGCUUCUGGCGAUCCAGAGCAGCGCACGGAAACGCCGUUUACCUUCCGGCCGGAGCAGUACCUAUUUAUCUUCUUGCACUUUGAUGUGCUUUCGAACUGCUAAGUUGGCCGGAGCUGGGACCGAGCAACGGGAGCUCACCCUGUCUCAGGGAUUUGAACCGCUGACCUUCUGAUCGGCAAGUCCUAGGCUCUGUGGUUUAACCCACAGCGCCACCCGUGUUGUAGAAAUUAUCAAAUAGGGCCUGAGAUCUGUGACAAUUUGCUGGAAGGCAUCAACAAGAUUUGCUCAUAAAAAGUUGACACAAUUUUGUCAGAUGACAUUGUCUCUUGAAUAUUGCUGCUCAAUCUGAGAUCAUUUCAGUAUUUUCAUGGCCUGUAUGUAUCCACACAGAUUUGGUUGUUUGGUUGGUCUAUUCUAAGACACAGAGUCACUGUUCUAACACUUCAAAGUUGUUCACAAAAGUGAAAAAUGUGAUCAAUAGCACUUCCAACACGUUUUUUCAUGCAAGCCUUAGGCAUGAACUGGGUUUAGGGUAGAGAGAGAAAAAAUUGUUAGACCUAGGCCAGUAGCUAUCAAUUUCAGCUCCUUAUCUGAAAAAUACAAGUAUUAAUUAAUUAGUGAAACAAAGAAGGUAAGGCUUGUAAGGCAACCAAACUAAAUAAAGAGCAAACCAUAUGCAAAAUCUGUAUAGUGAGAGACAGACUCUAUAUGAAAACCUUAAAAAAAAAAAAUUAGGACCGAAAGUUUCAAGUGGUUUCAGUCUUCCUGAGAUCCAGUCUGCCCAGUUGGUUGGUACAAAGUGCUCUUCUAAAAAUACAAAACAAGAAGUGAAUUGUAUGUCUUUUUAAAAACAGUAUGUGAAUUCCUGGCUUAUAGUUAGGUGGACUAUAGGAUUUCUCAUGCGUAAAUUAACAAUGUUCCAACUUUGGAGAAGACUACAGGAGAUUAACUUCUGGCUUAUUCCUGAGUGAGUGAACUGCACUUGUGUGCUUAGAUUUAGACAUUCACUUGAGCAGCGCUCAGAUUGGCAGGUUACCAACGCUGCAUAUUGUAUUUAUUUUGUUUAUUUGCUUGAACAGGUUUUCAUAUGAGAGGCCCUAAGAGAGACUUACUGAAAGAAAAAGUGGAAUAAAAAAAACAUGCAGGCUGAAGAAUAAUUAAAUGGGAAGGACUCUUCUUCCAGAUGAAGAGAAAGUGUGCCCUACCCUGUUUUGUUUACAAAGAUUUUUUUGAAUUUAAAGAACAAAACGGGACUAUUAAUCUCAGAUGGAAAACCAAGAGGAGCCCAUUUUUUAAAGUGCUAAAAUAAUACAUAGAAUUUAAAAACGUAUUGAGUUUUGACUUAUUAUAUAUAAAUGAAUUCAUUCCUAAGUAUCCUUUCCAAUCAUAUCCGUAUGUAUUUCAGUAGUUAAAAGAAGAUCACAUUGUGGCUAAUCCUAAACUAAAUAAUCACAGACCUUUUAGAGAUGUUUUAGAAUUAUAUUGGACUAUAAUCUUACGUACUUUAAAAGGAUCCUGUACAUAAAUGCAGCCACAAACUUCUUGGUCUUUGUGGAGACCAUGCUCUAAUAGCAUCUCCCUUUCUUUGUACUCCCUCCCUUUCUCAACCAGAGAUAGAACUAUUGAGAAAUUGCUUUUGGCUCAUCAUCAGAGAGCAUCAAUCACUAAGGGUGGAAUUCAGUGUUGUGCUAAUGCGAUAGUUCUGUCACUGCAAGCGUUACCUGACAGAAUGACAUCCCCUCUGCUCGCCCAUGUAGUAUUCUGAGGGUUCUCCUGACCCUCCAGAACAGAUUUUGGGGGGGUGUGCUAGCAGAAGUCCUUGUACUGUUAUCUUCUAGCACAUCAGAUUAGUUGAAUCUGGUUCUCUGUUGCCACUUCAGAUGCUGCAGCACAGAUAAACUUGUCCCACUGAAGUUAGAUUAGCAUUGUAUACUGAGGAAAUGGUCAUAAGCUCUUGUCUCAUUUGUCCACGAAGACCUAUAACUUCAAUUUUGCAAAUAAUCCCUGGUGCCUUACUGUGCUUCUAUUAGUUAUCUUAAGGUCAGUGCCAUGGUAUCCCAGAAACUCAUUUAGUAGUCCAUCAGUGACUUGUUCAAGAAGUGCCUUGCAUGAUCUGCUCUUAGGCAACCUACAAACCUUCUUUCCAUAACAGAGUUAUGUAUUGACUGGAGUACUGACAUAAUAGCACCAGUAUGUGUGAAUUAAGUUUAUAACACUGAAGUGUUAGCUAAAAGUAAAUGUGCCCCUGUUCAGGUUCCAGUCACCAAAUUUUUCUGGACUUUCUCAGCAUUCUAUAAACUGUAGAGGGAUCAAGCAUGACACAUCAUUUUACUAAGCUCUGGUUUUCCAUUUUUUGUUCCAUUGGCCCUAGAGGCCACUGACCACAUUCAGUUUUUAUUGGUAUGGUGCCUCCCCCCUUUUUUAAAAUGCUUUUUAUUUUUGCAUACUUUGGGAACAUCAGUGAUGAUCUCAAUUGACCAUAGUAUGCUUCUGAAGCAUUUCAGGGAGGUGGGGGUUGCAGGCACUGAACUUCAGUGGUUCCACCCCUACCUCCAGAGUCGUUUCCAGAAAGUUGUCAUGGGAGCACCAUGGGAAUUGUCCCACGGGAUUCUAUCUUCCCAUUUAACAUCUAUAUGAAGCCUCUGGGAGCUGUCAUCAGAUUUGAAGUGUCAUCAGUGUGCAGAUGACAUCCAGCUCUGUCUCUCUGUUCCAUCUGAAUCAGGAGAGGGAGUUCAGGUGUUAGACCAGUGCUUGGAGGUGGUGAUGGGUUGGAUGUGGAUCAAUAAACUGAAGCAGAAUCCUGAAAAGACAGAGGUAUUAUGUGUUCCAGAUUCUCAUGGCUGGGAGGUGGCCUCCCCUGGAUGGGGUUGCACUCCCCUGGAAGGAGCAGGUUUGUAGUUUGGGGGUGCUCCUGGCUGAUGACCUCUGUGUCUAGGAGUACCUUUUCCAGCUCUGGUUGGUUUACCAGCUACCAGCUUGCCUUUGGGAAAGAGAUAAUUUGACCACUGUACUCCAGGCUCUGUUAACUUUCAGAUUUGAUUUUUGCAGUGUGCUCUAUGUGGGGCUGCCCUUGAAGAUGACUUGGAAACUUCAGUUGGUCCUAAUUGCAGCCACCAGGUUACCGGCUGGGGUUCCAUUUAGAUCUCAUAUAACCCCUUGGUUAUAUAACUGCGCUUGGUUGCCAGUUCAUUUCUGGGCUCAAUUCAAGGUGUUCAUAUUAGUGUUUAAAACACUAAAUGACUCAGGCUUCUUUACAGACCCUCCAGGGUGCUGAAAUCAGCAGAGGGGACCUCUUGAUAGUCCUUCCACCUUCAGAGGCUCAUGGUGUGGUGGCCCAGGAGAGGGCACUCUCUGUGGCAGCCCCAAAGCUGUGGAAACCCACCCCAGAGGUACACCUGGCAUUUUUAUUAUACAGCUUCCGGUGAAUGCUGAGGAUGCACAUUUUACCCUGGCUUUUGGCACUUGAGAUAUAUAGUUUUAGGACCCACCUUAUUUUGGGGAUUGUAAGUUGUUUUAAAUAGAGUUAAAUAUUGUGUUUUAUCUGCCCCAGGACCUUGGAGUGAAGGGAGGGUAAUAAAUAAAUAAUAAUUAGAUUUUUUUUAAAAAUCCACUUGUUCUGCAUCUGACAUAUGCUGGCCAAGAUGCUGACUUCUUAUAAUUUUUCAGAACUGUUGGCUCAGUGAGGAAGGAAUGACAAGUUUUAAGCACUUUAAGAUAACAUGGUUCAUACUGUUAAGAUAGCUUGACCUUCCAUUAUCUCCUCGACCCCUUUCCAGCGCUAUACCUUUUGCUUUAACAUCAUCAGUGCAAUUGGGUUUUUCUCUUAAUAAAUAGCAAUCAAUCUUGAUGUCAUGUGUUUACAGUUUUCCAGUGCAGAGGCUUACGUUAAUGAACGUGAUCAUUUACACAGUGUCACUGUAGUAUUGGCAUGCUAAAUAAUUUAGCAGGCUGUGGCAGGUAGAUAGCUGUGUAGUGUCUCUGUUACUAUGGCAAUACAUUUCCUUAAUGCAAAUAUUAGUCAUUCUGACUAUGUGGAUCUCUAGACUCAGGAAAUUUAUUGGUGAGGAUGGAGAAUUUAGCCUGGAGUGAUUCAUUUUCCGUGCUGGCUCAGUGUUGAGUCUGGUUCUGGUGAGCCAAAUUUGCUUGAUAGCCAUAAAUGCAGACAGCAGGUAGCCUAUAUUCAGAAUAACCUUCUUAAUCUUUCACUCUUUUUUAAAAAAGCCACUUCCUACCCUUGGCAAUAAUGGUUUUCUCUAUUUACUUUGUCGACAUUAGAUGUAAAUUGGUGACAGUGAAACAGGAAGGGAUGGAGAGCAGGUUUGGUGGACCUUUCAGCCUCAACACCAUAUCUGAUUAAAUUUUCAUUUAAAACUUCUACAAAUGGGUGACUUACAAAAUACAGUUGUACCUCGGGUUAAGUACUUAAUUCGUUCCGGAGGUCCGUACUUAACCUGAAGCUGUUCUUAACCUGAAGCACCACUUUAGCUAAUGGGGCCUCCUGCUGCCGCCGCGCCGCCGGAGCACGAUUUCUGUUCUUAACCUGAAGCACUAUUUCUGGGUUAGCGGAGUCUGUAACCUGAAGCGUAUGUAACCUGAAGCAUAUGUAACCCGAGGUACCACUGUACUUACAAAAUCCAGUGAGCAAGGCCCCUAUCUUCAGGUUUGUUGCCAAAUAAACUUAAGGCAUUUAGGAAAGAUUGAGAUUUUCAUUAUAUAUGGUUUCAGCAGUUUCCCCAAACUGCUGAAACCAUAUAUACUGAAAAUCUCAAUCUUCAAACUGCUAUGUGACCUUUCCUAAACAAGUAUAAUACAGAAUGGUGAUGGUUAAGACUUCCUGCUGACACUUCGGUGCCCUGGUUUUGUCCAUCACAACAUAUAAGAAGUGGUGCUUUUCUAACAGUGCAAUUCUAUGCAUGUUUACUCACAGUAUAGCCUUCUGAGUGCGGUGGGAUAUACUUCUUCGUAAGUGACUAUAAUAAAGCAGGCUUAAGCUUCCUGCUUGUCCAUGGAGCUUGUGUUUCUUUUUAGUCUUGUAUCUCUUUGGGGUUUUUUCCUUGAAUUGCUGCCUGCCCUGUUUUCUUGCCUACUACAUGUUUUCCCUAGUUUUCCUGGGCUAGGUCCUAUCUUGUUUUUGUUUCCUUUUUUUACUUGGGAUGUGAUUUAUACUCAUCCCUGCCUUGAUUCUGUGCAGACUCUUUAAGAACAGAAUCUCAUGAAAGUAUAAAUAUUUCUAUAUGGAUGGUCUUAAUCCUAUCUGGCUGCUAGUUUUCGCCCCUGAAUCUUGCUUACAUCAUGUCUUCUGGCCUUGGGCCAUGCUUCUAUGUUUCUGCGACCUCUCUGCUGACUACUGCAUCUACUCACAUCCUGGACUAAAAAUAUUAUUCCUAGGAAAGACCAUGUCUACAAAAGACACAGCUAACCUCCCCACCCCACUAAUUAAUCUUUUUUAAAAAUAAUUGUUCUAAUUAUUCAUAAAAUAAUCACAGGCCACUCACUCUUUCUAACUGACCUACCUUACAAGGAUAAAAGGAAUUUAGAGUGAAAGAAGCAGUGUUGGCUGCUUGGAGGGCAGAAGGGGAUUAAAAUAUAAUGUAUUUUCUGAUAUAAUAUUCUGAAAGAGCAAAGCCACACAUGAACUACUAGUAAUAAGAAACCAAACAUUAUUCGGUUGUAUACACGGUAUAUGCUGUUCUGUAUUCUGUAUAAUAAUCUUGGGCAUUCUUAGCAAAUACUUUUAGCAAGACACUGUCCUCCCUCCCUCCCUUCCAAUAACUGCUCCAUUUAUUCAAGCAAUAGUUGCACAAAUAAGCAUGAUUCUAAUAUACUGUUCACUUGAUAAAGUUUAAUGUUAUCCUUUGAAAUUAAACUUUUCAAGCAUUAUUAAUAGUGCUUAUAAUAAAGGUUACUGUGAUUUGAAAUUUAACAUUAAAACGGAAGUGAUUGCACUCUAGGCUUAACAUUGAGAGAAGGUAUAUGUGCAUAUUUAACCAGCAUAAUGAAUUGCAAGUUUCACUUAUUAGUUCUAAACAGAGCUGUGCGCUGCUUGUAAUGGUCCAAUAAUCUGCUGCUACUGUCUCCUGAUACAGUAAGGAGAUGGGUGCCUUAACAAACAUUGUAUUCCUUUAUUAAAUUUAAAGCUUCUUCUGGGGUAGUUAAUGUUAGUGGGAUCAAUGAACUUAUGAACAGCAUAACUCCUGGGUAAGCAUUCAUGUCAUUUUCGGGUUGCCAUAUUUUGAAGAGCCAAAAAGACACAUUUGCCGACUUCUACUUUUGACUAUGGAUCGCUAUUGUGAAUGCCAUUUUACAUACCCAUGUAAAAGACGACGUAUGGCAACCCCGUGUCCGUUCAACUUGCAUGCAUCCUGGAUUGCCUCAGAUUCGAAACUUGCCAGCAUUCAUGAGAAAUGGUUGUUCUGUACAGAUGGGAGUAUUAGGUGGAUAUCCACAGAUUUACGAAUUCACAUGCCAGCUUGCUAAGGGCAAGUAUCUUCAGACAAGGAGGCCACCCAAUAUAUCAUAGAGCCAAUAUGUAACAGAGCCAGUUGCAUUUAUACAGGACUUGUAUUCUGAUUUUGUUUAAUAGUUGUUUCCAACAGAAAUGAACUCUUGUGCCAUUGGAAUUUGUAGUGCCUCCAAGUAAUGAGGUACCGUGUCCUUGAAUUACAACCAAUUUGUGCCCUAACUCUCCUAACACUCCUAGGCUGGUUUACAAGUACAGCAGUUGCUCAAAUUUAUUUUGUCUUGACCAGCAUAUUUUAACUUACUUUCAGAUAAAACCCUGUUAAAAGCUAUUGGACAGUAAUUCUCCUAAAGACAAUAGAACAAAAGAGCAUAUAAUAUUAUCCAGCGGUGACUUUCACCUGAUGGAAGGGAAUCAACUGGAACAAGAAAGGAGGCAAUUUUCAGCAAUGUACCAUACCUCUAAAAUUGCCUCCAAAUGAAUCUUAAGGGUUAAACUGUUCUUUUACACAAGUAUUCCAAUGCCCCUUUAAAAAGUGGAAGUGUGUAGCAGUCCUGCACAUCUUACAAUUGUGAACAUUGUUAAAAAUUAAAUGCUUUUUGGCUAUUUGUUAAAGAUGCAAUUAAGAUGGUACUAGAUAACAUUUUUUUGUGCUUUCAAGAUAGAUACAUGUGCUAUGCCUCUACAGCAGACUUGUCCAUGGUCCUCCAGAUAUUGUUGGACUCUCUCAUCACACCUGAGCAUCAGCCAUGUUUAUCUGGGACUGAUGGGAGUUUGAAUCCACCUUUCAACCCAACUCUCAUAAAAAGUAAAGAGAGACAGAAACUUUGGAUUCAUGUCACCCAAACCCAGUAGAUAUUGUUGUUGGUUGUUGGAUGACCAAGAUGGAGAGUAAUGCCACAAAUCUUUACAGGAAUCUGAAACCAAUUAAACCCAGCUUCCUUUCUUAGUUGGAGUGUGAAAGAAACUCCAUUUCUUAUAUCAAUAGUCUAAGUGGCUGAUCAGACAUUAUUUAGAGGCUAGCUUUGACAUGCAGUGCUAGUGUGGAGACUCUACGAUUUUAAGACCAAGGGCACAAGCACCUAGGUUAUGGGGUGGACAAUCUGAAACAGUAGGGCUUAUGUGGAUACAGAAAGCAGUGGAAAGAACUUGAAGAGGAACAUAUCCAAAGAUGAAUGUGAGACAAUGUGAAGAGAAAGAGAGUUUUGACAUGCACAUGUGUUUUCCUAACCCCUGUGGCACAGUAUUUCUGAAUUUAGAUUUAUUUGUGAAAGAAUUCAUGCAGUUACUUGUCUUAUCCUCCUAGGGGCUGCUAUUUCCUUGCAAAAUCUGUGUGUGCUUGCUGCUUUAUACUUGAAUGUGUUGGAGAAAAACAUUUCACUGAAAAUGUGAACCAAAUUGUAAUUCAUUUUAAAGCAGGUGCAGUGGCUCAAAUUGGUGGAUGAAACCCCCCCCCCCCAUAAACAAACUUAGUAUUUUGGUAAAAGGACAUACCUUAUGCAAUUGAGUCUGCAGAACUGUAAUCUUGGUUUGCACAAUAAAUAUUCCUCAGCAGUUGUGACUGAAUAAAUUGAAAGGAUUUUUGAUUGCUACUGUGUUUGAAUAUCACAAUGAACCAUGGUUUAUCAGGAUGGGAACAGGUUACAAUGAACACAUGUUUAACAGGAAACAGCUGUGAGGAAGAGUUAAGAUUGCAAUGGAAGACAAAAUAUUGCGAUGUGGUGAAGAAAUGCAAAGAGUCUUGUGGCACCUUUAAAGUGAACAUAUGUAUAAUUGAUUUUUUUUUUGUCAAUCCAUUUGAUCAGCCUCAUGAUGAAGUAGACUGUAGUCCAGUAGUCCAUGAAACUUUACUUCAUAAUAAAUUUGUUAAUCUCUAGAAGAGCCAUACAACUCUUAUUUUUGGUCUGUUGCAGCAAAUGCAACAAUCAUGCAAACCUUUCUGGAAACUCUGAAGGGAGGCUGUAAUCCACAUUCUAUUUAGUUUCAAAAUAACUGGGAAUCUAGUGUACAGAAGGGAAUUCCUCUGUUUUUGUUCUGGCUCUGAAUAAGUGAAAACACUCUGCCCCUCUGUGAUAAAGUUGAAUUUACUUGUUAAAACAAUCCCACUCAGUAGAACACUUAUUGAGAAGAAAACAUUUUCUCUCAUUGUAUUCUUGCUCACCCUGCCACUGUCCAGAUCACUCCUUGUUAAAUUACCUGCCUCUUUCCUUCUCCAAAUAUUUCUGGUUGCACUUAGCUCAUAUGAGAAUCUAUUAUAGUAUAAAAGAACACCAUCUCCCUGAAUAGAUGAACUGUAUACUCUCAGAACUUCCAUCUAGUCGGAACUGAGCUUUUUUAUUGGUCUUCAUCCAACUCAUUACUGAUUCCAGGCACUGGUUCAGCACAUUCACUGCCUCACGUUAAUCUGACAAAGAGAAAUAGAGCUGGGUGCCAUCAGUAAAUUGAUAAAAUCUCCCCCCAAAUUUCAGAAAGACUUAUCCCAGCAAUAUCUUAGAUGUUAAAGAGCACAAAGGACAAUACAGAAUCCUGUGGAAAUCGAUAGCGCCAUCAGUAGUGCCAGUAUCAACUGCAGAAAUGGUCCUCCAAGAUGAGAGCAGAACUCCCAUCAGGCCCAGCAAGCAUGGCCACAUGUGGAAGGCCAAAGGUUCUCCACACUUGUAUUAGAGAGACAUAUGGAAUUAGUUGCAGAAUGGUUUUAUGAUCUAACCAAAUGUUGGCUGUGCCAUUCGCAGCAAACAAUUUUGCUGCGAAAAGUUAUUUUGGGGGGAUUAUUAGCAUGAUAAGGCAGUUAAUAUUUACUUCCCAGCAGUUGUAAAGGUCUUUUGGUUUGUUCAUAAUGUCAAGCACAUUUCUGAAAUCAGCAUAAUUUGUCUUAAUUUCCAUACUUGUUAAGCAGCACAGUAAUUAAGGUGGACCACUAUAUAUGGAGCAGGAGUCCUAAGAUGUAUUACUUGGGUAGCAAAACACAUCCCUCACCCAUUCCCAUUAAUUGCUCUGAAAUGCAAAGAACCAGAUAACACUGCUAGCACCAUGUGCUACAACCGAAUUUGCAAUCAAUCAAUCAAUCAAUCAAUCAAUCAAACAAAUAAAUAAAUAAAUAAAGUUUUGUCUUGUCUGUGGAGUCCAAGAAUCUAACUCUUGUUAGUCUGUUGCAGCACCUUCGAUUAAUGAAUUUAUUGUUGCAUGGCCAUGUGUGUGGUCAGUUUCAUGGGCUAUGAAGCUGAUUUAUUCAAUAAAAGUUUGUGAUAAACUAUGACACAACAAGCAAAGAUUUUGUGAAAUGAAAUCCUGGCUAUUUCUCCUGGCUGUGUGGGAGGAGAAUGAAGAGCAGGGGAGCACACUAACCCAAGGCUUGGCUCAGGCUCAUUAUAACUAGUGCAAAAACAUGGUUUCCCAUUAUGUGUGAAUGUGACCAGGAUGGUGGUAUGCUGUCAUUUAUCUGACCAAAAUGAUGCAUUGAUUACAUGUAGGAACUACUCUUUAUUUUCAUGGCAUUUUACCAUUGGUACAAACCACAGUGUGGGCACCCUGUGCUCUUUCACAUCCUGUAAUUUCACACAGUUUGCUCUUACUAACAACAGCAACAACAAAAAAGGUCGUGUUUCUGAAUGAAUAGCUGUUUUUGUCAGAAAUCUUUUUAAAAGGCCCUCAACCUUGCAUAUGUAUUCAGCUUUUGUUGUUAGUAUUGCUUAGUUACCAAGGAUAAUAUAGGAAAAGGCAUGAUGUAUUUUCACGUGUACCAAAUUUAGCUUUAAUUUGCUUUUGUGUUCUUCCAAUUAGUAGCUCCCACAGAAGCCUAUCGAAAGCUCUUUGCCUUUCUAAGCCAAGGACCCCAUUCUAGUUAUAAACAUCCUUCACCAUACUUUUCCCCCCAGGGGAGGAAUGAUAACCUUUCCCACAACAUACUUCUGACUAUGGUGUGCUGCAAAGAGCACAGAAUCAAGAAAUGAUCACUUUGUCAGAAACAUGGGUUAAUCUAGUAAAACAAUAAAGUAUGUAAGAGGAACCUUUCUGGAUCAAACCAAAGGCCUGUCUAUCUAGUUCAGUAUCCUGUAUCCCAUAGUGUCCAACGAGAUGUCUAUGGGAAGCCCACUAGCAAGAGAUGAAUGCAAUAUCCCUCUUCUGCUGGUUUCCGCCAGGGAUAUGUAAUACUGUAAAGAAGUGAGAAGAUGCAGACUUGUGUUGCAAGAGAUCCAGGGCCAUGUGUAUAAUAUCACAUUAUUCCCAGUACAUCUUUUAAAAUCUAAGUUGCUUUACAUUGCUGUUAAAUCCCAUAUGUUUUUUUCUUUAUGAAUUUUGAUUUUGGUUUCUUUGCAGAUCAAAGAUGCUCUCCAGACUUGACACUUGUGAUGCAGUGAUCAGCAGCAGAAGAGAGCAAAGGAAAUUGAAUAUGGCCUCAUAGAAUUGAACUUUGGAGAGUUUAUGAUGUCCACAGGUGCGAGUGGCAGGAAAAAGCAUCAGGCUGUGAGCCUCGAAGGAGUUGACCCAGAAACCUGCAUGAUAGUGUUUAAAACUCACUGGGCACAGGUAAAGUAGCUCAGGGAAGCUUUUCUUCAAUUGGUUUUUAAAGUUGGUUGCACUGGUAAGAAUCCAUUCCAAAACAACAACAAUCAAGAAACAACAAAAAGAUUGGAAGUUGGGUUUAACUGCCAAUACACAGCAUGCAGUCUGUUCCCUAACACUCAAGUGCAUUUUCUGUUCUUGUUCUGGAAAAUGGUAGAAUCUUGCUCCUCCAUUAUUUAGUUAACAUCACAUGUAAUAAUAAAGUGGCAUAGCUCUGUUUGAUGGAUAGGCUAGAGAAAGAGCUGGGAGAUUUAGAUUUAAUGAAAGGAGAUAAAAUUUAGAAUAUAACUUUGAAUUAUCAUGCUUUGACGGUCCAGUGGAUUUUAAAGAUAAGGCUCAAUUAUAUAUUAGCAUUGGAUGCAAACCUGCACAUGGUUAGGCUGCUUAAAUCCUAUUGAAGCAGGCUUUGUGCAGGUGUGCAGACUAAGGAGAUGCAUUUUACAGCACCAGGCAAUGAUCUCUUUUAAUCCAGUGUUGUUCACAUUGACUGACACAUGUCUACAGUCAGGUUGCCUUCCUCUGUUUUUGUCACCUGAGAUCCUUCCAUUGUAAUGUUGGGGAUUGAUCUAACACACCCUCUUAGCGUUUAUACAAGCAAAUGAUGCCACUUAAUCAUGGCUUCAGCUACCCAGCUCUCCCAGAAGUUGAAUUAGCAAAAGACAUUGUUAGUACUGAAUUUGGUAUUUGCAACUUGGUUGGCCAGCACUCCCAAUUUUAAUGUUUUUACUUACAAGGAUAGUGAUCAGUGGUAGCUUGCUACAUAAUGUUACGAGGCAAUUAAAGAACCAUUGGGGUUGAAGACCAGAAUAUAAAUACGUUAAAUAAAUAAUAUUUUAACAAACCCAUUAGAUACAGUAGUGUAUGAGCUGUUUAAAUGUGCUUUCAUAAAUUAAUUCCUAUUGCUAAUUUAUAAGUUGUUUGCUACUUGAUUAAAUUAUUAAUCUCUGCAAUCCAUUCUGAGGUCCAUUUUGAGAGGCACUUUGCUGCAUUUGUUCAAUAGAUUUUUUUAUUCAAUAGAUGUUUUUACAUUGGGAGCUUAAAACACUGAUUCAGUCUAGCAAUUUUGAAGACUGGGUUUAGUGAAAAAUAGGAUUUGAGUUAAAAGGUUAGUUAAGAACCUCUUCACUCUGAUAACGAGAAUGUGUUUCAUGUUUCUCUAGGUGGUGAAAAUAUUAGAGAAGCAUGACCCUUUGAAAAAUAUUCAGGCAAAAUAUGGGGCAAUUCCUCCUGAUGAGGCCAGCACUGUGCAGAAUUAUGUAGAACACAUGCUCUUCCUGUUAAUUGAAGAGCAAGCAAAAGAUGCUGCCAUGGGACCUAUCCUGGAGUUUGUUGUUACCGAAAAUAUCAUGGAGAAACUCUUCCUUUGGAGUCUCAGACGGGAGUUCACUGACGAGAUGAAAAUCGAACAGUUGAAGAUGUAUGAAAUGCUUGUCACUCAGUCCCACCAGCCCUUGCUGCAUCACAAGCCCAUCUUGAAACCUUUGAUGAUGUUGCUGAGUUCUUGCUCAGGAACUACUACACCAGCCGUGGAAGCUGAGCUGGUGGUUCUUCUCAACCAGCUGUGCUCAAUCCUAGCCAAAGAUCCAUCUAUUUUAGAACUCUUUUUCCAUACCAGUGAGGACCAAGGAGCUGCAAACUUCCUAAUUUUCUCUCUCUUGAUUCCUUUCAUUCAUCGAGAAGGGACUGUGGGCCAACAGGCUCGUGAUGCACUGCUUUUUAUAAUGUCACUUUCUGCAGAAAACAAUGUUGUUGCUAACCAUAUAGUAGAAAACACUUACUUCUGUCCGGUAAGUUGCUUCUUCUGACCCUACCCUCUAAAGAAACCCCCCUUUUGAUAUUUUCCCCACCAACAAAGCAGAACUGAAUUUAUUUGGUACAUUUUGUUACGUUUUUGCAGAAGUGGGAAGUGGUGGUAUCAGGGGGAUAUAUCUUUCUGAACCAGUCUGUAUUUAAUUGUGGUCAUUUUUAUACUAUAAUUUGCUCCUCGACAGAAAACUUAUCAGGAGCAAAAUGAACAAAUUAGGGACUAAAAACAUGCCAUUUAGUGGGGAUAAUAUCAAAGUAUCAAAGUAUGAUAUUUAGGUGGCCAUUUGGGUCUAAUUAACAUUGGUAUUAGUAUACCAACGUUAACAUGAUAUUAUAAUGUGCCAUUUGAAGAUCAGAUAGUUUUUUGAAUAAAACAUUUGCAUUAGGUGUUAAAACUGUAAAGUGUUGAAAUUUUCAAAAAUCUCUCCAGUUAUGCUUCAGUUAAGCUAGUUACAUUUCGUUUUUAAACAAAUCAAACUAUUUCCUUCAACUUAAUCUUACUGAACUCACAGAAGUAAAGAAUUAGUUGUUUUCCUUCUGCUGCACCACCUACCUAUCACAACGACACACAUGCCACCUUGCAUAAGUUCCUAUGAGUUCGUGGAAGGUGAUUCCCAAAGGAAUCCUUUUUAUUCUUUCUAGUCAGAAACUAGCAGUGUUCAAACCAAGCUAACUUCACACUUGCUGCUUCUGCUUCCUGCCUCCAUUCAGUUCCUGCUAUCCUUUGACCUGCUGCCUCAUCAUUUAUUUAUUAUAUGCGUAUCUGGCUUUUUCAGACAAAUACUUUGAAAGUGGUUCAUAUCAGUCAAAAAAAAAUUAGGCAGGGAAAGGAGCUAGAGAGGGAGAGCACUUUGAUAAUGCUGGAAUGAAGUGAUUAAUUGUGUAUCUGUGUUUCUAAUGGUGGCCAGAUUAGACUGAUAACUGGAACAAAGUGUUGAACUGAAGAUGAUCCUUUGCGGUUGAUCUUGCUAUGAUCCUUUGCAGUUGAUCUUGCUAUGAUAACAGUUGGUGCAACUGCCUGAUGCAGCUUGUUCCUGAGUGUUGUUAGGUUGGGCUAGGUUAGUUGAAAUUAGUUCCCACUGCAAUCCAGGGGUACCAAUUUGAAUGAAAUAUUGGGAGCCCCAGGUAGGCCCCACCUCGCAUAAUCGAUCACAAGAUGUGGCGCAUGCACACCGUCUGAAUGGUAAUGCCCAUCAACUUUGGCAGGUCCUGGCCCCUUCAAAUAUUUUAGAGGGGUGGGGCAAAGGGAUCUUGUCCCCUAGGUGUUGGCUCCUAUGCUGCAAUCAAUGGGGCAAAUUGGUAAUGACUUGAUUUGCUUUCCGUUUCAACUAUGUCUGGAUCCAAACCUUCCCUCGUACUUUUUGUACCAGCCCAGCCAUAAGGCAGGGUGAGACCAUUGCCUCAGGUGGCAGAAGCCCCACUGCCUCCACAAGCAGCAGGGCACGUGGUACUGGCAGAGCAGGUAGGAGGUGGCAGUAGGGAAGGGAAGGUGGCACUUCCCAUUUCACUUCAAGUGAUGAGGCGAGAUGUGGCACCCUUUAUUCCAGGACAACAGGCUUUGUUUAGUCAUUUAGUCGUGUCCGACUCUUUGUGACCCCAUGGACCAGAGCACGCCAGGCACUCCUGUCUUCCACUUCUUCCCGCAGUUUGGUCAAACUCAUGCUGGCAGCUUCGAGAACACUGUCCAACCAUCUCGUCCUCUGUCGUCCCCUUCUCCUUGUGCCCUCCAUCUUUCCCAACAUCAGGGUCUUUUCCAGGGAGUCUUCUCUUCUCAUGAGGUGGCCAAAGAAUUGGAGCCUCAGCUUCACAAUCUGUCCUUCCAGUGAGCGCUCAGGGCUGAUUUCCUUAAGAAUGGAUAGAUUUGAUCUUCUCAAGAGUCUCCUCCAACACCAUAAUUCAAAAGCAUCAAUUCUUCAGCAAUCAGCUUUAUUUAUGGUCCAGAUCUCACUUCCAUACAUUACUACUGGGAAAACCAUAGCUUUAACUAUAUGGACCUUUGUUGGCAAGGACAACAGGCAAGUAGGUCCAAAUAUCUGAGAAUGCUUUUCUUUCUCCCCCACUGCCCUGGUAUACAAAGAAAUGAAAUUGGAUAGGCUCAAAAUAAGUUGCAUAGUUAAGGAAAGUUUUAGUCUAAAAUUAACACAAUAGUAGCCUCAGCCCUUUUUGACAUUAUUUUAAAGAUCCUCCUGGGGGAGUGUGUGUCGAGAGUGACAACGUGGGUCACAGCAUGUAAACAACUGAAUGACACAUUAUGAAACAACUUUCUACACUGUUGCUAAUGAAUCUCUUUAAAUGUAUAUCAAGAUUACAGUUUUACUUGCAAGCACUGAGUAAUAAGUCUCUAGCAUAGACAUUUUCUUGUUGACUUCAUUUAAAUUGAUACAUCUAAAGAGUACUCAUUUUUUAAAAUUGUCCCCAAGGUAGAUACCCUUAUUAGAUCCAUGCUGUAACUUCCAUAAUUACAUUUGCCAAUUAAUUUUUAGAAUGACUUUUUACUCUGAAGAUUAAAGCAAGCUGUAUUAACCUUCAAACAGUUGGGGGCCUUGAGUGACAAAACACAUUCCUAAUUAGAAUGAUUGUCUUAGUGUGUAAAAGGUAGCUAGCCCAAGUCUAUAAUAAAAUAUCAGAGUCCGCUCCUGAGGGCUGCUCACUUUUUAAAGACCCAUAAUGUGUUGGUCUUGUGAGUUUGAUCUUUGCAGUUCGGGGAGUUCUAUACUGCCUUCGCGAAAAAUCAGAAUGAUGCCGCAGGGAUCUGGUUAGCAUCCAUCGUUCACUCAGGCAAAAAAUACAGAAUGAUUAAAGGAUUUCUUUCACUGCUAUUUGCCCGUGAAUGUAAUAAAAUAAUCUAAAUUCUGAUUCAAUUAAAAGAAAGCUUGGCGUGAUAUUGUACUGAAUGUCAAAAUCCCUCCCCUGUAAUUAAAAUAAUGAUAGCUAGAGUGCAGAAGCAAGCAUUCAACCUUAGGCCAUUCCAGAAUGUGUGCCCUUAUGCAAAUUUCAACUAGUUGAAAAAGCAGGUCAGCCCUUCUAAUGCUAUGGACUUCUUAGCAGCCCCCUGACUGCUAAGGUCUAGAGUACUGUGGAUUGCAGCCAUCCUGCAACACUAUAUUAAAUAUCUGAUGGAUGAGCUGUGCAGAGCUGACAUCAUGCAAGAAACAGAGGAUAAGCAGAGUGGAAGGUCAAAAUUGCUGCAUGGGCAAGCUGGGGGUUACCUUAACUUUUGAAGCAUUUUCCUAACUGGGAACUGCAUGAGUAGGCAAGAGAAAAGCAGUGUAUCAUACUUGGGGAAGAAUUCUUUGUUUAUUAUACUUUUUCUUGUUCCUUUUGAAAUAACUUAAAGGUUACUUGGGGCAGGAUAGGAAGAAAGUUGACAACUGUCAAUAAUACCACUACUGACAAACGGUAGCUGUCUGCACUAGCUACGUUGGGGACUAAAAUUGUUGUGUAUUUAUUGGAUUGUCUACAUGACUAACGUAAAACCCAACCAUGCAGGAAUGUUGCCAUAGUUAGUCUUUCUAAAAGUUUACUCUGACAGACCAUAGCUUCUCUUCACCCCCACAGUUCUGUUAAUUGUAGCUUGGGUGAUGGAAUAAGCGAGUAAAGAACAUAAUAGAUGCAGAGAAACACACAUUGGCAGUCUUUUUAUGCCUGUCAAUCAAAAAAAAAUUAAUGUUUCAACUUGGUGCCUCUAGAAAAUCAGGCUUAUCAUCCCAGUACUCAAAAUGAUUUACAAGUAGAAUAGCUUUAACUGGCUCUUGUAAAACUAAAGUUGCAUGACUCGUAAUAUUUAUUCUUCCCAUGUCUUUGCAUUGAUUGUUGGAAUAAGGCUAAGAACUUACAUCCACCACUUCCCGUCAAUAACUAUAAUGUUUGUUUUUUAAAAAAACCACAUAAUUCCUUUUAUGGCUUCUGCCUAGACUGGGUAUUUACAUUCAGAGAAAAACCUGCAAUGUUCCACCUAGUAUUCUUUUAGUAAGUCUUGCUUGUGUUGGUCCAAGGGUCAAUUGCAUUCAUAGUAAUAUAGAUUGACAUGUGUAAGCAUACAGUUAUGGUUAGUGUACUGAGCAUGGAUUUUGUAUAUCCAUUCCAGAAGUAGCACUGUUCUCUAGGCAGAAGGUGGUGGUAAGGCUGUGAGAACAAAUCACAUAAACUCUUCUGUGAGUACGUUGUUUUCAUUGACACCUACAGUUUAUAUUUUAGAAACAGAUGAAAAAUACAAAUUGCGGAAGCAAGCACACCUUCCGUUUUUGUGUUAAAGCAACCAUAUAUCACGCAAGCUGAGCUGUUAUAAACAUCUAGAGCAACAAAUUCUAUUUUAUUUGAGUGUCCUGUGUCUACUGUGUGUUGCCCACAUGUUGUUGAUAGUUUACAUACAUGUGUCUUCCUUUUGAUGUUUAGUGCUCUUAACAACUAGUUCUGUUUGUUUACUUAACUUGUUUGUUUAUAUUCCAAGAAAUCUCAGUUCUGUCUUAAUGAAAAGCUUAUCAAUGAUGCAAACACUAUGUUUAAAUAGUUGCUUUCUCUCCCCCUCCCUUUAUGUUCUUCAAUUCAGGUGCUAGCCACAGGCUUAAGUGGCCUAUACUCAUCUUUGCCUACAAAGUUGGAAGACAAAGGAGAAGAAUGGCACUGUCUGCUGAAAGACGACUGGCUUCUUUCUCCAGCUCUUGUCCAAUUCAUGAACUCCCUUGAGUUCUGCAAUGCUGUAAUACAGGUACUGGACUCAAGGAGAGAGCCUGCUUAUGAAACCAGCCUUUUAAAAUAUGUGGGUGAUGUCCAUUUCUGCUCUUCCAUUUGUUGGAGGAUUUUUAAUCCCAUGUCCUCUGCUAACAAAAGGCGAGCAAAAAGCAAUUUUUGCUGAUUCCUUUUCCGCCCUGCAUCCUUCUCCUUCCUUUCCAAAUAUAUAUAGGGGACAGUGGGGAAGGUAGCAUGGGAGGAGGAAGGAGAAAUGGGUGCAAAUAGUUUUCAUUCCCUUCUGUUACCAGAGGUCUUAAUGAGAUCAAAUGCUUUUUGAUGAACAGAAGGCGUUCUGUCCACAUUAAGGGCACAGUUGAAUCAAACCCUAUGCUGUGAUUGUUUACAGUUCAUAUAAUUAAUUAUUCGGUCUUGAUUUCAAGAGAGAGCAAGUUUCUUGCGAGUAUGGGCAAGUAUUAAUAAUUGUGAUUUACAUAACAAAUAUUCCUCAUAAAUCAGAUACAUAUUUCUUUUUAUUAACAUUGCCCUCUUCCUAAAGAAGGUUGACUGAACACCCUUUAUUGAUUCUAAAAUCAAAGAUUUAUUUCUCAGACAGAACAUUGUGGUUGUCUGGGCUAAUUAUGCUAGUUUAUGAUCAGGUUCUCAUAACAGUUAGAUGCUUGCACACAAAUGCACCCCAAAAGCUGUGAACCAUUUUCAUUGUGGUUGAGCUGAUCAGGAGGUUAAGUAUGUUUCACGAAUCUAAAUUAAAUUCUGUUUGGUCUUCUCAUGUUCUUUGUUCUUGAUUAUUUCUUAAUUAGAUUUUCGCUCUUUUGAGUCUUUGUUCUUCUCCAGUCUAAUGAUAAAAUCACAUUUUAUAUCUCUUUGAUGCUGUGCUUAGGAUUCUUAUUGCAGCAAGGCUGUUCAGUAUCUAUAGCUUUAUCUGAGUUAUGCAACUUUGCUCAGUUUCAUUAGUGAAAAUACAGGAUGGAAGUGUUUGUAUAUGCAAUGUAGAAAAAUUCCUGUUUUUAUUCUCUUUACAAAAGUGAUGCAUGUGGGGGGAAAGGGUCCUCAUUUUGUCUUUCUUUCUUUUUGACUUCCAAAUUCAGAAAGCUGUCUGUUCUAUAGCAAACAUUUAUUAUGAAGUUGACUAAAUGUAUUGUAUUAUAAGAAAGCCUUUGAAAAAGUGUAUUUGCCAGAAAAGUCACCAGGUGCCUCACAUGGUCCGUUUCUGCGUUUCUCUCACUACAGAAUAGUAGUUGCGGAAAAGCUGGUUUGUUUGAAUUAUUGAAAUAAUGUUGUUAUGUAUUGAAAAGCUGAAACAUAAAUAAUGGUCUUUCUGUUGCUUCACUAUAAUUUGAUAAAUUUAAUAGUAGCUUGGCCAUUCUAAAAUGACCUCAGUAGGCUGCAAUGUACACUUGGGUGGCUAUUAAUCUAUCAUCUUGCACCAUUAAAUUGUAUGACAUAGGGAUAUGAGCCUUUUGAUCUUUACUUACAUAUGAAUCAAUUUCCCUUAAAUAUACCGCCCUGUUCUACAUAUGCUUAUAUACACAAGUAAGCAUAUCUUGAAUUUAAUAGGGUUCUGUGCAUAGGAUAUAAGCUAUAGUUUAUCUCUUCAUUUGUGUAAAGAUGGUUGGAAGACUUUUAUCAGAGGUUAAUUAUUAUUACUAUUUAAUUUUUCUGUGAACUUCAGAAAAAUAUGUUAAAUCAUAACUUAAGUUUGAUACUCUAGAUGCCUUUUUGAUUGAAAUCCCAUGAUCACUCUCCCUUCACUUCUUUAGGUGGCACAUCCUUUGAUUCGGAUGCAGCUUGUGAAUUACAUUUAUAAUGGUUUUCUGGUACCAGUUAUGGCCCCAGCAUUGCAUAAGGUCAGUGUUUUUCAUAUGUUUUUGUUUUUUAAAAAAAUCAGCAGCCAUUUUCAAUGUCUUAAGAAUAUUACGUGUGUGAUGAAGAUGGACCAAUCGAAGCAUAACUACUUUAGCCCAGUUUCUUUACUUGAAUUACUCAUUAGACAUCUGCUGAUAUAGCAGCAGAAGGUCACAUCCCUCGAGUUGCUAUUUGAUCUAUAAUCAAAUACAAAAUGUUUGCCUGGCUGAAAUCAUAGUAAUUCAGAGAAACAUGGCAGGUAGUUCUGCUAGCGAAGUGAGUAUAUUUGAAUUUGAGAGCCAGUGUGGUGUAGUGGUUAAGAGUGGUAGUCUCGUAAUCUGGGGAACCGGGUUCGUGUCUCCGCUCCUCCACAUGCAGCUGCUGGGUGACCUUGGGCCAGUCACACUUCUCUGAAGUCUCUCAGCCCCACUCACCUCACAGAGUGUUUGUUGUGGGGGAGGAAGGGAAAGGAGAAUGUUAGCCGCUUUGAGGCUCCUUAAAGGGAGUGAAAGGCGGGAUAUCAAAUACAAACUCUUCUUCUUCUUCUUCUUCUUCUUCUUCUUCUUCUUCUUCUUCUAGUUGAUUUUAAAUUGACUUGCUGAUAUAAUUCUUAAAAUGGUUGUUCACAGUGGCCAACCAGAGUCCUAUGGGAAACCAGUAAGCAGGACCUGUACACAACAGCACUUUCCCUACUCUGCCUCUGACAGUUGAGGUAGAACAUAGCCACUGCAACUAAUAGUCACUGAUGGUCCAUUAAGUUCUAGUAUGUCCCAGAGUUCUAGAAUCCAAUUCUUCUACACCAUGCACAUUUUUUUACACUUCUGUUAUCUCUCCUUUUACUUUCCUUUCCUCUAAACUAAAAAGCACCCAAAGUUGUAACUAGGCCUGGGUGACGUUGGGCUUUCAACAUCGUGGUGCAUCACCAACCAAACAUCGCGGUUUGAAAAAAGCUCCAUUGAUGCCAGGUGAAACUGCUGCAGCUCUCAUUGUGGGAGCUGAGGAGCUUUCACCCCAGCGCCUCGCGGGCUGUGGCCAGUACAGUUGGUCUCAGCCUGCUGCUCAGCCGGGGGAGGUGGACAGGCUCCUGCCCCCAGCGGAGCCAGUCCCGAGUCUCCUGCAGCUCGCACUGGAGCAGCAAGGACCGUGGGGCUCCUUGCCAAGCUCCCUCUGCCUUCGCUGGCAUGGGGGACGGGCGAGCUACCUUGUCCGCUUGCCAUCCACUCCCCGAAGACGGACCAAGCAGCAGUAGCCAAGCGCAUGGAACCUGUCAGGCUCCAUGCAUUUGACUGUCAUCGCCUUUGCCCACACGGGUGUGCAGGGGUCAUUCGCCCUAGCAGGAAUGACACAUCCCACCCUCCCGGGCGUGGUCUGCAAGGUGUGGCAUGCAAAGGCACCCUAUCCUGCUGGAGGCUGUGCUCCCCAGCUAAGCAGCCUUGACCCCGCUCCUACUCAUGUACAAGCAGGGCCGGGGAUCUCGCAGCUGGGAAGUGGAGGCUUCGUACUCCCCAGCUGAGCAGCCCCGAUCCCUCUCCUACUCACAUGCAAGCGGGGGCAGGGUUGGCAGCUCUGUAAAACUGCUUGGCUGAGGCGAGGGCAGCAGUUUAAAGAAGCGGAGGACGGAACAAGCUGUACUCAAGAGUGGUGACUGUUUCACCAGCGAUAUAUCACUGAGUGAAGCUGUCAUCACAGUCUGCCCCACAUACCAGUCCUGGACGAUAUAUCGAUAUUGCCCAGGCAUAAUUGUAACCUUUCAUCAUAGAGGAGUUGCUCUGUCCCCUUGGUUGCAUUUUUGGGAAACUUCUCCAGUUCUACAGUAUCAGGUGACCAGAGCUGUACACUAAGUAUUCCAACCAUGGUCACACCAUAGAUUUGUAUAACAGCACUAUGUCACUGACAGUUUUAGUUUCCUUCCCGUUUUAAUGAUCCCUAGCAUGGCAUUCACCUUUUCCACAGCUGUCACACGCUGGAUCAAUCUUUUUUAUCAAACUAUGUACUAUGACCCCAAGGUCUCGUUCCUUGUCAGUCACGGCCAGUUCAGACUCCAUGAGAGUAUCCAUGAAAUUAGGAUCUCCCUCGCAGGUAUCAUUGAAUUGCUUUUGCCAUUUUUCUGCUCACUCACCCAGUUUCACAUUUGAAUUCCUUAAGAACUCUUGAGUGGACCUGGUCAUUUGUCAGUAUUUGCUUUGCUCAUUUUUAUUUUGUGAGGAAGGUUCUUGUUGUGACUAUUUGCCUCAGAUCCCCUUCCUGUGGGAUUUAGUUCAGGGACAGGGAUCUGCCCUAUAUCUUCACAGCUUCUUUCUCUGCAGCAUCGAUCCAUGACACCCUCCCAUUUUAAACAUGUUUUGGAUGUGUUGCCUAAAUGAUUGUGAUAUAUUCCAACUGCAAUCCAUCAAUCUUAUCAAGUUAUGCUUUGGCAAACUCGAGGGGGAGAACAUAACCUGGGACCGGCAGCACAUCUGAAGCAUGGAGUGGUAUUUCGGCAGCGCAUUGUCGCAUUGCUUCAGCAUGAGCGCUUCAGCUGUUUAAAUGAGAGAUUGCUGUGACAGUCUCAUUAGCAUUUGAAAGGCUCUCAGUUCAGCCUGCCAUGUAGAUAAUUAAUAGAAUUAUUAAUAUUGCCGAAAAAGUGUCCUUAUUUCCUUUGGAUUUGUCGGUGUGUCCUGUCAUCUUUACCUGUCAAGACUUUUGAGUUCUUUCUUUUCUUGUCUCAUCACCAUGUUGGCACAAAACAAGUACAAAUAAAAUUAAAUGUCUAUGUAUGUGUUUUCAAAUGGUUUAUGUACUUGCAGAGAAACAAAACUUUCCUUCUGGGUAUGAGGAAAAAUAAAUAAAUCCUAGGAGUGAAUGUGAACCGAGGCAUUAUCAGUACCUUCAAAGGACUUCCCUGCAUCUGGAUCAGAAAUGCAGGGAGUUGAAAUAGAUGAUCUUUGUGAUCCCUCACAACUCUACAGUUCUAUGAUUCUGUGUGAUUUGAACACCAGAACUACCUGUUCUAAGUGGUUAAGUUCUACUAAAAAGAAAAAAGAAACACUUGAGCAGUACUUCUGGGAAGUACGUUUGAGCACUUUUUUAUUUUAUAUGGCCAGAUGGUACAAAUACCAAUGCUUCUUCUAACUGAAGCUUUGGUAAAUGAAGAAAGGAGGAAAAAUAAACACCAAAGUCCAAAAGGCCAGUUUAUAAUGAAACUUGUGAUCAUUUCAUUACUGGUAAGACAAAUUAUAGAUGAAAUCGUCAAAGGGUACAGCGUCCCCUGCGAAUAAAAUUUGCUGUCUAGUAAUUAAUGUAGAAUUUUAAAAGUGCCUUCUGUUUCCUUGUAUGAAAUAUAUUAACAUCUGCAGAAUGUCUUCAGUUAGAACUUCUGCCACUUCCAGAGAUGAGCUACCACCAACCUCAGUGGUUUUUUUUUUACUUCAGCAUGGAUUUUUGUUUUGUUUUGUUUUAAAAAAUCUACUUUUGCAGCUGUAAUCAUUACUUACGUGGGUGUAAGUCCUAUUGAAUUGAGGUUAUUUCUGAGUAGACAUUAGCGAGACUGCACUGUAAAUGGCUUAUUGUCUAAUCUAGCACUAGAAUUAUAUAACAUUUAUUUAUCAAAUUUAUAUCCCACGCUUCUUCCCAGAGGAGUGCAGGGAAGCAAGCAAUAAUUUAUAAAACAAUAACAAAGCAUCUUAUAAACAGUUCCAAUACAUAUGUAGACUGGGAAGGAUCUCAACUUAGAAAGGUUUUUUGAAAAAGGAAGGCACUGUAAAGACAACAGAGAUGGUGCUCAUCUAAUAUUCCGCAAGAAUAUUAGAUUUCAAAGCAUUGGUGUCACAACACUAAAGGCCAAAUUCUUCUUUUGUGUGGAUCGGACCUCCUGAGUUAGGGGGGAAAUAAUAGAGGGAUUGGUGUAAAACCUGCUCGGAUGAUUAUGUAACCACUUCAGUGGUAAGUUAUUAGAACCUCCCAAUAAGAAUUGUUAUAAUAAAAAAAGAAUGUUUGGGGUUCCCUCCCUACCCCCCAGCCAAAACUGUAGCUGUUAUCAUAGAGACAUAUGACAUCAAACAGCUGAUAACUCUUAUCCCUUACUGGAUUUAAUUAAAAGUGGUGGUAUUCUUAGAUCAUUUUUUGCCCUUGUUACCCCAAUGUAUGCUGAUCACAUGUUAAUUUUUAGCAAUGUCAUUUGCUGUAUCUUUUUCAACAUCUUGGACAGAGAAGGUUGGAGUGUGCCAUCUAGUGGAUCUGAGGGGAAACUAAAAGGUGGCUGAAACCAAAAUGCUCAAUCAGAUAUAAAUGAGUUAACAUGCAUGUGGAUUCUUCACUUUAUUUGCUUUUUUCAUAAACUUGUUUAAAUACUAAGCAGGUGACACUUACACAAUAAUGACCUUUGCAUUCAGGAUAGACAGUCUCUGGCUGACCCAGAUAAGGAACACCUUUUCACUAUUCUGGGACAACUCUUUUUUAUGUUACCAAACCAUUUGUAAUCACCAAGUAAUUUGUACUGACUUGAUGGUGUUUUCUAGCUAUCUCUCUCACCCACCUGAUUUUUUAUAUAUAUAGAAUGGAUAAAAUAGAAAAAAGGACCUUCCAGAUCUCACCCAAUUUCUAUCUCUAGCACACACUCCCCUUCAACUUACUAAAUUAAAUGGAAGCACGUUAUAAUAGUAUUCUAAUCUGGUGAGGAUGCACUGAUUUUCAGAAUACUGAAUUUUGAAUGACAGAGGCUGCUGUAUAACUGUUAGGCCAUAGUUUGUCCCAUUUUUCUCUGGUAUUCAUUUUGCUGGUGGAUAAAUAUGGAGUUUCCAUUCUCUUGAAAUUCAGCCUACAAAAUACACUUGCAGUCUUGUUUAUUGUAAUUACUUUAUAGUUACUCCACCCUGCUCACCCACCCAGGUCUCAGCGAUACAGACCAGAUCAGCCUCCUCAUCCAUAAUCAGAUCAGGGCUGAGAGUGGUCUUACUUAAGAGUCAGCCUGGCAUUCAGCAGCAGCAGCUGGAAACCAGAGGGCUGGCAGAUAGGACAAACUUUGAUUUUCUUUUGGAACUUGCAUGUGUUAAGUGACUUUUGAAGUGUGAACUGCUACUAGAGAUAUGGUGUGUGUGAACAGAUCUGGACCAUCAACUUCUGCUUCCGUGCGCUCUUCAUCUCAGCAUGCCCACAGAGACUAUGGAGGAAAAGGUGGAACCUAGUAUGCUGUGUAUACUGGAAUAUUUGUUAAUCUAGCUCAAUAUUAUCCAAUCUGAUGGAUGGUCCCUCUGUGGGAUCUCAGACAUCUUUCUUAUCACCUACUAGCUGUCCCCUCUUAACUAGAUAUACCAGAGAUUGAAUUUAGAACUUUCUGUGAGCUUUGCUAAGCAGAAGGUACUGUAAUGAACAGUCUGAAAGUAGCCAGCUUCCAGUUGUACUAAUACAGCACAUAUAUGAUGCCUUUUCUAGGGCUACUACAUCUUUGUAGCUAUAUUCCCUUGGCUAAAGCCAUUUCUAUUUCAAGGCAGAUGUCAUUUUAUCUAAGCAACUUUCUCAUGACUGAGAAAUAGAGUCCAUAUAUUUUAAAAAUUAAAUACCAGUUUUGUAAAAACAAGUUACUCAGUACUAGUUUUAGCAAUAAGAUAAAAUGCAGCAAGUGGGAAGGGGGAAAAAAACCCAUGCAGCCCAAGGUCUUGAAAGUUAGUGUAAAAAGCUAAAGUACUGAAAGUUGAAGCAUGGACUUAAGGCUACCACAAGCUGAAAGAAAAGGUAACAGACCCAACAUAAUGUAACAGAUUACAAUUUGGUGCAGAUCUACAGGGCUCCCUAAGCUGCCCCUCCCAGGAAUAUAGCACUGGAUUGGGUCAUCCUUGGAAUAUCUUAAAACAUGACCCUCUUUUGAUAGAAGGCAUACCAUAGCUACUCUGCAUUUGAGGCUAUAAGGCUUUAACUUUUUGUACUUGGAAACUCACUUGGUCCACAUUAUAUGCUGCCUAAAUUGCAAGAGUAUUCAGCAUUUGCUGCAGCUUCCAGGCAGUAAUCAAAGCUAGCCCUUUUAUUACAAUAAUAAAUCCUCAGGGCUGCCAGAGAAUGAAUAUGGCAAGGUCUCCAUGUAAGGGGAUAGCUGGCACACCUUAGGGGAUGUAUCCUCCCAUAGGUCCCUCCGUUCCGCUGCAAACAGAGGGGGAAAGGUCUCCUCUGUUUUCAGUUCUCCACUCAUGUAAAACUGUUUUGAGCAAGUAUCAGUGCUAUUUCCCAACAGUGCACCAUCUCUAUGAAACAUCCUCCCAAAGGACAUUCCUGAUGUCAUUCUGCCAGCAAGUAAAAACUCCCUUGCUUUUAAAACCAUUUUUAUCAGUGAGUGAGCAGAAGCUCUGUUGCUGCUGAGGUUUUUAUAUGGGAAUGGUAGUGUUUUGCUGCAGCCUUGGUCGCAUAGCGUAUAGUGACUUUUAUUAGCUUUUAAAGCUUGGACACUGCCUCAGGUGUGUCUGGCAUAGUGUACAGUGGUACCUGGGGUUACAUACGCUUCAGGUUACAGACUCCACUAACCCAGAAAUAGUGCUUCAGGUUAAGAACUUUGCUUCAGGAUGAGAACAGAAAUUGUGCUUCGGCGGCGCUGUGGCAGCAGGAGGCCCCUAAAGUGGUGCUUCAGGUUAAGAACAGUUUCAGGUUAGGUACGGACCUCCAGAACAAAUUAAGUACUUAACCUGAGGUACCACUGUAGUUUGUAAAUACUGUAAGUAAAUAAAUGAAUCGCUGCAACAAAUGAAAACCAUUUGUAUACACACUGUCAUCACCUUAAGUCUUCAGUAGCAAAGCUGGAUCCAGAGUAUUCCCAGGCUGUGUACAUGAUCCUUCAGGUUAAUUAUGAUCAGGUUAAUUAGGAUGAGGAGGCCCCUCCUCAUCCAGAAUGUCUAAACAAGCCUUUGCCAUCUCGUGCUAUCCAGAUGUUUUGAACUAUAGCUCCCAUCAGCUACAUGCAGCACAGCUAAUGGUCAGGUAUGAUAGAUAUCGCAGUCCAGAAAACCUAGAGGGUACCAGACUGGCGGAAGCUGGUGUAAACCGUGAUUGAUCAGACCUUGUAAAUUAAAGUUAGCGCACUUCAGUUGUAGCCUGUGUUGAAUCCAAAUGUGCUGUUCUGCGAGCAGAAAGCUCCUACUACAUGUGUAAAGGAUUCUCUUGACCCAGACUGUAGUUUGUGGAGUAUCCUUCCUAACGAGAUGUGUUUGUCUCCAUCAUUACUAACUUUCAGGAUGAAUUUGAAAACAUUUCUUUUUGCCCAGGCAUUUUGUGACUGAAGAAUAUGAAACAGGUCAAUAAAACAUUAAUCUCCCACAGUAAAAAACCCACUGUCCCCUCCCCCAUCUUCCUUAUGAAUGUAGUUUCAUAAGCUUGACCCUGCAGAAAUUAAGAUUUAUGCAUAUUGCGCAAGCCUUCAUAGUCCUGUCCAGGCAUGUCAUAGUCCUUCCUUCUCAUGCUGACUAUGUGCCACACUUUGGCCACUCCCGUCUUAAAGUGUUGGGAACGGCGAAUUCAGCCCAUUUCCUAAAUCUUCCUCCUCUCCCAUGACAGCUGCUGCAGCAUUUUCUGUUUCUGCUAUUCCUAUUGUUCUUUUCUAUUAGUCCUUUGCUGUGUCAGCAGUGGUGACAAGAGGCUGGCCCGUGUUUGCAUUCAAUAUUGCUUUUGGCUCUCCCUCCUCCCCCCGAAAUUCCCCAGUGCAAGCAUUUCCAUUUCAAAAGUUUUUGUAAUAGAUAGCCACUGUUGCAAGUUCUCUGGAAAAGUACAGUUGUACUUUAAAAAACAAGGGACGCGGGUGGCGCUGUGGGUUAAACCACAGAGCCUAGGACUUGCCAAUCAGAAGGUCGGUGGUUCGAAUCCCCGUGACAGGGUGAGCUCCCGUUGCUUGGUCCCAGCUCCUGCCAACCUAGCAGUUCGAAAGCACGUCAAAGUGCAAGUAGAUAAAUAGGUACCGCUCCAGUGGGAAGGUAAACGGCGUUUCCGUGCCCUGCUCUGGUUCGCCAGUCAUGCUGGCCACAUGACCCGGAAGCUGUACGCCGGCUCCCUUGGCCAAUAAAGCGAGCUGAGCACCGCAACCCCAGAGUCGGUUACGACUGGACCUAACGGUCAGGGGUCCCUUUACCUUACUUUAAAAACGUUUAUAGACAACCAACCUUUAUGUAUACAACACAACUUCCUCCAAACUGUUAGAAAGUUUCUCCUGCAGAAUGUCUUACCCUUUCAUUAUAGCCUGGUGCCCUCCAGGUGUUUAGCACUACAUGCUACCUGACCAUUGGCAACGCUAGCUGAGGCUGAUGAGUGUUGCAGUGCAGAUCUCUGGAAGGCACCAGGUUAAGAAGGCUGCUGUAUUCUGUGGUGUGUUCUUCUCUAUGUACAAAUAGGGUCUUGUGCAGUUUCCUGCUUAAAGAUGUCCACAUAGGGACUUGCUCAUCUUGUAGCUGUUGACUUCUAUCCCAACAAAAGUUGCAUCUUACACUCCUCUUUGAAGUUCUGGUGAUUUUAUUGUUCAUCUCCUUCCUUUUUUUAAGGAUCUUGAGUAUUGUUAUUAUUGCUUAUUCAUGUUGAAGGCAGCUUCUAACAAGGCACGUUAGUGUAGAAAACCCUUUUGUGAGUUGUUGAAUUUGUGGGUUAUCAGGACCUCACCUGAAGUUGCGUUUACAGGUUUAAAUGCUCUGAGGCCUCUGUAACUCCUGCUUGCCCUCUCACCUGGCUAAGUGAAAUAAUAUCUGUUGUGUAUAUGAGAGCAUUUCAAUAAGGUUUGAAACACACACACACACACACACACACACACACACACACACACAUAUAUAUCUCAUAGGGAACUGCUAGCAACCAAAGCCCAGGCCUGCUCAGCUCUUCAUUCCUGCUUUUAAAAAUGUGUAUACACUGCUGUUAGAAUCAAGGUUAGGCUGUAAGCUUAUUUGCUCAGGAACCAGGUCCUCAAGCCAAUUUGGAGAGUGCUGAGUGUACAUCCCUCUCUCAUAAAUAAUGUAUUGCUGAGGACUGUCAAUCUAGUAUAUGCAGGGUACAGAAUACAUUAUAUGGUCUUUUUCUCCCUGAAAUUGCUUAAGUUGAGAAGCCUAUAACGGUGGCUCUAGAGGAUGAAUGUAACUUGGAGGAAGACUGAGGUGAUCAGGUUUUUUAUGGUUGGUUGUGCUUUUAUUUGUUUCUAUUUUGAACUUAUAUUAAGGGGGGGUGGGGAAUGCACCUAUAAUGAAAACUGCUCAUGUUGCAUCUGUGGUAGCUUGUGGUUAAUCAUAUGACUGUGAACGCCUAAAUAUGCUGCAGAAGUAAUAGCACAAACUUUUGAAGCAAAUGUAGUCCACAGGUUAGUCGUUAGAUGCUAUUUGGUAUGUAAAUAUGAAUGGAAACAUAGUGUUAACAAGAAGUUUUCUUUAGUUGAGGUCUUUGAUGUUAAUACGUAUGUUUUUGAUUACAAUCUUUAAACUGCUUAACAAAACAGCUAAUGCGUUGCAUGAAAAAACAGAGAGAGAGAGCGCCUUUUAUGCACAACCAUUUACUGGAGUACUUUCCAAAUCGUCUUAGCUCUUAAAUGACAGCUUGGAGUCUCUCCUUUACCUGAUUCUUUCUUAAGGAGGAAAAAAAACCCCUCCUCAUUUAUCCAAUGAAGAAUGCUAAACAAAAGAUGGUUAAUGCUCCUUUUCAUAUAGGCAGACUAGUAUGUAUUUGUAUCUCUGCUUUUAAGCUUAUUAAGCUUGCACGUAACUAUUUUUGAAAAUGCUGACUUUGCACCCUUUGGAGCACAACACAAAGGCUGGACCUAAAAUAUCAGACUCCUACUGACGAAUGAUCUUCUAGGGACUGCAUUAGCAAAGUAACUUGUUUCACUAGUAGAAACCGGAACAUUCACCACAAGAAGCUGAGGUGUAAUUGAAAGUUUAUAGCUAGUACAUAAAUUCCAUUAUUUGGGGCAUUUACAACAAAUCUGUUUUUUCUUCUGGGACCAGGCACUAUUGGUGUAAACCUCAGCUAGCUAGAUUUCUAAAUCUGCCGAUGUCUCUUAGUGCAGCAACCAAGUGGCAACAUGUAGUGGCGCAAUCCAUGGAGGGCGUGCUUGCUGCAAACAAAGUGAGCUUUCGUAAGCUACCUUGUGCUCCUUGACUUCCGUAGCAGACAAAAGAAAUAGGUGUGCUGUGUGACUGACUGAACUGGAAGAAACAUGUUCACAAGAAUUUGUUCCAACUGAUUGGAAAAGUGUGAUUUUUCUUCAUAACACAGUAUGGGCAAAGCUAGAGUCAGGAAAAGUAGAGAGCACAUAUAAUGCAGCAGGAGGAUUUUUAUAAAACCAUGCAUCUCUUGCAAGCACCUUCUCUGAAUGUCAAACAGCAGACCUUUUGGUGUUUAGCAAACAGCAUCUUCAAGAGGAAGUCAAGUACUGGAAGAGAAUGUUCCAAAUAACUGUGCAAUGGUUCGGUUGUUUGCAUCCAUCUUUCCUAGCUUAGCACUGCCACUAUCAUUAGCUAAUCAAAAUACUCAAACUAGCACACCGAUGUUUGUUUUUAUGUAUGCUGGCUUAGACCCACAGAAAACAAACAAACUCUGCUUAUUAUAUAUCCCAUUGCAAGGUCGUUGUGGAGGUCACAUAGACUGUAUAAUCAGAGCGGCAAAGUUGAUGUGGUCUGUAAUCAUUUGUGUAUUCAUUUCCAGGUGACUGUGGAGGAAGUAAUGACUACAACUGCCUAUUUGGAUCUCUUCUUGCGGAGUGUUUCAGAGCCAGCUUUACUACAGAUCUUCCUCCGAUUCAUCUUGCUGCACCGCCAUGAGAAUGUGCACAUCCUGGACACCCUCACAAGUCGCAUAAACACUCCAUUUCGGGUGAGAUGAGAAUAACAGGAACAUGGCCGUCUUUUACUCCAUGGGAUUGUUUUAGAUAACUGCAAGCUUAUUUUGCUUAUGCCUUUGUGAAUUUAGCUACUUUAAUAUUCUUUAGAAAGUGCUUAAAAUUUCUUUUAAAAAACUUCAUACCUACAAACAACACUGGCCCUGUUUUCAAGCUUACAAUUUAAUAGACUCAAUAUAAAAAGAAAAAUGGAGGGAAGAAGAAGAAAAUAAGGAAAAUUCCAGUUUCAUCUCUUACAUAAUAUUGCAAUGACAACUACCAUUUUAUUUCACCAAGUGGCCCAUAUGAUUAUUAUUUUUCAGGGGCAUUCUUGGAAUUUGUCCCAGAAUUUCUCCUCACCUCAGAAUGACACAACAUCCAGGGCAUCCAUGAAAUAAAAUGAAAUGAGCUGCAAGGAGGUGGGAGCGGGGGAUAACCUGGGAUGUUUGGGGGAGGAAGUGAUGUACCAAAGCUCACCCAGUGAUUCUACAACAGACUGGGUUCAGUUCAAAUCCCCAGUAUAAGAAUCAUUCUCUCCUUAGCAGUUUCUGCACAUCUAGAAAACUUUUUCCCAUCUGAAGUUUGAGCUGCAUAAAUUCUGCUUUUGGAUGGCUUAUUCAUUGUUAUCCAGUUACGCUAUCACAGGCUGUGAACCCCAUACAUUUAAAGCACAUGACUGCCCCCCAAAAAGAAUACUGGGAACUGUAUUUUACUCCUCACAGAUCUACAAUUCCAGGACACAAUAAAUUACAGUUCCCAUGAUUCUUUUUUUGUGGAUGGAAUGUGCUUGAAAUAUAGGGUGUGUAUGGUUCGAAAGCACCCCCCAAAGUGCAAGUAGAUAAAUAGGUACCACUCCGGCAGGAAGGUAACGGUGUUUCCGUGCGCUGCUCUGGUUUUGGUGUUCCGUUGCGCCAGAAGCAGCUUAGUCAUGCUGGCCACAUGACCCGGAAAAACUGUCUGCGGACAAAUGUUGGCUCCCUCGGCCAAUAAAGCGAGAUGAGCGCCGCAACCCCAGAGUCGUUCGUGACUGGACCUAACUGUCAGGGGUCCUUUACUUUUAAGGGGACGCAGGUGGCGCUGUGGUCUAAACCACGGAGCUUAGGGCUUGCCAAUCAGAAGGUUGGCAGUUCGAAUCCCCGCGACCGAGUGAGCUCCUGUUGCUUGGUUUCAGCUCCUGCCAACCUAGCAGUUUGAAAGCAUGUCAAAGUGCAAAUAGAUAAAUAGGUACUGCUCCGGCGGGAAGGUAAACGGCGUUUCCGUGCGCUGCUCUGGUUUGCCAGAAGCGGCUUAGUCAUGCUGGCCACAUGACCCAGAAGUUGUCUGCGGAUAAACACCUGCUCCCUCAGCCUAUAGAGCGAGAUGAGCGCACAACCCCAGAGUCGUCCGCGACUGGACCUUUACCUUUACGCAGCCACAGCCCGAAGGCGUGAGAGGCAGAAACAUAUUUCCAUUGAAACAAAUUUGGAGGUUCUAAAUAAUUCAGCCAUCUGAAUAUAACACUGUUUCAGAUAAAUCAUGGAACUGGUAUUAGUAUUUUAAAUUGCUAUUUUAAUGCUGGGUGUGAUGUCGUGUCUGCCACUUUGCAAUUUGUUUUUUGAUACUUAGUUUGAGUUUAUUUUAUUUGUUUCUUUAUUUUAAGUUUAUUGCUUGUCUCUUUCGCCUAUACCAAGUUCUCAAGCCGACUCCACUGCAUUAGAAACAAGCAUAGCAGUACAAUAAAAUUUAAUUGUAUAAACAAUUAAAACAAUAAAACUAUUAAUGUAAACAACAAUAAAAUCAAUGAGUCAGCAGUAAAAUCAGCCCUGCAGCAGCAUAAAACCGAAUUGGAGUUUUGGAGUGUUUUUCUUGCCACUUAAUUGGAGUUUGUUUUUUGGUUAUUCCCCGUGCGUUAAGUAAUCAACUGCGGAAGCGUGUAUCUCAGAAGCAGGCUUUUAUAAAAUUUUAAUGACACCAUAUUUUUGAGUGUUCGAAAUUAACUGUGCAGACUUAUGAAGUAGUCACUCGCCCCCUUCCCAAAACGUUACUUGCUUGUCCCCAAGCAAGCUUUCGUAUUUUCAUUGUCUCAGUUUAGAGAGGUAGAGUGAAGUGGUCCUCUUUGCAGCAUCAAAAUACUUGCCUUAGUAUUCAGAUGUUGCUCAGUAUGAUGUCAGUAUAAUGCUAUCAGUGCAGCCAGCUUGAUCAGUCCUUUGGUUUUUGCAACAUAAAAGUAUUUCUGUGGUAUUGAGUGGACUGCCAAGAGCCGCUUCUGAAAAUAAUUGUGACAUGUUAAUUAAGCCACAGAAAUAGUUAAUCUAAUAGGAGCUUCCUUUUGCAAGCAGGUUAAUCUUGAAGCACCUGCUACGGUCUGCAUUCAGCAAGCUGCACUUCUGAUCUCCUCUUUGGCUGGCACUUACUCCGUAUUAAAUGAUGGAGGAUGCACUCCAGCAUAUGGGUGGAAAGGCAGGCAGAGCCAAAUGAUCAACGUGUGUAUUACGUUUAUGUAUUAAGGACGACACCUUGCGCCAAAUAAACAUUUCCACAUAGUGGAGGGCAUGCACAUAGCUGCACGUACUCGCGGCUGUGACUCUAGCUCCAAACAGAUUAACUCUCUGAAAACUCCCAAGCAGCUUCAGUCGCUUACAACUUGCUAAUGUGUGUCUCUCCUGUACCAUAAUUAUUUGUUCCACAGACAAGAGGGGGUGGGUAUUGCGAAGAAUCCUCCAGCCACGAGCAACUCAGGAGCGCCGCCAAAAUGCAUCAGUGAUGCUAAAUGAGUUCUCUGCUGUAUAACUUAGCCAACUAUAGAAACCAGCCCCACAGCUUUCGGCACGUUACCAUAGCACUGUUGUUAUUGCAGAAAGGUUUUGCAAUACCUGAUAGGAUUAAACGUGCAAGCGCUUCUGUCCACUUGGAACACAUAUAAAACAGCUUUCCUUUCGCCUAAUGAACUAAUUAAGACCCCCGUUUCUCUCCAUGAAUGUUUUUGGUCACUCCCCCAACAUCCCAUUCCUUUAAACUAUAGGUCCGUAAUUUUGAUCAGUGUACAGUGGUACCUUGGGUUAAGUACUUAAUUCGUUCUGGAGGUCUGUUCUUAACUUGAAACUGUUCUUAACCUGAGGUACCACUUUAGCUAAUGGGGCCUCCUGCUGCCGCCGCGCGAUUUCUGUUCUCAUCCUGAAGCAAAGUUCUUAACCUGAGGUACUAUUUCUGGGUUAGCGGAGUCUGUAACAUGAAGCGUGUGUAACCUGAAGCGUAUGUAACCCGAGGUACCACUGUAUUCUCCACAGCUUCAACAGAUUACAGCACUCAGCAAGAACAAAAACUCUAUACAAUAACAGAACCCCAUUUAUGACGUUCCGUUACAGAAUCCAAUUUUAGUGUCUUGUUAAUCAAUAAUCUUCCCACAUGAAUUUUCAUUUAAUGCCGCCUUGCGGUCCAAACCAAUGAGGUGAACCUUCUUCAAGUGCCUCAAACUGUUCUCUCAAACAAGGGUAUGCAUGUAAUUUUGCUUAGCACUCUAGGCAAAGCAGCAGUCCGCCUUCACCUCUUUGUGCAGCUGUGUAGGCAGCAGUGAGUCACACAGUACAAGAAUAGGAACAGAAGAGAUAGUAUUGAGGAUAUCAUGCCUAACUUGACAGGAAGAGGAAACCCUUUUUGUGCCUAUAGUGCUUCAGGGCUGAAGGUCAGGCAUUUCUGUGCUCAGACGAUUUUAGAGAACUGCUGCCAUCAGAGAGGCUUCAGAUGCUCUCCCUUGAUUUAGGAAGGCCAGAUUUUGAGUGGGAAAACAUGACCUGAGCUGCAGAUAAUGUCAUCCAUUUGAGUAUAGCACCACAGAAUGCAAGCAACUUUAUCCCUGCCAUAAGCUUUCAGCAGCUGGGAUGUUGACGUUAAUCAAGGAAUGCAUCAUGUGCACUGAAUUCUCCUAAACAUCUAAAUAGACUCCAAGUCCCCAGUAUUCAGACUUCCAGAUGCAGCUAAACACUACCUUCAGUGAAAUACAGUGGCUCUCACAAUAGAUCUUUCCCAAUACAGUGGUAUCUCGGGUUACAAAUACUUCAGGUUACAAACUCCGCUAACCUGGAAGUAGCACCUCGGGUUAAGAACUUUGCCCCAGGAUGAGAACAGAAAUCGUGCGCCGGCAGUGGGCGGCCCCAUUAGCUAAAGUGGUACCUCAGGUUAAGAAUGGUUUCAAGUUAAGAACGGAUCUCCGGAAUGAAUUAAGUUCGUAACCAGAGGAACAACGGUAUUUAGUCCUUAUCCUCUAGUAAACUACAGUGGUGCCCUGCAAGACGAAUGCCUCGCAAGACGAAAAACUCGCUAGACGAAAGGGUUUUGCGUUUUUUGAGUCAUUCCGCAAGACGAAUUUCCCUAUGGGCUUGCUUCGCAAGACGAAACUGUCUUGCGAGUUCUUGCGAGUUUGUUUCCUUUUUCUUAAAGCCGCUAAGCUGUUAAUAGCCGCUAAGUCGCUAAGCCGUUAAUAGCCGCUAAGCCGCUAAUAGCCGUGCUUCGCAAGACGAAAAAACCGCAAGACGAAGAGACUCGCGGAACGGAUUAAUUUCGUCUUGCGAGGCACCACUGUACAGAUAAAAUGUAUUUGGUAACAUGACAUGAGUGUUAAUGCAUUUAUGCAAGGUGUGCAUAAAGCCAUUAACCUUUUCCAUUUUUAGGAAGCCGUUUUUGAUGAAAAAAUAUAUGAUGGUACCUGACUGGUACCUGAGUUUCUCUGCAUUUGAUGAGGAACAGAACCAUUUUUCUUAAAAGGCCUCCAGCUCUUUCAGAGUGUUCCAGACAUAUGACAUGAUACCAUUCCAACAGAAUUUAACCCUGUGUAUGAGACUGUAUAAUAAUUCUGUCUAAGAAAGUUAAAAGAAUACUUACGUAAGUGUUUGAGGGUUUAGGGUUAAUCACAUUUCAGUUCCCUUUAAUAAUUCAUAUUUGACUAAUUGGAAUCUUCUCUCCCUUACUGCAUUACUGAAAGGAUUAUAGUAUAUAUCUAUGCUUACAUCUGGCUUUAUUGGGGCAUGCUAAAUUAAUUUGUCAGACGAUGUUAUCUAGGUGAACUAAAACAUACCUCUCUUCUCUCAAAAAUGCAGGUUGUGAGCUGCUUUAAUGCAAAAUAAAUGUUUUAUCUUAGGAAAGCAUGGAGAAUUACAGAUUUUGACUCUGCUUAUCUUUUUCUUUUUUAGCUCUGUGUGGUGUCCCUGGCAUUGUUCAGAACACUUAUCAGCUUGCAUUGUGAAGAUGUGAUGUUACAGCUAGUUUUAAGGUAGACUCGCUCACUCUUUCUCCUGAUGUUGCCCUGCUAUUUCCUCCCUGAUGAUUAGUAUCCUGCGAUUGCUUCAUACCUGUUGUUUUACCCAUGCUGUGCAUGGUGUGAGUAGGUGGAGAUGUAUGUGUUACACUGUUGUGGGUGAAGAUCACACACUUCUGUUUUAGGAUGUACAGAAAGCUCACUGUCAAUCCUAGACACCUAGUGCCGAAAAAAAUGAAAAACAAGAAUUUUUUAAAAAUCACAAGCCACUUAGAAGAAUGAAAGUAGACUUUCCACAAAUUUAGCAGACUGAGUGAAGGAAUUUACAUUCAUUCGGACUAAAUUGACAGAGGCUCUUCUGCAUACAGAGUGAUGUGUCUUGUUUCUGAAAAGGUUCAGUACUUCCUAGGAUUUGUGAGUGCUUUAGGAAGAAUAUGAUCAUUUUUUGCAAAAUAGUUUUGAGGAAGCCUAAUGAGAGUUAGAUGGCUUGGCACUGCACUUUCACAACAACUUACCAGUCAGAUACAUCCCUGUAAGAUCGGCAGCUUGAGUACCUGGUUGUUGGGUAGUGUUAUGCCAGUUGCUAGUAUUCCUAUGAUGAUGGUGAACCAGUUUGGUUCCUUCACCAUCCUGUACAAACUGGAGUCCACUCUUCCGCAGUCCAUCCUUGUUGUAUUUUCCAUAUCCUGCAGACAAGUAACAACUCGUCAGUUCAGUCAUCAGACCUGAGACAGCUGGUAUUAUAAAAUUUGGCUCAUCUAUGUGAUUUAGCUUUAAGGAAUAAAUGAGGGCUGGAGAAUAACUUUUUUAUAAGAGCUAUGUCAUGGCACUUAAUUAAUGAAACCCUCUGUUCCUAGGUACUUGAUACCCUGUAAUCACAUCAUGUUCAGCCAAAGAUGGGCUGUGAGGGAACGAGAUUGGUAUUCUGUAUCUGCUGCUAGAUUGCUUGCCUUGACUCCAGUCUGCUGCUCUAGUGGGAUUACUCUGACUUUUGAAAAACAAGAAAAAGAUUAUAUCCUGUGGAGGAAAAACAUACACAGGGCAGGUAAAUAUUUCACCUGUUUUCUGAAUGGACAAGUUGGCGUCAGGCUGUUUUUCCUCUUUCGUUCCUUGUGGCGUAUUCAGUGGCAUUGAGUUCAUGAUUAUCAUUAAGUUUCUUAAUUUCUCCCAUGUGUAACAUUUGGCUAGAUUCAUAUUCUGCUGGACUAACGAAAGAACACACACACACACACACACACACACACACACACCCUCCCUGCAUCACACCCACGCUAUGCACUUAAAGCAGCGUGAGGACUUUAGUGCAGGAUUUCUGUGUUCCAGGCAAAUGCUUCCUUCUCUCUUACACCAGUCUCAUGAGAUUUUGUGAAAACCUCUUUACUCUUGUCAGAAUUUGGAUUGAAGAGCUGAUUAUUUACUACUACUAAUACCUGUGUGUAGGAUGCUAAGUUUCUGAUUACACACACCAUACACUAUUAAGUGUGGAUUUCCUUACCGCUAGUUAGAAUAAGGAGGAGGAAGUUUCAGGAAUAAAUGUGUGUGUGCAUGAACAUGCAGACUGUUUGGAAAAAUAUGGAAAACUCUUCUGAAAGGCCUUUUUUUAAAGGGUUUUCUUUUAUUUACAGUUUAUAAACAACAAGAUCUGUUACGGACAUCUUGACUGUAUUUGCGUUAUUCACCCAUAAGAGCAUUCAGGAUACUGUGAAUGAAAGUAAUUUACAUUGACACACCAUGCAAAUAGUAUACAAGAACAUACUGUAAUCAAGGAGAUAUCUCCAAUGUCCACCAUAAGAUGGUGGGUGGGGGAAGGGAACCCUUGUCUUUUCUUCCUACCUUAUGUAAGCAGUUGCUUUGCCAUGUGGUGGCUUUUAAUAUUCUGAGAGAACAGGAAAAGAGGUGCAAGUACAGUGGUACCUAGGUUUACGAACUUAAUCCGUUCUGGAAGUCCGUUCUUAGGGAAAGGUGCGCUUUCCCUAAUGAGGCCUCCUGCCGCCGGUGCCCUUCCACCAUUCGGAUUCCGUUCUUAGACUGAGGUAAAGUUUGUAAACCGGGACACUUCUUCCCGUUUUGCGGAGUUCGUAAACCGAAUUGUUCGUAAACAGGGCUGUUCUUAAACCAAGGUACCACUGUAUCAGCAAGUGGUCCACAUUACUACUGGGUUCACACUAGGAAUAGACGGCUGUUGAUUUCAGUUUCUCAUUUUUUCCCAGCCUCAACUUCAGUUUGUCUUAUUUCUGCAUCAGUUUAGCAAGUCAAAAAGAAUUCCUCAUGAAAAACAAUACAUAAUUGUGUGCAUUUCUCAUAAUAUAUGCAUUUACGCAAGCAAUUUUCUCAACACAUUGUUGUCAUUAUUUUCACUAAUACAAGCAUUAUUGUGCACACUCUCCAAAAAUAAAUGCUUUUUGUAGACAAUAUUUGGUUUCAGAGCUGCCUUGCAAAAUUUGGAGAAUUGCAACUUUUGAAGCAUAUCUCCAUUUUUAGUGAGUUAGCAUUAAAAUGAAAACUGAGCAAAUUUCCCCCCUAUCCCUUGUUUGCACAUAGGAAACCAGAGUUUCACACCCAUGCUCAACUACAUACCUCUCUAGGUACCUUUGUUCAAGCAGUUGUUUCUCAACCUAACCUGCCUCUCGGAGGUGGUUCUAAUAGUAAAUGCAGCUAAAUAUGUAUUAUAACACACUUGGAGUUUUUGAGAUGGGAGCAUUGCCCCUUCUUUCAAAUCCAUCAAAAGUAAAACCAUUCCCCAUUGGAAAGAAAUGUCAACUAUGCAACCUAAUAAAACUUGAAUCGAUUGCCCCAAACUUUUGUAUUUUGUCUACAAGAGCAUCAUAAAUAUCUUAGGACAUCUUGGUCAUAGGUCAGUUGAACAAAUUUAUUGGAAAUUUGGUGGAAAUUGCCUUUCCGGUGACCAGUGACAUGAUCUUUAACACUUCAUUGUUUCUGUGUUUAUGGCUGACAAUUCAGUCAGAUCGAGGAAGUAUUGCAAUGCCAAUGAAAAAAUACACCUUUUUAUUGUGUGUGUGUGUGUGUGGGGGGAUUCAUUGAACUUCUUGUUGCAAGGCAAACUGUUGUGCUAAAUGUUUUAGAGCCAUCCAUAAAAAUAAAGGACAUUCCACACCACAGACCAAUUUUGCCAAAUUCAGGCUUUCUCCACAUUUGUUUGUCUGUUCUAUAAAAAAUUUCAAUCAGUUGGCUGUUUUGUUGCUCAGUACUGCCUGUUUGAUUUGUAAUACAUGGAGCUUCCUUAAGUCAUUUAAACUUCAGCUGGAUCAUUGCAGGAGGAUUUUCCCUUGAGCUUAUAAUAAGAGCAAGAUCUGAAAUAGGAGUUCAGUAGUAGUGUUCAGUAGAGUUCAUUCAACCAUCUAUGGUGAACUGAUUUAGAAGAGGCUUGGCAAGUGACCUGGUUUCUUGGACCAUUGAGAAGCACAAAACUGUGUGCCAUUACGGACAGGACAGGGCAGGUUUCUCUCUACUGCAUCUUGUGGAAUCUGGCAGCCUCUAGGAGCAACAUAUCUCAACAUUAAUUUGCUUUGGAAAGUUUUGUUAAAAUUAAGUGGGAGAAGUCCUUCCCUUUGCCCCACUUGCAGGGAUAGGAUGUGAGUUUGCAGCAGUUGCAUAAAUCACUUCUGCACCAUUGUAGCUUGUUAGCUGAUAGCAUCUUGCUGUUCAGGAGCUUAUUUCCAAGUUUUAAGGACCAUUGAACUAGUCUGCAUAAAACGGGACUAUCUAGUCUAGGGAAACUGGCAAAUCUUCUUCCUUUGGCCUAAUCUAAAUAGCCACAUCUCUCUCUGUAAAUUUGCCUGCUUGUGGAAUAGUGCUAUUUACUCAUGUGCCACGUGACUAUGAUAGUUGUGUAACCAAGGUAUAAGUUACAAGCAUAUUCAUAGGAUCUUUCUAUGUAUGUUUGUGUUGCUGUUCGACACCCUGUGACUCCCUGCCAUUGCAUUUCAGGUACAACUGAAGAGUCCAGCAGCAGAGGUACUGCAGACUCCACAUGUAUUGUGGAAUAUGGGAAGACUGUUGAUAUCAGUUACCUGCAGUACCUUUGGGAUGCUCAAUCCCUCAUACUCCACUGUAUGAAAGACUGCCAGGUUUGGUCUGCUCCAUAUGAUGGUGAAAGCCCUGAUCCACGUACCUUUAUCCAAACCCUAGCUGACGAGGAUGGUAAAAACCUAGACCAGCCCAUUUUCCGAUUUCAGCACAGAACACCUAGUAAUACAAGUUCCUCUCAGAUAACUCCUUUGGGAGAAAAGUUGCAGCUGGAGCUGGAAUGGGAUGAUAGCUAUGAUACGGGGAUCUCUCCUGGAUCUGAUUCGGGCUCUCCACAGCAUGAUAAUGCUUUAGGAAAUGUAGACCCACAACCACCUGCAGCGCCACCAAAGCACAUUCAAGAAAUGAAGAAAAAUGCAAUCAUGCUGAUCAAAGGGUCAUAUAUAGAAGAAUCAGACUUUCAGGAUGAUGUCAUGGUUUAUAGGUUAUGUGCUGAAAAGGAUGCUCAGGAAGCAGACAGCGUAAAGGAGGAAGCUUCGGUGUCAGAAUCUCAAAGCACAGAUGAUCAGCAGUUGCUCCCUGCCAAUGGUCCCCUUAAAAGUCCCCAGACAGACUCCAGUUUGGAGGAACACAAUAUGAAAAAUUCAAACUUGACGCAGCACGCAACAGUCAAACAAAUCCAUGACAGCGUUGCUGAAACCCCGCAGCCAGACUUGGAACUAAAGCUGUCUUGCCUAGAAGAAGACCACAAUGCUAACACGAGCUUGCUGAGCCCCGAAAGUGAGGAUUUUAUUUCCCAGUGUGAUAACAUCAUUAAAGAGUUGGAUUCUACCCCUACAGAGUUGGUAGAACUUAAAUUGCUUAUUCCUGAACCAAUCUCUCCCGUGGAAGAGGAAGAAGACUUUGAAAAUUUUUCAGCCGACACACCGUCAGCAGAAAGUAUGCCUUCACCUUUUGGACCAAAAGAUGUAUGGUCUGGCAAUCCGGCAAGGACCCAGAGCAUCCCAUUUACAGGUGAAAUUUUCUAAACAAGUCACUUAAAACUCUUUUAAACAAUAAUGUUCUUGGUGGGGGAGAGGGCUAUGUGAAUAAGAGACUUAUUGGUUAUGUUGACAUUGAAUAUUAAGUGUAGAUAUAUUCUUGGCUUGGAUUUCAUACCAAUGAAAUCUUAAGUAGACCAAUAUACUUCUCACUAUAUCCUGUACAGAAAUUCUCUGAUAGCAGCAUAAUUCUAGAAAAUAUCCCUACAUAGUUUAGGAAAAGGGAUAAUCGAACUAUUACAGCAGGCACUGCUAAAGAGCAAUUGCCACAGAAAGAGUUGACAAUAGCUAUUAUUUCUAGUCCAUCUCAUCCUCUGUCUAGGGGACGACAGAGGACGAGAUGGUUGGGCAGUGUUCUCGAAGCUACCAGCAUGAGUUUGACCAAGCUGCGGGGGGCAGUGGAAGACAGGAGUGCCUGGCAUGCUCUGGUCCAUCGGGUCACAAAGAAUCAGACACGACUAAAUGACUAAACAACAACAAUUAUUUCUAAUAAGACAAAACAACAACACCUUGUUUAUUCACUGCAAAAUUAAAGUUGCAAAUGUCUUAGUCACUUCUGAUCACUAGAUGGCAGCUCUGCUGCCAUUCUGUGCAUCUGCCCCAUUUUACCUGCACAUUGAGACAUUUGCUCCCUACCAAUUGUGAAACGUUUAGCACUGUUGAAUUGAAUUCAUCCUGUUUUCAAUAUCACACUUCCCUAAAAGGAUUUUAUUGUAAUGAUGUUAGCAGGACACAUUGUAUUUGGGCUUAAAAACACUGUUAUUUAUUUAACUUUGGUAGCUCUUGGAACACAAUCUGUUCUGAAUUAUCUCAGCUCCUCUGAAUGACAUGAUAUGAAUAUUCACCCUAUGGGGGGGGCGCGGAAAUGAUGGUGGUAAAAUGGCUGGGAAAUUUCAAAUAUGUGCUCAUAAUGACAAAAGCAAAUAACUAAAGCAAACUUCCAUUUAUUGUUACUUACUAAUUUAAAAUGGUAUUUUUUCAGCACUUUUCUGUUCCCAUAAGGAUCCAGGCAAUACAACAUAACUGAGAAAUUGUCCGGAUAAUACUUUUCAGGGAAAGGGUGGGGACGAAGAGAAUGUUAAAUAUGGCUAGAUGUCACAUAACUCCAUCGAUCAAUUAAACUGAGUAAUGCAAUUGAAUAAGCAUAUUGCUAUCAGAUUUAUUAUUCUGGUCUGGAAAUAAUUUCCUUUCCACUGGUGCAGCUGUCUGGCCACUGUGAAAAAUAAUCAGCUUAGCGAAAAAAACUUCAUAAAUAGUUGGGUUUGUGUUGCUAAAAGACCAGGAGCUUUGUGGCUUCUGAACAGUAGCAGUUGGUGGUAACUUUGAUAUUCCAAAACCCACAUGGGUCAGUCAAAUUAAGAAAAGUUAACAUUUUACAUUACUGCAGUAUUAAUACAUCUUCAGCUCUUUGAGUGGCAUCUUCCUUCUCAGUUGCCCAGCUGGCAUGUAACAGUAAACCGUAUUUUAACAUUACUAGGAUGAGCUGCAGUAAGCCUUGGGCCUCCUGGCUUGUUUUCCCGUUUAUGUAAAGGAAGGAGCUGCAUGUAAAUGCCGAGAGCUUGUCCAUAUUCUGGUGUGUUAACCACAAUUUUAUCAUCGAAACACAGCCAGCAUAAAUAAUUCUGUUAAUUCCUCCUUUCCCAUAGGAUUGUAGCAUUGAAACAUAGUUUCUGUGUCAAGGAAUAAGAGGAUUUCUUUUGUUCAGAACUCAAGGUGGACAAUGAACUGAUCUUUGUAUGUGGUACUAAUGUUUUGUGUUCGUUGAGAAAAAAAAUAGCAUGCGCUCCUUCUAAUAAUUUAUUGCGAUUCAAAUCCCAAGUCAUUCAUCCACCGACAAGGACACAAUCAGUAUUUUAGUAAUGGGAAUGUAAUGUGGCAAAUAAAACUUUUAUUAUGAAUAGGACCCCAAUUAGUUUUAUGUCUGCCUGCAUGGUGAGUUUUGUAUAACAUCAUUAAUUUUGAUCUAAUUAGUCCGUGAUACUCCUCUUGCAAAGCUUGUAAACCUCCACUUGUCACCUGAGAUUCUUCAUCUAACAAGAUGCUUGAAGCUAGCUUAGUGAUGACAGGGCCAUUUAUAUGUACCAUGGUUAAGUCUCUGGAAGCAACUCAUCUUGCAGCAAGAACCCUUUUGCAACUAAAGCCGUUUAUGUAUUUCCAGAAUAGUUUACCAUUCAGUAUCUACCACCCCCAUACUUUUCUCUUAAUCUCUCGCACAGCUUUUGCUCUUGGAUCAUGUCAGCAGUAAUCAUCAGUGUCUGAAAAAGAGUGUUCCAGUAGGACAAGGGGAUUAAAUAAGAAGAAGCUCCAUAAUUAUUAAGAAUUGCAAGAUUGCACGGGAGAACUUGCAGUGGUUGCAAGCAAUCCUACUGCUAGUCUCUCCCAGCUCCACCUGGAGACGCCAGGGAUUGAACAUGGGACCUUAUGCAUGCGCUCGCCCUCUGAGUCACAGCCUUUCACAGAAUAGCUCAGUUGGUUAGAGCGUGGUGCUGAUAAUGCCAAAGUUGUAGGUUCAAAACCCCGUAUGGGACAGCUGCAUAUUUCUACUUUGCAGGAGGUUGGACUAGAUGAUUCUCAGUGUCCCUUCCAACUCUACAGUUCUAUGAUUCCUGUGCACUGUGCAUAUAGCAACAUGGCUAUGCUAAACAAAAGGUGUUGAUUUUUUAAUACCCUUCCUUGGCAACGCAAACUUUUCUUGGCGCAGCAGAGGUUAAAAGGUCACAGUCCUCUCUGAUGGACUUCCUGGAUUUUAACUGCUGUGUAGGAAGGCUGAGAAACCUGAUUCUAAUGCUAUGCUGCAUAGUGGCAUCUUAGGCAUGGCAAGUGGGGCAGCGAUGUCCAGCUGUGCCCUGCUUGCCAUUUCAAACCCUUUUAUAUCAAUUAAUUGGUCAAGCCUCUAUGAAGUAGACACUGUGAAAUGCCAGAGCUCCAAGACCAUGCUAAAAUAGCACGAGGCUGUCACUGUCUGUACUCCCUCCUAAGCUUAGGAAAAGGAUAUGUGUAAGAAUGUCAUUGUGCAAUUCCUGGGCUGGGUGCUGGUGGUAGUUGUGUCCUCCCGAGCGAGGGGUGGGGGAGUUCUAUGUUUAGAGCAGUGCAGCCUUGCAUUAGUGCAGCCCCUCAUAGCAUUGCUAUGUGUGGCUGAUCUCCAAGUCAAAAUCCCCUUGUUUCCACAGCAGGGAGCAGGUAGAGGAGACAGGAAGUGCCCAUUGUGCUGGGUUGAAAACAGGGCAGAAUUCCCUUCCUGACCCCUUCCCUCUUGGCAGGUCAUGUUAAGCUGCAGGGAGAGUCUCUCCUUUCUCCGAAGCAUGUUAGGCUAGGCCAAUGUAGCCUGUGGGAAAUGUAGGGCUACUUGACAUUGUGUUAGCCCUGUAGAAACUGCUGUCCCCAGGGGGCAGCUGCUGGAGAUGAGAAGGGAGUCCUCUGUGGCUUGCUGGAGCGAGAGGGCUGAUGCCAGUCAGCCCAAUAAGUGGAAUGGGAGCAAAUGAAGAAGGCUGAAUGGGUGGGAAGGAGAGGAUUUUAAGCAGGGGGCUAAUUGAAAGGGAAAAUAAGCGAUACUUCUUCAGUAUUUUUGGGAGAAGGAGCUUGGCUUAUUUCUGUGGAAGUCUGAUGCAAGCAGAUGGCCCAUUGUUGGACUCCACUACAGUCUGCCCUGGUAGCACUACAACUAGCACAAAGUGAGCUUACCCAAAGGCCCAAAUGGGCUGGAAAACAAUGCUUCUUAUCAUUACAGCACCUUUCCUUUCUUCAGUCUUAUGUUCUUUUAGCAAUUAAUCACUUGUGUGUGUGUUUUUAAAUCUGCAGGUCCAUUUAUCAGUGUGGUGCUCUCAAAGCUGGAAAACAUGUUGGAGAACUCCUUGCAUGUCAACUUGCUGCUCAUUGGCAUUGUCACUCAUCUGGCAAGUUACCCACAGCCCCUCCUUCGUUCCUUUCUGCUCAAUACCAACAUGGUGUUCCAGCCUAGUGUGCGGUCAUUGUACCAGGUACUUCAUGAUUGUUUGACAGAAGUCCUAAUAUGGUUGAAGAUAUAAUUUUUGUUAAACAUUCUCGGUAUAUAGUAACAUCAUUAUGCAUGAAUGCUAGAAUGGCAGAAUGACAUAAGCAACAGCCAGGUCCUUGCUCCAAGGAGUUUAUAGUCAUCCUUCUAAGAGGAAAAGGGAAUAAGGAAUGAAUGCAAGCAAAUGUGGUUGGGUUUUAGCGUCAGUUUGUUCUACACUUUAUAGCCCUGCAUAUUUGCAGCUUAGGGACGCGAGUGGCGUUGUGGGUUAAACCACAGAGCCUAGGACUUGCUGAUCAGAAGGUCGGCGGUUCGAACCCCCAUGACAGGGUAAGCUCCCGUUACUCGGUCUCAGCUCCUGCCCACCUAGCAGUUCGAAAGCAGGUCAAAGUGCAAGUAGAUAAAUAGGUACUGCUUGGGCGGGAAGGUAAAUGGUGUUUCCGUGCGCUGCUCUGGUUUGCCAGAAGUGGCUUGGUCCUGCUGGCCACAUGACCCAGAAGCUGUACGCCGGCUCCCUCAGCCAAUAAAGUGAGAUGAGCACCACAACCCCAGAGUCGUCUGCGACUGGACCUAAUGGUCAGGGGUCCCUUUACCUUUAUUUGCAGCUUAACUCUAAUUGGGCCUCACUCCACAAGGCUGCAAUGAGAAAUCUAGAGAUCUCCCUUGUGAAUUUCCAUUGUUUCUAAUCACACUUCAGUAGAAUAAGACGCCCUGUGCCACCCCUUCCUUUAAAAACAAAGAAUUGCAAAAUACUUUACCCUGAUCUUUUUCUUUAGUUGCCACUGAAUGGUGCCUUAAAGUUGAUGCGUUAAUAAUGCUGUUGGGCAGAGCUUGGCACCACAGCUGCCCUUAAUGUGAUUUUGAGAGCAAGGGACACAGUAAACAGAUGAGUUGGGACACAACUCAAAUGACAAUAUAAAGAUUUAUUGCUGCUAUUGUUUUGGCAGGUGCUGGCAUCUGUGAAAAACAAAAUUGAGCAGUUUGCUUCCAUUGAAAAGGACUUCCCUGGACUACUCAUAGAAGCCCAGCAAUACCUGCUUUUACGGGUGGACAUGUCAGAUAUUCCUCUGGAGUCAUUGACUAAAGGCAAGUGACUACUAUUCUUAAAAGCAUAAAAUUAUUUUUUAAAAAACAUGUAUUACUAUCUAUUACUUAUUUUUAACAAGAUCUCAAAUUAGUAAGAUGUUCACUAUGUUUAUGUUCCUAUGAAAGCAUGUUUUGGGUUUGCUUUAACUAUGUGGUAGUCUUAAUAUAUUGGGAUUAAAUACAAUGUGAAACAUCCCACCCACCCUUCCUUUAGAUGGAGAAGGUUGGAAUAUUUUGAGUGUUCGCUUCACUAUGUGGUCGCACCGCUGGGAGUACAGGCCACUCCACACUGGGCCCUGCGGUGCCUGCGCUGAGCCUUUCAGGAAGAUCUAUGGAACAGUAUCAAAGGUGUCUGCAGAACUAUCCUAUAAUAAGAGACCUGGUUAAAGGACAUACAGGCUGUGGCUGCUUUCUUGUAGAAGCAGGGUGAAGCAACAAUCUUGCCUUGUCUGCAAGAGCAAAAUUUAGAUACCCUGUUAGGUUUACAGGAACAGAAGAAUUUGCCUUAUAUUUAUUAGGGCAGACUUAGUUGCAUAUAUAGCUUAGUAUUGUCUACUCUGACUGGCAGCAGCUCCCCAGGAUCUGGGGCAGAUGUAUUCCCCAUCCCCUGCUAUCUUAUCCUUUUAACUGGUGAUGCCAUUGAUUACACUCGGAAUCUCCUGCACAGAAAGCCUGUGCUAUACAUUGGAGGUGUGUUCUCUUCCCCUUCCUCAUCUCCUCUUCCUCCAAGCAGCUGUGGGCAAUGUACAUGGUUGUCUUGGUUAAUUCUCAUUACAAGGCACCAAGGUAGGAUAGGUUGAGAUAGGUAACUUGCCCAGGUUGACCCAGUUAUCUUUAUGACAAUGGACCCCACUCCCUUAAAAUAUCUCUGUAAGGGCACGGCCGCUUUUCACUAUAACUUCUAACUCCUGAAGGGAGUAACCAUGUUUUCUUCUUUUCAGGACUAGCAGAAGGGUAACUGGUAAUAUGUGUGUGAGUUGUUUUAUUUUUAGAAUGACCAUGUGAUGGGGAGUGUGGUUGCAAACAUUCAUUUAGGAAUCCUAGUGGUGGGGGGGAACCUCUGCAGUUUAUGCAUUGUCGUGAGAGAUGAGCAUGUCCAACAUUUCAUGAAUGUGCUCUCUCAAGUGGAGUUGACCAUGUUAAAAAUAAGUCCUUCCAUAACUCCCUGGGGGUGAGGGGAGGAGUUGUUUGGUCUUAUCAUGCGGAACAGCUUCCCCAUCUGCAGCUGCCUUCUGAAUAUAUUACCACCAGUUCUCAUGCGUUAGCCAGUCAAGUUUUAUUACUGCGACCGAAGCACAAGCAGGGUCAUGAGUAGUAAAGUGUAUUACCUGUGACAGAAAGGUAUGCACCUUUUCUGUUAUUCUUUCUCCAGACCUUCUUGCAGAGAAUUCCCAGGUUGCCUACUUACAACCAUGCAGUCUCGGAGGUUUUUUUGUGUGCAAAAGCUGUUUAAAAGGAAACUUGGGAGAUAAAACUAUCCAUGUGCACUAGAGGUCACUUCCUUUAAACAGCUCUUGUACCAAAUCUCCAAACUGCUUCUUAAAUUUGGGACUUUGAGUUCCUUGUCACCCAGUUAUUAGUGUGCUGAAUGAGUAGUUCUAUUUGUCGUACUAGGAUUUGGAUGUCACCUGUCAAGGUAGAGCUGUUGCCACAGAGAUAUCAGAUUUUCCUAACUAACAUAAACCCAUAGGCUUCAAUGGAUCUGUACUAAGCAUGACUAAGUCUGGAAACAAGCCAUGCUGAUUGAAAGAAAAGCCUUUGCUUAUUUGUUUGAGGGGGUCAGCAAACUAUUCAAAUAGGGAUGGUGAGGUCCCUUGCAAAAGUACUACAGAGCAGCAGCCAGCAGUAAUGGGAUAAGAAGCGAGAUCUGUUUAUGGAUUGUUAAGCAAAGGGUAGGAAUCAACAGAAAGUUCUCAAAGUGAAGGGAAGUAAACAGCAGAGGCUCCUCAAGGAUUGUUGGAACUGGUGCAAUUUUACUUAUUCACAAAGGACGCAUAGUCAGAGGUGAUGAUGACUGUCACAGUUUCUUGCCUACCCCAAAUUAAUCAGGAUGGUGACAUCCCAAGCAGUGUUUGAAGAGCUCUCUAUAAAGAAUGUCCUUGUGUUGGAGGAGGUUUUUUUAAUUGAGAUGAAAGAUGACCAAGAAGAAGCAAGUCACAGGUUUACAAAACUAUGAAGAAUGUGGGGAAAGGGUAUCUCUCCUCUCCCUACACCUCACUGAUGAUGUCUGCUUGGUUAUAGGUUGAUGAUAAACAAAUCAAAGCACUACUUCACACAGUAUGCAGUGACCAUCACAAGCUGAUGUGGUAUAAUGACCACCAACAGAUGUGGUGGUAGAUUGCUCUUAGACCAAUGCAUAGAUAAUAGGUUUGGCAGCCAUGCCUAAAUGGAACCUCUGUCUUCAGAGACAAUAUACCUCUGUUUCCUGAAUCAUCUGGAAGUAAUGUGGAUGUUCCGUAGACUGAAGUUGGUCUGUGUUCUGCUUUCAUAAUUAAAUUCCUGCCCCUUCCCCCCAGUCCUGGUUCUUAUCUUGCUGGAAUCACUGUAUCAGAGCACUGUUCUUGUGGGUAUAAAUUUUCAUUAGAAGCUAUGUUCAGGGGGUAAUGGGGAAAUGUGCAGAAUCUGAUGAGCACAGUAACCAUAGUGACUAAUUGCUUACCAGUAGUAUGUGUAAAGAAGUCACUUAUUUUGGGAAGUAAAAUCCUUGCCUUUCUGCUUGAUUUAAUUUGAAGCAUUUCAGUAGUGCUGUGGGAAGCAGCAGAGGCCAAUGUCUCCUCCCCCUCCCUUUGAGGGUUCAUCUUAAUGUAGCUCCAUUUAUAAUUGACAUACUGACAUCUUCUAAUAUACUAUGGAGCUUGCAAGAUCAUUGCCUGCUUCUUAAUGUAUUAUUAUCCUAUCAUGGGUGUGUGCAGUAAAUAAGAUGCUUAGUAGAGGUCAUAGGAUUUGGGAAGCUGUUUCAGAUAACUACUACAGAAAAGCUUGCUGUUGUGAGGCACUGUAGCUUGAGCUAUGGAUUUUGGGUUUGAAACCCAACAUCCAAUGACUGGGAUCAACAGUUGCUUAGGUUCCUGCCUAUGGCUUCCAUUAUGGCUGACUCCUAGGUUAUAUCAUCAACUGCAUCUGAAUCAGGCCUAGGUUUCAAAAUGAGACUUAAUGGGGACACGAGGAAUGCUUUUAGAGGGGAAAAACAAGCCUCAAACUCCCUCGAGGACAUAGAAUUAUAUUUAUGUUUCUUUGGAUCCUGGCUCCCAUUUUAGGUCUUCCCUUAGGGCUCACUAUGAGAUCUUUUCCUAUCAUAUUCUUAGCGUGGCUUCAUCUAGCCAAAACACUUAUUCAUGCUGUGUGAACAAGUCCCAAUAUUCAGUGAAUAUUAUUAUAGUUUGGUUCAUAUUAUUUAGUUCUUCAUCUCUCUCCCCCCCACACCCCAACACCUUUAUUAUUAAAAAAAAUUGGAUUGAUCAUUUGCAAAGAUGUUGCACAUUUUUUAAUAUAUCUGAACACAGGCUACAGUCACUGCCUGUGCUGCCCCCCCCCCCCCACAACAUGCACAACCAUAUUAAGGCUUAUAGAAUAAACAAAUGCCUGGAUAGCUGCAAGUUUGGCGCUUAGUCAAGCUCAUAAUGUCAGCAAUCAAAUUGCAGUGCCUGCAGCCAGUUGUCCAUCAACUUGUAUCAUUAUGUCAAUUAGGGAAUAUAAGGUAGAAAUGGCCUGUGGUAAUGGUAUAUACAAGACUAUUUGAACUGUGCCUAGGUUAUGGCGGAAUGCUCAGAUCCAAUUUUACCAAUAAAAUGAACACUUUUCUUCCUCGAGCUGUAAAGUAAAUGUGGUUUGUAUAUGUAUACGGGGAAUUUUUUUGGCACCACCUUACAUUUUGAAUACCGAUGGAUUUAUAUUCAGCCUUAAUGACGACGAUUUUGUUUAAGAUUAGAGCAUACAGAAAACAUGUGCAUGUAGGAAAUGUAUUUACUGGAGACUAGAAAGCUAUAUUGUAAGGUGUAAAGGUAAAGGACCCCUGGACAGUUAAGUUCAGUCAAGGUUGAUUAUGAGGUGUGGUGCUCAUCUUGCUUCAGGCCGAAGAAGCUGCCGCUUGUCCGCAGACAGCUUUCUUCUUUCUUUUUUUUAAAUGAUAUUUAUUAAGCAUUUUAAAGUUACAGAAAAAACAAAGAGACAAAGAAGAAGGAAAAAAAAAACAAGGGAAAAGCAAACAGCAGUCAAACAAUACAAAUCAAUAAAAAUAAAAAAACAAAAACAAAACACAUCAAAAUCCAAAAAACAAAAGUAAACCACAAACAUUUAAAAACAAAUCCAAUAUUCCCAAAUCCUUAACUGUCAUUGCCUUAUUUCAUCGACCUCCUCACACCUCCCUUUUAUGUAUACCAUUUAUUAAUUAUAACAGCAAAUCCUUCCCAUUUUUCAUAAUAUUCUGUCAUUAAAUUACCUUAAUCUAUUUUAACCUUAUCUUACUAUAAAAGACCCUAAAACUUAAAACUUAAAUCUUAUUUAUACCAAUUUCUCAUAACCAUAACAUAUUCUUGCAUAGUUCUUUUUAACAUUUCUGCUAGAGCCAAAUAGUUUCGUUCCAACAUUUUUCUAAUACUCAUUAAUUUUACAAAACAAUCCUGAGUAAAAAAUUUUUAAAACUUUCUUCCAAUCUUCAUCCAACGUCUCUUCCUCCUGGUCCCGGGUUUUGUCAGUCCUUUCUGUCCCAUCCAUCUAGUUCAUUAACCUGGUAAUCUUAUGUCCGAGGCCCUUAAGUCUCUUCCAUGUCCCUUCCGCAGAUCUUCUUCAUAUUUAUACCUGUACUUUGUCUCCUGGUCCUUUCACUCGUGGAAACUCCAACUUGACAGUAUUUUUGUCCCUUCUCGACAGAUCAGCCCCUUUUCCAUAGUCCACACUGAACUCCAUGUGAUAUUUAAAAGCAUGUUUCAAGGUCCCUCCAGAGUUGAGGACCCCCACAUCUCCAAACUCCUCACGGCCCAUUGCCAGACUUGAAAAGUCAAGACAUCCCUGCAUAGGGGGGUCUAUCCAGCCCCCCAUCUCCAAGCCCAACAAAACUCUAUCUCUCCAAAUUGGGCUUUUUCCAAGUUCAUUUGUCAAAUCCAACAGCUCAUGUUCCUGCUGGGCCACAGCUCCCUCCAUCUCUGCCACCCGAGGUCCAACAACAAUCUCCUCCCUCAUCUGAUCUGUCAGAGCACCCUCCUGAGUUGAUUCCUAGGUGGGUUCUAUAUAGAUACCCACUACCUGUCCAAAAUUUCUAAUCGCAACAGUCAUCAAAUCCGUCUUCUCAUGUAACUGUUCCAAUAAAGCACUUGUCUUACAGAAAGCACGCACCAGAGCCUCUGAAUACAUUGUUAUGCAAGGUCAGAAGUCUGUUCCCACGAUCUUAAUCUGUUUGCAGCUUCGAAGCUCCCCAGUUCAAGUUUAAUAACAAUUUCACAAGCUCCCUCUAGGGGAAGAACUUCUAUUUGUAUCAAUCUCUUUUCUUCUUCUUCUUCUUUUUUAACAGCAGAUCUAACAACAAAGUUUCCUUUUUCAGAUAUUUUGUCAAUAUUUGUUCCUUUAAAAUGCGAAAGAGAACAAUGGAAUCACUAUGUUUCUCUUCUUUUAACUGUCUGUCAAAAACAUUUGUCUAUAGUCAAUGAACUUCCCAAAACUGUCUGUCCUGACACCCCGCUCCCAGGUUCAAGACGGUGGAAAAUUACUUUUCUUUACACUCUCUCCUGCAAGUUUAAACAAUCCGGAAAAAAUCCCCCUUCUUCUCCUGCUUCCGAAGGGGGUUCAGUAGUUUUAGAUGAUGAAAGUUGAUCCUUUACAAACAAUUUUCUGAACUCUAGUUUGCCAUGUCUUUGCUUUAAUCUAUCUACAAGAAACGGAAGGCUGACUUCCUGUUUAGACCUUUCGCUCCACGGAAGAAGCAGUUGACUCUCAGCACCGCGCCACUAGCCCCUCUUCACUACAAAGCCCGUAGUUGGGUUCCUUUACGGAUUGGGGGGGGGGCGCGAAAGGUGCCCGCCGAGUCCCAUGGUCACAGGCUUCCUCCGCCUGUGAUUUUUUGAAGGGUCCCCGCUUCGCCGUAGCGGAACAGACCCGUUUUCCGUGGAGCCAGUCCCUCCGGAUCAGAGGGAGUCUGCCAUUACCGAUGGCGCCACCCCGGAAGUCCCUCGUCCCCCCAGACAGCUUUCUGGGCCUCGGUCCUGUGUAACUGAAGGAGCGUCUCCACCCCAUCAUUCAGCCUGGACACUGAGGUCCAGCGCCGAGAGCCUUCUGGCGGUUCCCUCGCUGCGAGAAGUGAGAUUACAGGGAACCAGGCAGAGGGCCUUCUUGGUAGUGGUGCCUGCCCUGUGGAACGCCCUCCCAGCAGAUGUCAAGGCAAUAAGCAACUAUUUUACUUUUAAAAGACAACUGAAGGUGGCCCUGUUUAGGGAAGCUUUUAAUAUUUGAUGCUGUAUUGUUUUUAAUAUUUGGUUGGAAGCCGCCCAGAGUGGCUGGGGAAACGCAGCCAGGUGGGCGGGGUAUAAAUAAACAAUAAUAAUAAUAAUAAUUCCAGGUCAUGUGGCCAGCCUGACUAAACCGCUUCUGGCACAACAGAACACUGUGACGUGAUAAAGCCAGAAUUCAGAGACUACCAGUCCUGGUUCUCUAUUGGUGGAAUAAGAAUACUUACAACUGAACUUCCUAGGGUGGUUGUGUGGGUGAAAGAAAAUGAGAAUUGUAAAGCACCUGGCAGAUUUUGAAAGUGCUAUAGGAAUUAUUUAAAACUGAUUCUGGGCUAGAGUUCCCUGUACUAAACUUAGGUUGCAGUUGUCUUAAUCACUUUUGCACCAAAACAAAUUUAUUUUUCUCUUUCUCCUUUUCAGACAAUGCACAGCACAACCAUGCUUUGGGCAAAGGCAGAAACGUUUCUGAGGCUUCCCAGGUCAUCCUGCAACCUUUCUUUGGAAGCAAGGCAAAGAAAGGAACGGCUCUUCCCAGCGCCCCCCUGCACAUCCGGAAUGCCAUCCUGGCAGCUGCCCUCUUCCCAGAAUUUCUCAAGGAGUUGGCUGCUCUUGCACAGGAACACUCCAUACUCUGUUACAAAGUAUUUGGUGACUUUGAGAAUUUUUAUUAGUUUUGAGACUUUUAAAAAAAGGAUGUUUUAAUUUAAAAAAAACCACAGAGAGCUACUUAUAAAGGAAAAUUCUACUUUAUGUUCCUGGUAAUACUUGAUUGGGAGAAACUGUUACACCUUUAUGUUGGGCCUUAUUUCCUAGUGUGCAGCAUAGACACUUGAUGUAUUAAUGGAAUGAUUUCUUAUUUUACCAUAUUCCCACCCUUGAACUUCCUUACCUCAAGAUCCCUUCUUUUAAACUCUGCUAUAGACACUUUUGGGGGGAAAAAGGCACAAUUGUGUAACCAGCUGAAAGGUGAUUUGCUUUUGUGGGUUGUUUUUUCCCCCUAUCUAGGAAAGUUGGUUGCUUCGUAAGAGUGCGCUUACCAGGAUGAGCAUGUCAAAUCUGAUAAGCCUUUUAUGCAAAUAACGUUUAAGGUAUCUAUUUGCCGGGGGAGGUUCGCAAUUCCUCCCCUACUUUCUGCAUUGCGAGUUGUGAAUCCAAAUGGAUUCAACAAAUAUAAGCCUGCGACUUGCUAGAAGCAGGUGCUGUGCUGAAUACAUACCAUAUUGCCUUACACUGUGGACAAGUCUGACACUCUCAGCUGUUGAUUCCUUUGAAGUUUAAAUGAAAUGAGUAAAUGGAUGUUGAGUGCAGACUGUAUGGAAUUCCCUCCUCCCCCCCCCCCGGCCAUUUUUCAGCAUUCUUUGAAAAUGCUAGAUCUCUACCUAAACUAAACUAAACGCUCAAGCCUUAAAUUUUAGUAAUAUUUGCACACAAUGAAAUGUUUCUAUGCAAACCGUAGCCUUUUUUGGUAGACCAUAUUUGUACACUUUUAUUGAUAAGCUGAACACAAAUGCUCCAGUUAUUGUUUGAGUAGUGUUAAAAGGUUACCUUCAUCUGGGAGUUGUUACUAUCUAUUUUUUAAGUACUAUUUUUUUAAACAAAAUUGAAAAAAAUAGCCUGCCUUUAUAAGCUGUGUUUUUUUUUCUUUUUAGCUUAAAAUGUUACUUUGGUUCAAGGAAAGCUUUGUGGUAUUGUAAAACACUAGCUGUUUAUUUAUGAUGUAUGUUGACUUGUCCUAACAUUGCACUUUUGAAGGAUGGUAGAAAUGUUUUGCUCCCUAGUAGUAGAGGAGAGGAUGUUACUUGGGACAGAUACACUAGAACCUGUUGCAGCUGCUGCCCAAUAGCUUAAGAACAUUUUCUUUUGUGAGUAAUGAGACUCAUUAGAACGGGUCCAAACAUGAUGAAUUGCUGCAUUACAGCUGCAUUUCAGUUUGUGCUAGUAAGAGUAAUUGUUCCUCCAGUGCUGAAGUUGGCUUUGUGUUAAUAGUGGCUCUGUGCUUGAAAGCCUUCAUUUUCUUUUACAGUAGGUGAAUAUGACAAACUGCUCCAAACCCAAUGAAAACAGUAUCUGAAGACAAGACUUUGCUCCUCUUUGUAAAUUCCAUAUUGAGGUACUAACAGUAGCAGUUGGGGUUUGCAUGUUCUAUUGCUAGAACAUGGCACCUGAGCAAAUGGGAAUUUCACAGACACCUUUCAGGAGGGUUGCCUAAAAUGGUGUGUAUAUUUGUUUAGAAGUGCAAUAAUGGCAAGAGAGGGAUUUCAGUGUCCCAUUUCUUGCUCCACUGGUCUACUGUGACUGGGUCCAUUUGCUUAGUCUCCUCUCCCACCAUCAUCCAUGGACGGAAUUAGAAUCCUGCAGGCCAUAGAAAUCAAAGAGGAGAGCUUCUUCCUUUAGCUUCUCAAAGCAUUGCAAGCUGUAAAAAUCUUACGCAGGGAAGGAUCUGCCAGUCCUGUUACUUGGCCCGUUCCCCAUGUCUGGUGACAUCUUCAUAAAAAAUAAAAUGAUCUCAUAAUUCUAGUCCUGCUACCUUCUCUGUGGGAAGCGAUCCAUCCUUUUGAUUGACUGAUUAAUUGUGUAUGUGUUAACUGUAGCAGAUUUUUUAAAAAAUUGCUCUCAAAAGACAUUGUAUUUUCAUGCUCUUAUUUAAAGUUAAGAUAGGUGAGGUUUUUAAAAUAACGUGGGUGUGUUAAUCACAUAAAAUGUGAUUAUAUUUGCUGCAUUUGAAAAUCAGACAUUUAAAACGUUGCACAUUUGAAAACCAGCAAGGCUACCAUAGUAUGGACUAUGCAGUAGUUUCAUUAAAUUUUGACAUGCUUGUUGCUGAAAGGGAGCAGUCAUAUGCACACACCCUCGCAAUGUUUAGGCUUGGUUCAAGGCUUAACAGAGCAUUUAAUAGUGGUAUAGAAAAGUAUAACAGAUUACUUUGUUAGAAACUAUUCAUCUUUUGUUUGAAUCAUGAUUACAGCAGGAAGGGCAGAUUCCACUUGUUGGUCAGUCAGUGAAAUGUAGGCCCAGGAUAUGGCAUCUUAUAUUAAUCAGGAAAGGGCCAUAGUUCAGUGGCAGAACAUGUGCUUUCCAUGAAAAAGGUAGCAGCAUCAAUCCCUGGCAUCUCCAGGUAAGACUGUGAAAGAUUCCUGUCUUAAACUCUGCUUAUUAAGUCAAGUUGCCCUCAAGCCGUUCACCAAUCUUCUGAGCUGCAUUCAGUGGAGAUACUUUGUGCCUCUCUUAUGUAAGCCACUGUUAACAUUUGUGAAGUUAGGUUCUUGCUGAGAGUAGAGAGAGGCUAUUUGGUCUCUGUGGAUUUUAAUAAAAUUUAAAAAUUAUGAAUUGGAGAAUUACUAUACACAGUCUUUACAGUGACUUUUUGGAGGGUUAGUAAUAGAAAACCACCGAAUGAUAUAGACAAAUAAGUAAAAAUGACAGCUACAAAUUGCUGGCAAGCUUGAUGAUCCUUGACACAUAGGAGUACAAAAUACAAAGACUUUGCUAUUUUGGCUUGUUUCAUGUCAAAAAGCACCCAAAUCUUUUUUUAAAAAAAAACAACCACCCCUCCAAACAUCUCUGAAAUUGAGUGCUGCAGUCUUCUGGUGUAAUUAUCCGAGCCAUGAUUAUAGCACUAAUUCAAGCUGUAGUGUUGUAAUUAUUCCUAUAUAAAUGCCAUCUCAGGGAAAGUGAAAAUUGCAUCUUGCUUAAUGUGGCUUUGGAUUGCUUUGCAUAAGUAAGCUAUUUGGAAUAAUUUAGUGAUGGGUACUAGCCCAAAAAGGCAUUUAGAAAGCAAGCUAGCCCUAAAAUACUUCUGCAGCGGGAAUAGUUAACAGCUUUCCUUAAGUCGGCUCAAAUUAAGCAUUUUGCUGAUUUGACUACCAUUCUACUAGGGUUUGUUGUGCAUAUGUUAAAGUGACUGGAUCUUUGUGGCCAUUGAUUUAACACUCACAUGAGACCUCUGUGUUCAGGCUUGGCUUUAAAACAACAACAACACUUUUAGUCUUAAGUAGAAUAUAUUCCAUUGCCCUGUCUCUACAGUUCUCUCUAUGCAUCUGAUGAAGUACAUUCUUCCCACAAUUGACAGCUCAUGCCACCGUCACGUUAUCUGUCGUUAAGGUGCCACAGCUACUCUAAUUAGUUGGACUAUGUGAAAACUGACUUUUUUAAACACUGACAAAUUCUACUCCUUGCAGAAUACAGGAAUGUUAACCCAAAGAUGCUGUACGCAGACAAACUAAUUUUUUUUUAAUCAUUCUUUUGUUUUCCAAGAGCACUUUGGGUGCAUUUUAAUCAAACAUAGAUUUACCAAGCUAAAUGUUGUCCAAUCACAAAAUUAAUAGCCGAUUUGAUUUUUUUUCACACCCAAAAACAUAUUUUUAAGACCCCUCACUGAAGAAAUUUGCAAAAAUUAAGUUUCAUCCCCUAAAAUGACACACCCUACUGCCUCUCAGCAAUCUUACAAUAUUAUAGGAGGAAAAAAGUAAGUCUCUAAUGUGCUUCCUGCAUUUGCACCAAGAUUAGUGUGUGGCAUACUAUGGCCUAUCUGCUGCUACAAUGUAAUUUUUAAUAUACUUAUAAUAUUCUUUACAGACCUUAUCUCCUUAAUUGUAGAAAAUGAGGAGGACUAUACUCUCAAUUUUUGUGGGUUUCAUUUGUGUGUUCUUCCAGCUUAUUUAUUUGCAGCACAAAAAGACUUUAAUACAAUGAAUCUGAAUUCAGUUGUCUUUAGUUUCUCUAUUCUAAGCACUUUAAAGACAUUUCCCUACAUCACAAAGCAACUUAUGAAUAUACUGCUCCUCAACCUGCUGCUACAUCAACUACUGUUCUCUAGAGUCUCCCUGUUGCAUAGGUUCAAACAUAUCUGGAUAUAUCCUUUCACAGUUCUCUGCAUCCCACUCUCCAGUUAAUGAUUUCUACAAAACAAAAUACAUUCUCUGGCCCACCAACACCACCUAUGGCCCAUGCCUAUUCCUGGCAAGAAGCCAUGCAAAAUAUAGUAGGUUGUUUCCAGGCUUUUAAGGUAAGGCUGAAGUUAUCACAAGACAGCUAUAUGUUUUCUUCUCUAUGCCUCUUCAUUACAAGGCAAAUUAUAGCAUCUCACCCCAGUUGCAAUUCCUGUGUCAUCUUUCAAGGGCAGCCUUGCAUCCAACAUAUUACUCUCAUGCCUCUAAAAGGGGACAGAACUUACACAGCUAAGAAAAUGUAUUCCUGGAUACUCACACUUUGUCCAGGAGAACUGUCAGGCUCCAAACCUGUUCGCCUUUAAAAACAAACAGGACAAUGAUCAAGAUUGGUGGGAUUACUCCUUCUUGCCUUGACUCAGUGUCAGUUUUUCAUCCACUUGCUGCUGCUUCCAGAAUAAAAGGACAAUCUGUGGGUACCUAGUUAAUAAAAUGUAGAGCUGGAUGCUUCUAAUUCAUUGAUAAAAAGUUAAAGGUACCCCUGACCGUUAGGUCUGGUCACGGACGUUUCUGGGGUUGCGCGCUCAUCUUGCUCUAUAGGCCGAGCGAGCCAGUGUUUGUCCAGCAGACAGCUUCCGGGUCAUGUGGCCAGCAUGACUAAGCCACUUCUGGUGAACCAGAGCAGCACAUGGAAACGCCGUUUACCUUCCCGCCGGAGCAGUACUUAUUUAUCUACUUGCACUUUGACGUGCCUUUGAACUCCUAGGUGGGCAGGAACUGGGACCAAACAACGGGAGCUCACCCCGUCGUGGGGAUUUGAACCACCAACCUUCUGAUCGGCAAGUCCUAGGCUCUGUGGUUUAACCCACAGUGCCACCCGCGUCCCUCUAAUUCAUUGAUACCAUACUUAAAUUUGGAUUGAUUUUCUCCAGAAACUACGCAACAAUGUUAAACUGCAAUGCCAAUAAACCAGAGCCUUUCAGAACACUUCAGGUCAGUUUCUUAUAGUACUGAAGUAGUCUUUCUACUAACUUACUGUUGACUUAGGUGAGAUAGAAAAGAUACAAGCCAUUAGAGUCUUGUCUAGAGUCCCCUAGCUAUAAUUUAAUCUAUGAUAUUAGAGCCGCAGAGAGCACCAACUCAAUCAUCAGUGAGAUAGUAUCUUUGUUAAUUUCAGAAGCAGAUUACCCAUUAAGUUCACUAAUACCACCUUCACAGUAAUGAGUCCCACAGCUAGGCCACAAUUUGCAGGGGAAGAAGUUUAGUGAGGAUACUAUAUCCAAGCAUGUUUGCUCAGCUAUCGCUUCAGUAGCUUUUCUAAAAAGGGGAGGCUGAAUGUUAGUCUUUAACUAAGAAUAAUACAGCCAAUUAUACACACCUGUAUCCACUGUCUCCUUUCUAGGGAAGUUAGCUGCAUGUUUAGUUAUACAGGAAUAAGUAUUACAAAGUAUUAUUACUUUUAUUACUAAUGGAUAAAGCAGCAUCCUUCUGAAGAACCCAUUUAUGAUAGAGGAUUGUUUCCCUCAAGAAUUAAUGCUGUUAAAUGACCUUUGCUAAAAUCCACUUCUGCUAGACUUGACAAGGCAUGAUGUAUGCACAUCAUGCAGGCACAUCAUGCCUAUGCUAACUUUCCAGAACCCCAAACAUACUCUUGAAAUAGUAGAUUUUUACAGCUGCAAAAAAAGUGGUUCUUUCCAAAGCUUCUACUACCGUGGACACUGUAUUUACAAUGUGGUGUCUAUGGCAGUUAAGCACAUGGUAUCCUUGUAAUAAGGUCAGUAACCUCUACAAGAUUUAGUAACACAAUUGGGAACCAGGGUGAUGGUACAAGAUUGGAACUAGCUCGAGGUACAAUAACUCCUGGAACUUGUAAAACAGCAUUCCAAGCAAGCACUUCCUCUACACAAAGUUGAUGGCCAGCACUUCAGUUUCUGGUCAAACACCAAACAAGAAAAACAACAAAGCGACAUGUUUAAUUCUUAGCUUUUUAAAAAACCUGGUUGCUUGUUAACUACGCUAUCUUUUUCCACAGAUUUUGACAGACAAAAAGAGGCUUAUGAAUCUUACUGGUUGCUUUUGGUAGAAGAGUUGAUGCUGAAGUUCAGUUUCAAUUCUAGUAACUUGUUUCAAAUUAUUCUUAUACUGUAUAGCCAAAGCACCUAUUGCCAGAGUUGUAUUGAAAAUGGUAAUUCAAACACUAAAAUCUGGCAAAUCUAUCUAUCCAUGAUUGAUUGAAUGCAUAGCGUUGUUACGUUUUGAUACCAUGCAUAAUAUUCCUAAUUCAUUGCUACUCUCAUAUAGGAAUGUUCAUUCAGAUAGUUAUUGAUACCUGAAAAGAGCCUUCUGCCUAGGAUGGAGAUACAUAUUCAGAUGUACAUCUGAAUCACCUACCCAACACAAGCCUGCUAGUAUACAUAGGGCACACUGGAUGAUGGUUUCCAUCAGUUUUAUUCAAAACAGUACAAAAUACCUACAGGGACAGACAGGUGUUCUAUAGAACAGAAUAGUACCUAGUUUUUAUUAAAAAAUAAGACACAAAAGGCUUUGUCUUCAAUUUGGUAAGUGUUAUGGUUUCUCUAAUUUUGACACUGUGAUGCCCUAUUAUAACUAGCCAGUAUGGUGUAGACACAGCAUGAAAAUGGCUAUAUAAUAGGUAAAAGGUAAAUGACCCCUGGACAGUUAAGUCCAGUCAAAGGCGACUGGGGUACGGGCUAUAUAAUAUAAGACAACAAAGAGGAGUCUGGUAUUAUGAGUCAAAUGAGGUUUUAUAUCACCUAUGAUUGUCGACAUAAAUGACCACUCCACUGUGCUUUUCUUUCUCAUACAUUUGAUCUGGAAUUUAAUUGCCACUAUCUUUGUUUUGAGCGUGUUGUUUUAUAACCCCUGUUACAGCUACUGUAUGAACCUAUAUACCUGCAACUGAGGAAAAUACGCCAUGCGUCUAGCAAAGAAUGCAGCAGAAUUUAGUCUAUGAAAGCUUAUGCCGUAACAUUUGUUAGUCUUUUUAAGGUGCCACAAGACUUUGUUUUUUGCUGCACAUGAACCCCUCUGGAAAUUGUAUAAACCACACACUGUUAAUUGAAAUGUAAUGUGAACCAAGAGACAUUAAAACACAAAGCUUUCUUUGC